UUUAGGGCCCCUAUGAGGAGGACUAAAAGAUUUCAGGUCUCUUUUAUCCCCAGUGCAAUUUGUUUAUUGAAUAGCAGUUGACCCUCAGGCUGCUCAUGUUGUAUUGUGUUAUUGUGUUGUUUUUAAUUGUUCUGUUUUUUAAAUUUAUGUUGUCAUUGUGUACUUGUCUUUUGUGAGCCCUGCUGCAAAACUAAUUUCUCUUUACGGGACAACAAAGAGAUUUUGAUUCUGAUACAGGGCUUAAAUUAAAGGGUCCCAACUUUUUAAGAAUUGGGACUGUAAAAAAUAGUCUUUAAAAAUGAGCAAUCAGCACGCUAUAAACAUUACCACACUUGACCACCAGGUGGCAGCGUUCUACUAACAAUACCAGCAGCACUCCCACAUGUUCUGUAACACCUGCCUGACAGGUACAGCUUUUAAACGAACCAAGAGGGAAUAUAAUACUGGAAUAAUCUUAAAUUAUACUUUGAUAAAUAUUCCAGGAAACGGCAGUGGAAGUGGAGACAGUUCUGGUUGCUCUCUCAAGUGUGUUUACAUUGUAGGAUGUAUCUAUGGGUAGCUCCUCUCAAGUGCGUCGAGACCAUUAAUAGACAAAGACAAAUAUACCAGGAUGGAAACCCUUAAACUGCUUCUUUUCAGCUCCGUUUUGUAACUACAUUCAUACCUAUAGAGCAAAACUGUAAGGUUACAAAAGCAGCCUACCACAUCUCUGUCUCUUUAACCAGCAGGCUCACUGUCACUCUGGUCCCUCCCAUUCUCACAGCCCCUCCAGUGUUGCUGGCCUGAGAUGGGAGCACACACAGCAGCACCAUCACGGCCAAAGAAACGGGAUAAACCGAGGGGGGAAAAGAGCAGCAAAAACAUUACACUACUUCGUUCAAGCCGUGGAAUAAAAAUGGGAUAACGAGACGGUUUGUUUCCUCACACCGGAUCAUCGCAGCUUGAUCGCGCCCUCGAGAGAAACUCAGAUGUGGUCGUCGCUCGUAUUUUGCGCUUUUUAUCCAUUCUCCUUGAGCGCUGCUGGUACAAAGGCGAUCAGUCCGGAGCAGCAGCAGCAGCACCACCUGGGAUUACAGCCGUAUGAAUGGGUGAGAGUGAACAGAUUCAAGACGGUAAAGAGAAAGAGUGAGCUGCAGGAUUAAAACACUUUCCUUUUUUUUCUCUCUCUCUAUCCCUGGAGCCAGUGUCAUCCCGCCAGGACAGAUGCUGUCAUUGUGUUGAGGCUGAGAUUACAAAAAGAGAAACAGUCCACGGCUGAAAGUGGCCUUUUUGGGAAUAAUGCACGAGAAAAACGGGCUUUGUCACAGCUUUUUAUUCCUCUUUAUGCCUCUCACAUUCCCUUUGACUGAACAGCAGGGUUUUCUUGUUCAGAAUGGGAUGUAUUGUUGCGUCUGUGCAGCCCACGACAAGUGUCAGCAAUUAGACGGUGUGUUUCUACCUGCAGAACUGUUGUAAGCAUAGCCCAGCUCUCUAGUUAAAAGUGGCUAUUGCUGUCCUUGAGGAUUAUCUGGUGAAUAGGACUUAAAAAGACCCCCUUGGCAUCAUCAUCAUUCACCCAGCCUGUCUGAACCAGGGUCUGUCACACAAAUAAAUCAGGCACAACAUGGUGGAGCCGGUUGGCUUCAUUGAGGCGUGGAAAGCGCAAUUCCCAGAGUCUGAGCCCCCCAAGAUGGAGCUGCGAUCAGUAGGAGGAAUUGAGCAGGAGCUGGAAAAGUGCAAAGCGUCCAUCAGGCGCCUGGAGCAGGAGGUGAACAAGGAGCGCUUUCGCAUGAUCUACCUACAGACCCUCCUGGCCAAAGAGAGGAAGAGCUACGACAAGCAGCGUUGGGGGUUCAGAAAGACCCCGCUGAAUGAGGGGGUAGAUCCCGCAGCCUCACAAGGAGCAGAGUGCCAAUCUCAGCAGCCUCACAUGCAAGAGACUGGGGUAGUUGGUGUGGUAGUCGGAGGUGGAGGGUAUGGUGCAGGAAGUGGGGCUCCCGGGGACAGGAGCAGGUAUCAGCCUCUUGGGGAUGGAGCUGGCAGGUCCAAACCCAGACCUCCACCUGCCAGGAAGUCAGCCUCCCAUGGAGAUGGCCUGGAGUCAGCUUUUGAGGUACCCCAGCAGGCUGAGUCGACCUCUUGUGACAACCUUGACGGCCUCUCGCCAUCCAAGCAGAGAAGUGGUAUCACUGUGUCCCCACGCAGGCCCAACCUUCCACCCCCAGACAAGGAUCUGCCUUCUGAUCCCAAGGACAAGCUGGGGAUGGGACUUGGUGUGGCAGCUCUUAGGUCCAACUUUGAGAGGAUCAAGCGGGCCAACUCUCAUUCUGCAGGUGAUGUAGCAAAGGGCCAGGAGAAGCUGCCUCCGCCACCACCACCGUUCUAUACCAACAUGGAGUUUCAUCAUGAGAGGGGUCUGGUCAGGGUCAACGACCGUGAGGUCUCGGAUAAGAUCAGCUCUCUGGGCAGUCAGGCCAUGCAGAUGGAGCGAAAAAGAUCCCUUCACUCUCUUCCAGGUAACCUAGCAACGGUAGCAGGAGAGCUCCGUGCCAGACCAGUGUACAGAGGUCGAUCUACAGAGAGCACCUGCGGCUAUGACGCAGAAUAUGAAGAUGGAGAACCAAACCAACGGCAUUCAGGGAGGGCGAAUGGCGGCAAACCUCCCCCUCCUCCUUGGCAGCCCUCUGAGUUCCAGGCGUACUCCAGUGUCUAUGUCGGUGGCGUGAUGAUGGGCGAAGGUGGUGGAGGAGAUGGGAGAGGUAGUGGUGGUGUAGGUGGUAGUGGUGUCACAAUGAGAGACAUUGGGGGAGGUGAUGACCACCUCUUGACAUGGCCACGCCGUUCCUACUCCCCAGGCAGCUUUGAGGAUGUCGGCGGAGGUGGCGGUUACACGCCAGACUGCAGCUCCAAUGAGAACCUGACAUCCAGCGAGGAGGACUUCUCCUCAGGGCAGUCCAGCCAUGUGUCCCCCAGUCCCACCACUGCUUUCAGACGGCCUUUUAGGGAGAAGAGUCGCUCGCCAUCCCAAAACUCCCAGAACUCUCAGCACUCGUUCGACAGCAGCAGCCCUCCUACGCCACAGUCCCAGAAGCGUCACCACCGACAGCAGGGCGGCCACGUGGUCAUGUCUGAGGCCACUAUUGUGAGUGUUCGCAAGACUGGACAAAUCUGGCCACCUGCUGCCCACCAUGACCUCAUGCCACAUGGCAGAACAUCCCAUGACAACAGUUUCCAUGGAGACCAUCUAGGUAAGUGCUGGCUGCUCUUAAAUCUUUGUUGUGGCUGAGAGUAGGUGGGCAAAGGACUUCUCGGGGCCCAAACCAAAACAGAGUAUGUUGGUUUGGCUUGGAGGGGGGAAAUAUGAAUGAAGACCAGGGUGAGUGAGUGUAAUACAGUCAUGCUGAAAUUAUGUUGGCACCAAUUCUUUUACAUUUAGAGUCUCGUCUUUGACUAAUAAUCUUUCAAUCUGAAGACCGCAAAGCAUCCAGAUGUUCCAAUGAAUAAUAGUCUGUGUGUAAUUGCUUGUGAGUGUGUGUGAGUGUGUGUGUGCUCACCAACACUCAGAACUCUCUGUGUCCUCUCCGUGGCCUUGUGUGGGAGAUGGAUGAAAGAUCCACCUCUGCUUAUUCCUGGAAUGUCAGCCGGGUGGGUGAACAAUAAAUGUGGUCAGUCUGGGUUGAAACUGCAGGUCUAGUCUUACUCAGAUGACUCCUGCGGCUCGGAGUAUGGGAUUCCAAUCACAGCUGUCGAUCUGUCUGCCUGCUUUACUCUCUCUCUCUCUCUCUCUCUCGCUGCCAGACUAGAGACGUUACCACUGAACCUUGAGCUAGCACCAGGACAAAAGAAAUCCACUGUAAUCUUGACAAACCAUUAUCUGCAGUAUCCCUAACCACUAAAUUACAGCCUUGGAGCCAUGGCACCUGUAAUAGAGCUGCAGCUAGCAGAUGGAUGUGCAGCCUGGAGCUAAAAACACAAGAACUGGCUAACCGACUCAAGCCCAACAACCGAGGAGUGUUUGGUUCAAAGAGGCACAUUAGGAGGGCUUAGUUUGCUGUAAUUCCUCUGUAAAUUUCCCAUUGCAGACGCUGUGCCAACUCAUAAAACACUGCUCUGGUACUUUAAAUAUUUGACAUAAAAUUAAGAGUGCUGUUUAAAGUGCUGUGUUAGAACGAACAGAUAGCAGUGUAGUCUCUCUUUGAUUUCUACCGUUGAAGUGAGGAGUGUUUUGGCGCCAAUAUACAUUUUAACAGAUUUGGGACCAGUGCCUGGCUAGACCAGACAGGCUGCAGGGUGUAGGGAUCAGUGCCAGGAUGGACUGGAAGACAGGGUAGAAGUAGUCAGAUAUAAAGUAAAGGAGGCUAAACUGGAAUACAGGGUUUAAGAAAAUAAAAGAUAGAAAGAGGGAAACCAUGUGGGAUUAUAUUUGAUGCUAAUUUAAGUUUAAAAUGUCCUUUAUACCACAAUAUUUUACUGUUGAAACAUGUGGUUGUAGAGACAUUACUGCCUGAAAUCCUAUACAUCUCUUGCCUAAACAUACAAGCAGAGCAGAGGUAUCUGUGCAUCUAUAAUUCAUUUAUUUCAAUAGAGCCGCUGACGCAUUGGCCCUCAUGGGAUCAGCUAAAAUGUUUUUUCCAGACAGGAUUCAACCCUCAAAGUAUAGGAUCACAUCCUGUCCAUAACCACCUCAGACAUGUUUGCAGAAAAAACAAUCUCAACAAGCGAUAUGACAUGACUCUCAACAUAAAGAGCAAGUCUAGACAGUACUCUUUGUAACAUUAUUUACAGACACCUAACAUGUAUUGACCCAACAAGAGAGCUUUUCGCAAAAGUAACAAAAACAAAUGGGGAAAAAAAGCUUCUUUUAAACAGGAAGAAACCUCAAGCAGGACUAGACUCAUCAGGGGACAAUUGUACAUCGUAGCUGGGCGAAGAUUACAAGACAGGGAGAGACCCAAAGCUAUUUCCCCAAAGAUGUUUACCGAACAAUAAGUAUUUGGCAACAGUUGGAGGAAAAGUUGGUUUUAAAGGCAGAAAACUCAAAAAGGAAUAGACAUAGUAGUGGACAGCUAUCCACCACAACGACCAAACAAGCAAGUAUUUGAUAGCAGCGCAAAAACUUUUAGAAGGCACCAACUCUGAGCAGAAACAGAACAAAACAAACUUUUGACCGAGGUACUAAUACCAAGUUUAGCACAUCAGUAAUCAGAUGUUGAUAGAUCAGAUGGAUGUGUCUGGCUGUGUUCUCCAAAGCUACAUACCCACGUUAGAAGAUGUAGCAAGUAAUACUAGCUAGUAGCCUGAUGCUUUUUUUAGCUCAUUAUUCACUGUGAUAAGACCUCUAAAGAACUUUAGCUUAAGGGUACAAUGAGGCAGCCUUCUGUACUACUAUGAUCAUCAUGUGUAUUAUUAAUAAACAACUUACCAACAACCUUCUUGCUGAACGGCCAUGUUUUGUAGGCCAAGUAGCCGCACAUGAGAUUGUGAUAGCCAGUUUUGUCCGGCAACACCGGGUGAUUAUUUAGUAAGAUGACUCGCAGUUGUCAGUGAUAGUGGACGUGUUCAGACAGAGGCCUCAGUGGAAGCAGAGGCUGGAGCUGAUUAGACAUUAAAGACGGACAGGUGCUUCUUUUCCUGAGCGCUGACUGUUUGGCAUGCCUUCUUUAUCGGAGAUCUAGGUAAUAGUCUUUCAUCCUCUCUGUCCACAGAAUGCUGCUUUCUCAGUCAUUUACAUCACAGCCACAUUAAACUGUCUGAUCUGUGUGAGUCAAGAACUUUUAUUACUGUACUUCAAGAAAAAAAAGUGCAGCUCAAGCACCGAUAUUUCGGUAUAUCAUGCAGCAAUAUUGGAUAUAAUCUGCUGCAUCCGUAGAAAAAAAAAGUGAGAUAGAGAGAGAUGCAGAAAGACAUCUUUCCUAGCGACAUCUUGUGCACUAGUGGUGUUGAGAAACCUUUUACUAACAGACAGAAACCCCAAAGAUAACCAGAGAGCGUAGGUGUACAGCCAUCAGCUGGAACUGGACUGAAAAAGUGGGAUCAUUGGACAUACAUGAAGGCGUCUUCCCCUUAAGGUACCGUUCCCUUCUUGAUGGCAUGUACUAAGCAAACACCAUUAACAACAAACAAUGAGGUACAAUGCUAAUAGCUUCUCUUUAACAGCAAUUAAGACUGUGCAUAGCGAGCUGCUAAAGCCACAUACCAAGUCUUUAGCAAAUGGCUAGCUAAUUCCCCAGCUGCUAUGUUUAGGAUUAUCACUGCGCUGUCUGCUCUCUUUGUUUUAGCAUCUUUUCCACAAGAAUGAGCCCUGUGGGGAGGCAGGCAAGCCGGAAGAGCAGAGACAGAGUUAGAGAGUGGGGGGAUGUGUUGCAGACAGAGAUGCACUUAGUGGGAUAAUCUGGAAUUUGAGCAUAAGAAGUGAAAUGUUGGUUAGACACCCUGCAGAGUGCUCUUGUUUUCUGGUUGAGGUCUAAGCUGAGGGCAGACAGGCGUGAUGCUGAUAGUAAAGGUGAUGACAAAGAGAGAAAUUGCGUCAUUUCGCUGCCCCUGGUUGUGUAAAGUCUCGGCCAACUAGACCGGGGGAGAGAGGCUAGUAAGAGUAGAAGAGUUGGGAGUGUGUUUUUAGUGGGUGUCUGAUGAUAAUAAUGAAGAGUGGGAUGUGUUGUGAGGAAGACUGAGGGAGGCAGAGUGCAAGGCAGAGCUGUCGUUUCUCGCUUCAUUGGUCAGGGAUGCGGGGGCUGCAGAGAGGCACAGAUGGAAAGAACUCUCCCGUUGCGUAACAGAAACACACAGACUCUGACUUACACACAAAGACACACGCUUUGAUGUUUACGCUGUUACCUUGAGGCGGCUUCGCCCUCAGCAAUAGGUGCACACAUAUGCUCGAGAUAAUGGUCCAACUGGAGAAAGGAUGUUUCAUGCCAGUGGUCGACCCGGGUCUAAAGGAGUCACACCAUUUGCCACAAUGAAUCUGAUCUCCAGUGAUUCCUUCUCGCUUCUCUCCUCUUCUCUUUUUCUCUGUUUUUUUUUCUCUCCCAACAACAGUAGUAAAUCCUCAGUGGUGCCUUUUGUUCAUUCAAUGUAGGAGGUAGUGUUCAGGGAUGAAAUGUUCCCCAUGCUGAGCAGAGAUGAGCAGGUCUUUGUGACUGUGACAGAACACAGAACAGCAACACAAGCGAAAGAUCAGAAAUAAAGAAAUCUCCCUUGAGUGUCAUUCAGCGGGAAAGCAGAGAUGUCUGGCAAGUGAAAGCUCGGCUCAUGAAAAUAUUUUAAAAAUGUUUGGAGGCGCUACCGUCAGCUGCCAACUUUUCUUUUUGAACUCCUCUUUACAAGCGCGAGUGUGGCGGCGUUACAUCAUUUGUUUGAUCAUUUGUGCUGAGUUAGAUGACUGACAAGCCUCUUUCACGUCCCUGUGACUCAAAUUUUUUAUCCUAUCCCGCACGCAGAAGUGUAGCAAAUCUCAUUAAAUAAAAACAAGAGAACUACCGAAGAGCGCGUUGCCAGUUGUACGGUUGCAGAAACUGAAAAGGUGCAAAAGAAAUUUGGUGACGUCACUGAAUAAAAGGAGCUUUCAAAACCUUCCUGAAGUGGAAUGGGUGGUAACCAAAAACGGCGUUUUUCUUCCUAUGCUGUUUCCAUUUAUUCAUGUGGAGGGAACUCUGCCUCUAAACCAGGGAAUACCUGUGGGUUUGUGUCUGUGAGGGCGGGGAUGCCAAAGCAGGACAGACCUUAAAAAGCCUCAAUGGUUUUAUUGUCCACAGCCUCCAACUCCCUCAGCUGGGCCGUGUCACCGCUAUAAUUCAGGCUCUUAAAACCUGCUCAGUUCCCUCUGCUAUCUCUGUGUUUGUGGGCUUAUGAAAUGACUGUAGAUAAAUGACUGUAGAUAAUCUUCAUGUGUUUUACUCCAGACAGGUUUUGUUAGUUGAUCCAAAACUGCUCUGACUAUAACAGAGUACCACUUCAUUAAUAUUUUAGUUAAUUCUGAUCUGUAUCUACUAAACUUACAUGCAUGCGUAAUGAAAGUCUGCUCAUCUACAAACCUGAUCAGAAAACAAAAGAACAAGUUAAAUUCAGGUUCAGGGAACUAACUGUGUAGGUGCCAGGAAAUAAAUAACUCAUCACUGUCAAGCUCAGAGUAAAUAUCUGAGUGUUUGAUAGAUGACGUGGAGAAAAUCACGGAGCACUCAGGGGAUGCUUUACCAAUUUCUCCCAUUUAAUCAAAUGCUAAUUCCAUAGUGCCUUUAUUCUGAAAAUCAGUGUCAAGUUUAACACAUAACACAAACUAUUACUAGCCUCAGAUUUAAUGCUAGUUACGUUGUGCUGCAUGACCUCGUAGGCUAACUUCAGCGAGGUUAGCAACUAUAGAAAACUUAGCGUAGCGUCUGGUUCUAAGAGCGCACUCAGUGUAUCGAUAUACUGUUGUAUAUUGUAUAACAUAUGCAUAUUUCAACCAGUCUUUCAAAAGAGUGUGACAAUGUACUUCAUAUACUCAUGUGUAGUCACUAAGAACAUAACAUAUAUAGUGAUGUUUUCAGUGCUGCUGUGUGUGUGCAUUUUGUUAAAAAUAUGUGUUGCUUGGCAUGCUGAUGUCAAAUGUACACUCACGCUUACUUCCUGGGAAAUCAGAGUGGAGUGUGUUGCUCAUGUGUUUUGUGUGUGUGUGUCUGUGUGUGUGUGUGUGUGUGUAUUUGUCUGUCUGAGGGGAUUUUCAGUGCAAAUUUAAAUCCUGUAACAAGCAGGCGAUCAGCGGAGAUGACGGUCUGUAGCAGCAAAGCCAGAGAGGAUCUGAGCCUGUGUAUGUUUCUUCCUGUCUAAGCUUCUGUGUGUGUCUGUGUGUGUGUGUGUGUAGUUGAAGUUGUCACACCAUGUGAUUCAGCCUGUUUCCAUGUAUGUGUGUGUGCGUGUGUGUGUGUGCAGGGACUCAGGGCCAGAAGAGAAAAGGGAUGAUGGAUAGAGACAGCUCACGAGACACAGGGAGAGAUUUUGUCAGCAGUACCUCCGGCCAGCACCACAUGCUUUACUGUAGUCCGGUGUGGCACAAUGACCUUCUUUUCACACUGAAGGAGGGAAGAGGGUGGAGGGAAGAGGGUGGAGGGUGGGAGAAAGGGACUCUAGUUCUUCAGCUGGCUCGUUCAGGCUGUUGAGUGAGUUUGGCAGUGAAAGCCUUCGUUACCUCAGCCGACACACAGGAGCUGCAGGCUCACAGUCAGGCCCAGAGUGGGGUGAAGGAGAAAAAGGAGAGAAGCAUGUGAGGAUAGAAAGGAGAAGUAGAGGAGGAGGGGGGUGGAGGGUAGAAGCAGAUCUGUCUGUCUUUCAGCUGGAGUUUCAGCGAACUCCUUCACUGAGCUGGUGCAACCUGCUCUGCCCAGUUCUGCACUCAGAAAAAAGUCCCUUUGUUUCUGUCCUGGGGACAGAUAAAGAGGAAGAAAACUCGCUCUGAACAAAAGGUUGUUUUUAAAUGAAGAUUUAGUCUUUUUUUUCAGAAUUACUGCUUUUGAGUUACAUUUAUCUACUCAAUCAAUUUAGCAUCAUGUCCACUUAAAAUGACAGGUCAAGUGCUUGAAGAAUUACAUCACUAACCCAACCCAUGGUAAUCUGAUCUGUAUUAGCCUACUGCUGUAUAUCAGAUCAAGAAAUCAGUCAGUUUGUACUUGAAUCAUAUCAAAACUUGUGACGUGUCCGUAGUUUAUAGAGCGGCAGUCGUUUAUACUGUUUAUCAUAUUUUAAAAUCAACAUUUAUCCACCAGUGAGCAAGAACUCUGCCACAGUGGUAAAGAAAAACUCAGGAAUAGUCAUAUGCUUGAUUUGUGCGUUCAAAGGUCAUCAAAAUAUCCAGGUGGACUCUUAACCGGAUGUUGUGAAGGUUCUGGGUGUGAGUACACUACAGCUGAGCUCUGGAUGGACUGGAGUUUACUCAGGGCAUUAGAUGAUGGACCAUCUAGACAGUUUUUGCACGAGUUGAUUCUGAUGUAGCAAAUAAAAAAGAGAGGACCAAGUACUGAACUGUGGGGAACACCCCUGGAUGGAGGAGCAAAGAAGGAGCAGCAGCUGAUGAUGAUGAUGAUGAUGAGGAGGAGCUGGUGUCCUUUUAACAGACUGGUUAACCAUCAUAAUUCAAUUUAAUGACCCUGAGGGAAAUUUGUUUUGCAGCUAUAGGUAAAACAAUAAAACGUAGAGAUGUCAUAAACGGAUACAUAAAGAUCAGAGAAAUACAGGAAGAGGUUCACUGAAAGUCCAAACUGUCCUAAAAAACAUAAACCGAGAUCAGGAGUUAAAAUAAGAUGCUUCAUUUACCAUCUGAUCCAACAUGAGUGACAGUGGCAAGGAAAAACUUCCUUUUAACAGGCAGAAAUCUUGGGAAGGACCAGACUCAUGUUAGACAGCCACUCAGUCGCUGCUGGGUUGGGGUGAAAUACAGAGAGAGAUAGGGAGGGAGAGAGAGAGGAGGAGAAGGAAGGAUAGGGGGAGAGAAAGAGAACAUGGGAGAAGGAAGGAGAGAGGUUUUUUUUUUCCAGGCAGGAACUUUCAGGACAACUAGAUUCAGUUCUGGACAGCCAUCUGCCUCAAACAAGCCAAGAAAGCAGGAUGAGGUAGAGACAAAGAGAUAUCCUUCUUUUUAGUUACUGUUUUUUCCUGGAUGGGUCUUAUUAGCGAACACCGUCAACAAUUAAAUGACAACAGUUGGAACAGAAAAUGAGUUGAAAAAUUAGAUUUGACUGACAUGAUUCAGAUAUUGACACCCCGCACUCUUGAGUAUUUUACAGGAUGGGUUCCUUCCAGCCUCACAGGUCUAGUCUGGCAUUGAGGGUGGUGUCACAUUUCUAGGUUGGCAGUGGGUGGGAGGGUGGAGUAGCCCAGCAGCUUCCCAGGGAGAGUCAAACUGCCUGGCUUGGUUUGUUGGGCCUGAGCUGCCAUUUUCCACCCUAGCUUCAAACAUGGACCUGUUUAUGUGUGUAUGUGUGUUUGAGUGUUUGGCCACUGUCCAUUAGUUUGAGGCCCGGGGAGAGACACUAAAAGGACAUUAAAGCUAACCUUUGGGUGAAGGGGAGCGGAUUGGAUGAUCAUAACUAGACACUGCAGACAGGCAUGUAAAGACAAACACCCAUAAACACAAACUCACAGCCCUUCAAAGGAUAAUUACUCGUCUUUGUUUCUGUUUAUUUCUUCUGCUUUUUCUUUUUUUGUGUAUUUUUUUUUUGCCAAGCAUCCAGCCACAACCUCUCCUCUGCUGACCAACUUCUCCUCAAGUGAAAAAAGUUGGAAAAUCCCUGCCCUGACAUAAGUUCUAGUGACUUGUUUCUCCCUGUCUGUAACCGCCUGUCCUUUUGAACAGCAGCCAUCUUGGCUCUCUGUAAAAUGGCACGCACUGUCACAGUCACCAAACUUGUCAUUUGGAUUGGCCUAAGAGUAGGAAAACUGUGCUAGUUAGCGUCCGCUGCUAACCACUAACAGCUCACCACAGGCCUUUGGCCUUGUCAUGUUAGUGUUGAGCUGGUGUGUAUUUUCUGCUUUUCUAUGUUAGCUCUGUUAGCUGUGCAGGCCGUUAAUCACAGCCCUCAUAGGCACCAGGUUAGGGGUGGAAAGGGGGACCUGGUUUGUGGUCUUAGUAACUGAAAGAAGAAAACAACUUGGCUUCUAUGAAGAUGUGUCAGAAUGAAUUUUUCAUGUGACAAGAUAAAGUUUAGCUCAGCCAUUAGAUCACACACCCAUGUACAGGAGCUUUGGUCAGAUCCCCACUCACUUCCCACUUUCCUACUUUAUCCAGUUUUCUACUCCUUAGCAAGGGCUUACAACUCAAAAUUAAGCUUUAAAACGUCAGAUGUCAGAUACAGGAAAAGCAAAUCUACCUGUGAAAACAAUGUAUAGUUUUCUCUAUCUUUAUCUACAGUGUCUAUAUCAAAAUGUAAAAUCUGUGCACUAGAUUCUUAGCAUGUGAAAUGUUUAAUUUUCUGUUUGUAAGUAGUCUGAGUAGUAUUGACCAGUUAUGUAUGAGCAAGCUUUGUUGUAUGAAGUGAGAGCUGUCCUUCUUGAGAGCAAAAGCAGGUGUUUGUUACACUGCUACAAUGACACCCCAGCUCCCAACCUGACUUAGUCUUAGAAGUAAGACUGAGUGAAACGUCUCUGUGUCUGCUUUUGGACUGAGAUAUACCAGACCUUGAAACAGACUGAAAGGCACCAUACCUGGGUAUGAAGUGCACCAAGAGAUGACAGAGUUGACGCUGGAGACAUCAAUGCAGCACAGAAAAGGAAGAUAUGUUUCGAAGUUGUUUUCAUAAGUGCUGCUAGCUGCACUAGAAUCAUUAAAAAGUUUCAAUAGUCAAUGUAAAGAAAGCACCAUUUCUUGCAUAUACUCUGCAUUUUCAAGUGUACAGUGUGCAAAAGAGGAGGCUGACCAGCUCCCUCCAUAAAACUCACAGAGGUGAAUUCAGGUAAAUCUGUUGUGGCAUACAUGUUGCACACACAUACAGAAUCGAAAGAUGGAUUAGAGGGCAACACAAACCUGUCUAGUCAUGCAAACAUGUAAGCCUUAAUCUGCACUCUUUAUCUGGGAUUUAGAAACUGCUAACAAUCAGAUUACCAUUUUCCUCUCAUAUAACACAAUGUAGGUCGUCCUAUAUAUCACAGCUGGGAUUAUCAUCACCCACAAUAUAUUGCUUACAUGCUUGUGUCAAAGGUUAUACAUACAUACUAGUAGAAGGAGUAAUCGAAGGGUUAAAAACAGAAAUGUGAUGUUACAGCAGAAAGUGAUUUGUGGUUUGAAAGUUAGAUUUCGUCUCACCACCGUGUGCAGGUAUUCCAAACUCAAAUAAAGCUAAUGUAGCAUUUUUGAAUUAAUGAGGCAUUGUGGCUCUUUUUUCCGCCUCAUUUCUCCCCUAAAGUUCUCAUCUCUUCUCUUUCACUUAAUAAUCCUCUUUUCUUAAUUUCAUCCGACUGGUCCCAUUUUCCUUUUUUUCCUUCUCUCCCUCCAUUUAUGCUCCAUUCAUGCACAGCUGCUGCCAGUUUCCUUUUGCUCGGAGCCAAUUAGAGGUGCAUCACCUCUCUGUCUUUAUUUCCUUGGGUUUUCCAUCGAGCAAGGGGAAAAGCAGAGAGAGAUCAAAGUCAAGACCCCCCCGGCAGGACCGAGCAGGCUCUCCCUGUAAUUGUCCACCGGGGGUUUAACUGACGAAUGCCUAUAAACCAACACAAUCAAUGCCAAAUGUCAGCAGCUGGGCUCCUAGUUACAGCACAGUACAGAGAGCGGUCGAUUUCCCUGCAGCUUCAGGACUCUUUUUUUCCUCCUCUGUUCCUCCAGCUAUCUCUCUAUGUCUGCAGGUCUGUGUCUUUUCUCUGUCAGUCUGUCCAUCACACAAUCCUCACAUGAAUGUCUAAUUCAUGUAGUCUGUGUAUGUGUUCGGACAGGCUGCUUCAAUGCCAUGAUUUUUUUGUAAAACAGGGUUAACCUUGGCUUACUGUCAGUUUUUAGUGUCGUAGAUUAUUGUUGGGAGGAUGAGGUGUUACAAGCAGCUCUUGGGGUGGAUGAUGAACAGCUGUGAGUGAGAUCUUUUUGACCAUGGCUCUAUAACGAUUUUUAUCUAGAAAAGUAUUUUAGAAAAGUAGCAGAGAUCAUAGUAUUGUAGUAUAUUGUCUGCUAGAGCCUCACUUUCAGUGCGGUGUUGGGCAGCUUUGGUAGUUCAUCUACAGUCAUCUGUAGCUUGGUGGAAGCAUAGCUGUGUUUCAUUUUAGUGGGUCAGCAAAAGUAGUGUUCGCAGCCACAAGAGCUGACAUAUUUCAUCAUCAAAUCUUCAGGAAGAUGGUGCCAGCUGAUCUACUUUGGUCUGACGGUGACACACACGACAGGUACAAACACGCAGAUGCUCUUCUACAACAGGCAAACAUAACUCCUCCCUAUAAUGUCAACCAUGUGGACUCAAACGGUUUGCUUUCAUCAGACAGCUGACACCUGUUUAUUAGGCUGUUUGUAUAGUCAUGUUUGACAUAAAUGUAAUGAGCUACAGGUGAUGAGUCAGAGUUUGGCUCUAGCAUGAGUUUAUCCUGCAGUUUUUUUUUACCUUUUGAAGGGGCGACAACAGACUUUACAAUAACAUCAUUAACCUUGUAUAGCUGUGUGUUGUUACUUCAAACCACAUCUAAAAUGGAAGCACCGAUCCAAAACCCAAAUCCCAACACACACACACACAACAACAAAGUCAUUACAGGCAGCCAGACCCUCUUUCACCUCCACGGUUAGACUUUGGGCCCUCAGUUUCCUGUGGGGCCAACAACUCUCUCUCUAUUGCUAUUUCCCUCUCUCUCUUUCUCUUUCUUGCUCUCUCUUUAUAUAUUUCUGUGUGUGUGUGUGUGUGUUUGUCUCCUCCUUCAGGCUCUUUGUUAUUGGCUUGUAUUUGCAGUGGGCAGCUUGAUGGGUCGACUCAAUUAAUGGCACUCUGGUUUUGGGGAACCAGAGCUAUUAGGGAUGAAAGUGUGUGUGUGUGUGUAUAUGUGUGUGUGUGUGUGUAAGGUUGUUGGGGCUUAAACCCGCUGUGUAAGUGGGUUAGAGAGACACACAGGAGAAUGAGGUAGCCCUGCUGUAAAAUUUACACAUUAUCAAACUAAUGAGCGAAAGGAUCUGGCUGUUGAGAGUAAAGCAGCAGCUGGCUCCUUUUUUCUUUUAAGAGGCUGCAGAGAAGAGUGAAAACGGUGGAAGUUGGAGGGAUUUUUAGGUUAAUUGUUUGCACCUUUCAGUCUCUAAGCACUUUUACACUUCUUUUUCUGUGGUAUUUGUAGAGUUAGACUGCUGCAUAUCCACGUGUAUUUUUCAAGAUGCAUGAAUUUGUUGCCAAAUAACAAUUAGCAAGAGGAGUGGAGGAUAAUGAAGUUUAUUACAAUGAAGCAAAGAUGCGAAAUUAGUGAGAAAGUCUGACUUUCAGAAAAGAAGAUCUAAAAGGAACAAAGUCUUGUUAUAACGAGACUGAAGCCAUUAGAGAUUAAAGCUGAAAAAGUACGAUAACUAAAUUCACUAAUGAGUUCAUAAUGUCGUUUUAAUUACGACUAACUGGUUAGUCUAGAAGUAAGACAACACUUAAGAACAGUCCACAACUGAGCACAGUUAGCUUAACUUGGCUGAACGCAGGGUCACAGAGUCUGCAGAUUAACGAGGUCAAACUGGUUCGCCGAGUUAGUGAAUAUGAGCACAUCCAGCACCGCCAGCUACGAGGGGUUAGAACUCACAUGCCUGUACUGGUUACGUGUUGCGACAGUCAAGUCAUUAUAUUCUAGUUUAACCAGACUCAGCUGACAUAGAGCUAAAUCUGGUGCUGGCUGAAAAGAUGGAGAUGUUUCACUGUUUAAUGUAAACACUGAGAAAUUUGACAUUAUAGUCAUGAUAAAAUAAAGACUGAAAACGAAUUGAAUUGAGUUGCAGCAUCACAAGAAUAAGAAACCUGCAGUUUUUAUACUCAGGUGUCGUCUCAUUAAUGGUCCUCAUUUCAAUGCCAGCUGUUAGCUGCUCCUCUGAGACGCCCCUAAAAAAUCAUGUAAUAGCAUAAUGCUACUCUGUCAGUGUUCAGACCUGUUCCCUUUCUGUUCUCUGAAACUCAUCUUGUGUUUUUCUUUUAGUGUGGGCCUGAUACUACAGCAUAUCUGAGUGAUAGAAAAGGAUUGAUCACAAAAGCCAUUGAUACAAAUAUUUCACUUCAAAGUUCUCCUUCAUUUCUAAAGAUCAUUAAAAUGUCACUUCUCGUCUUACUGUCAGGAUUUCCACUCGGAGUGACUUGAAAAAGACGUUUGUUUGUUAUUCAGGUGGAUUCUCCAAGUAAACAUGUUGAACACGACUUCAUACCCAGAGCUUUUUGCAGUACAGGUGCACAGAUGGAGAGAGGAGACAUCUGUGCUCCAAUCAGAUCUGAAUUGAUCUUUUCUAAACAAUAAAACAUUUUUUUUCCUUCAGAUUUAGAGAUAAGUUAGAUUUCCAUGAGUCGUCCUGUGACUCUGCACUCUCUCAUUGUCUGUUAUUUGUUGAACCCUCUGUCGCAGAGGGACGGGAUAAAUGCAGGCUUCAGGGAAAGAUCAGAUUUCAUGUUGCAACCCCCCCUCCUCCAUCUUUUCUGUGAAUGCCCUUCGGUUACAUCCCUCCUUCUGUGAUAUCUCUUUUAUGUCACUUAAUAUCCCUUUCUCCAUCCCCCUGACCAUUCCUCUCCAUCUCUGCCUCUUUCGCUCAGACUACUGUUCAGCCUGGAGCACACUUUGCAGUAUAAAGGCUGAUUUUAAGCCCAAUUUGGCCACAACAAGUGAUUUCAGAGGUUUUUGAGGGACUGCACUUGUCUGUGGUGAAGGACAUGCUUGUUAAAAUUUAUUUUUUAUGUUUUUUUACACUGUUGUUGGCUCAAUUCUUUCAUAAAAAUGGACUUUCAUAUCAAUUUAGAUCGGCAAAUGAGGGGGAACAACUCAUUAGCAAGGACUCUUGUGAUCAUGAGUUUUAAAGCUUGUUUUUCUCCACUUCAUUGUGUCCUCCUGUCGUUUUGUUUCAGUCACCCUAAUUUUCCCAGCAUGCAGCAAAAAAUGGAAGCAAGAAAUACAACUUUGUCACCUAAUCUGUGCCCCUAGCAAAACAUUUCUAACAUACUUUCAGGUUAAAGAUGAGCAAAAUUCACCCUGGCUUAUAAAGACAAGCAUGCUUGUUUUUGGUCUCAGGGUUAAGUAGGCUAAGAACCCGCAAAUAUCUCUGACGGGACGGUUACACGACCGUACUGAAGGCGUGUUUGCUUUGAGGCGUUCUGAGAUGAGCACAGCUGAUUUGACUCAAAUAAAAGGAGGUUAUUUAGCAGUCAAGCAUGACACCAGGACCAAAUCCCUGAGCCCUCUGGUGUGCGAAAUGUGAAAGAUGAAAUACUAAUUGAGCGUGUUUCUUUGUGUUAAAGGCUCAUUAUUGAGUGACAGAGAUGUUUGUGGAUGUAGGAGGAAGAAAAGAAGAAGUGAUUCGGCAUGUGCUGCUUUGUUGUGGGAUCCGGAGCUUCCUCUGUAGCCUCCACAUGGUGUCCACAUGCUCUGAAGAGUCACAUGGAGCCUUCCCCUUCUCCUGCCUCACAUUCUCUCUCAGCUCCUCCUUUUCUGUCUUUUUGGGUUCCAGUUUUUCCUCCCAGAGUGCUCCAGUUUUACACGUCUCCUUGUGUCUUCCUGUGUCAUUGUCACUGCUCUCUCUUUCUCUCUCGCUCUCUUUCUCUCUUUCUUUCUCUCCUUCUCUCUGUCUUGUUUGGCCCACUUUAAGGACCUAUAAAUGGCAGAGCACGCUUAGGGCAAAGUGGUUGUGAUCAGCUCCCAGUGACAACUCAAUAAGUGUUUUCUCCGUCACAUCUGUGGGGAGGAUGUACAGUUGCUUGAUUUUGUUCAAUCUGCGCCCUGUGUGAACCUGAUAAAGCCCGAGGAAGGUGUUUGAGGCACUCAACUAACGGGGUGUCCCGAUCCGUUUUUUUGACUUUCGAUACAAUACCGAUAUUGUAGCCUUCAAUAUUGACUGAUACUGAUAUUAAUCCGAUAUUGGCACAAACUUGUACUAGACAAGCUCUCAGCUGCAGUGUCUUUUUCAGACUUAAACAAAAAGUGCUGCCACACGGCCGACAUCACUCCUACUCCUUGCUACUUUGUUAGUAUCUUAGUUCGAUCUUAGUUAGUUAGAUCUGGGUGCUGCUAGAUAGAGGUGCUGGAGUGGAGUCUGGAAUGGACUGCUUGUAUCGGAGAUUUUAGAUGCAGGCUGAUAUAAUCUGAUAUUUGUUUUUUUGCUGAUAGAAGACUGAUCAUCUCGGAACAUCCCUACAUCCAACUCUGGAAUCUUAAGUCAAUGUAGACAAACACACCUGCUGUGGAUCACUUUUCUUGUUUCCUAUAAAGGUCUUAAAACUCAAACCAACAUCCUUUUGAAAUUUUUAGAGGCUGUUUUUGCUCACAUGCAUGCUCUCUGACUCCUCUCUCUUUGUCUCUGUCUCUGUCAUCCAUUAUUGAUGCUGUAGCCCACUUGUUGCAAAAAUGAGACGCAGGGUGUCAUAUUCCACACACCCCACCCUGCGCACAAGCUUGCUAUCUCCACACACAGGCUGGUGUCCGGGUUGAAGAUGUAAAUGCACAUCACCGUCUCCACUUGUAAUCUAGUUACAAAAUUAUCUAUGGUACAUUGAAUGCUGUUAAGCAGAGAAUUGCUGGCUCCAGCAGAAAAAAAAAAAUAGCCAAGUAAUUUUAAGCCAAGUAACUAAAUAAGUGCUUGAGUUCAUUAAGAGAGAUGAAGAGAAAGAGAUACUUAAACCUGACAUUAUGUGCUUUAGGCCGUAUAAACAGGCAUUAAAUCUACAAGCUUAUCAUAUAAUGGGACGUGUGUUAUCCAGUCAGAGCGUCCUGUUCUCCUGGUGUUGUCUUAAGAGUUUGACAUUUACUGAAGGGCAGGACGAACUGGGACAUUCAAGGGAAUAACUAGCCUUAAAGAAAAGUCCUCCUACUACUUUUAUGAUUCACUAAAUAUCAUCGUGAUCACUACUGUAGUUACUCCUUAGUUUUACCUCUGAAGUGGCCAUUUUCUUUGAUCAACCACUAGUGUUUGAUGUUGGAUUUGGCUACAGGAAAGAGCGGUCUGCUCCAAAUUUGACUUUAAUAUACUACCCUUAAAUAAUCACCUACAGGUAGUGUUGUGGCGGCGGCUGAUGAGCAGUAUACACUGCGGUGUAAAUGACUGUGCAGAAGGCUUUGCUAAAGGCUCAGCCAUGUGGAUCCUUCUGCCAGAGCUAAUUUAGGUUCUCAUGGAAAAGAGGCAAACAACCAAUCGGCUGUAAACUAGAAAAAAAUUACUCUUCUGCUUCGCAAAGUGGAAUAAGGAUAGAUCCAAACUGUUUGAUUCAGUUGUUUGUCCAUAAAAGUUACUGUAAGGCUACUAUCUGGUUUACUAUAAUGUUGUCAGAAGUUUCUGGUUGGACAAGCUCAAAGAAAGAAUUCGACAUAAGAUCGAACACGUAAAAACUAAAGCCUAAUUUCAAUCUAGUCAGGGAGCUUACCGGCAGCCGCAGCACUGUGACAAAUGAUUGACAGACGCUCUUCCCCGCCCCGGCUCUGCGGUGGAUUGGAGAGAGGCCAGAGGACAGAGCAGCUCAAGAAAUCCCAGUGUGGAAGGAGAAGCUUUGGCGUAAACACACUUAAAGCUAGCAGGAAACCUCACACCUGAAACUGUUUAUUUAAUACAUGCAGUAGACCUUGUUGUAAGUCCCGUUAUGUGAUAUAUACCUGAGCAAAAGCUCUGUAGUUACACUAGGUAGUAGUGCAAACACACUUUAUAUUGCACACUCUCACACAUACUGACACAAAAGAUAAACGCGAUGCAGAAAAAACCUCACACCCACCACUAUUUACUCUGAACACACCCUGCCUCCCACUUUAGGUCUUGUCUGAGGUGUAGCGGAGGACUUAAUUUUCAGCUGUGUUCCCUGGUAGAGUAAACAAAUGCCGUGUAAACAGCAGUACAGUCACUCAGAGUAAACUUCUGAGUGUGUCUUUUCUCUUCGUCCACGGAGCGAUGCCACUCCCACAAACGUGUGUCUGUGUCAGUCUUUUUCUGCCGGUCUGCCUUGAGCGUGACCUUGUAUUGAAAGCGGAGAGUGUUGAUCGAUAUGAGGACCUGCAGUGCCCACAAUCUGCUCCCCGUGUCUGAAGAAAGUGGAAUAAUUUUAUUACUGUUGUACCACGCCGAGAGAUAUUCAUAACACUAUUGAUCGCUUAAGUGAAUCCAUGGUGAAGGCACCCAUCAGAGGACCUCAAUAAAUCUUCUAGCAGAGGAGGGCUGAGCUCUUGUCUGAGCGAUACGUCUGUACUCUGGAUCUAUAUCAGUGCACCCUGAGCAACAAUUAACUCACACACGCUUUGCUCUGAAUUUGAUUUAUGCUGUCUAAAAGUUUAGAAAUAGAUCCCCAGGUUUCUUCCCUAUUAAAAGCCUCAAUGUGCAUUCAAUAAGUUUCAAAACAAGCACGUAAAAAGCAUCCUGCCACCUGCCAUCUUUGCCCUCUCUGCAGAGGAGAGGAGGCUAACAGAUGGCUUUGACUGUGUGGAGAGAUGUAGGACUCUGUGGUAUCUUCCAGUGUUUUACACCGACACAAUUAGCUGUAAUGAAUUGAGCUGGCCUGCUAAAGCUAUCGCUGGUGGCUCCAGCAGAAAGAAGGAAAAAAACACAGCAGGUUCUCCUCUGGCAGACAUGUCGUCUUACUUGCUUCCAGGCUUUCUCUCAUGCGGGGAAACAGAUGUGUUAGUUUUAACGAAGUGGGUCUCACUCGAGUGUUUGGGUGAGAGCUCAAGUGAGAUUUUGGAUUAGAAGGUGUCUGUGUGUGCAUGUUAGCGUGUGUUAGCCUCUGUGAGUGAGUGUGUGUGGAUAAGUGUGGUGGGUACUGUAAGUUUAAAUGUUACCAUGGUUGCAAACAGAACUUAAAGUCAAUUUCUUGUCUUUGAAGCUACAGCAACUCUUCAGUUCUAGUCUUUAGCUCUUGUAAUGUGAAAUUUCCUUGUUGUUUCAUCAGGAACAUGAGAUUUUAUCGAUACUGAUGCUUUUAUCGAUUCCUAUGCUGAAAAAGAAGUAUGCCUACACAGAUUUUCUAACCUAAAACUGCUCUGUAUGAUGAUAUUAGAUCUUUAUUUUGUGCAACAUAAGCAAUUCUCGUAAAGAAAAAUGACCAUAUCUGCUUUUGCGAGGAGUAUCCUGGAUCUCUCCAGGAUUGUUGCGUCUCCAGCAGUGGAGAACAGAACUCCAGAACUCAGUCCAGCACCGUUAUCACCUAGAUGGACCAAAUAAGGACAUUUUUGCAAAGUCGUCCUUCACAUUUAGGUCUUAAAUCAAAUAGUUAACCUGUUCUUAAGUCAGGUCUUCAUACUUUGUGCUAAUGUUAACACAGGAUAGGCGUAGCUACCUUACCGCUCCGCUGAGAAGCUCUCUGUCAGCAUAGAUCAUCAAACAUGCGGUACUGUUGAUAUUUAAGGCUGCGCUGUAUUGACAAAUGUGAAAGCAUGUUGCUGGUAUCUUCACAGUUACAGCCAUAGAGUUUGCACUUGCGCCUCUGUCUACUCUUCUUCAUGAUGUCCACCUCCUCGACUCCUGUGUGUUGACGCCAAAAGCUUCUCAUGAGGCAGGACGGCAUUGUUUUGCAAGACAGGAGGAGCUAAAACACGGAUAAAGGAACCGUUAAGCAGAAAGGCAAAUGUUGUUGAUGGCUCAAAAUAGUAGGAACCAGUUUUAAUUCCCAUCCCAUCCACAUCCUUUUCAUACUGGCGCUUUAGCUACUAUGCACAUGCUAGUGCUAAGUGCUAUUGCAUCUGUAGCUGGGUUAAACCAAUCUUUGAAAAUCAAGAGGUAAAGUAGACACAAGCUCUCAAUGCAAGCACUUAAUGAUUCUCAAGCUAACCAGCCUGAGAAAUACAAUGCUGAACACAAAGUGGAGGAGAGCCAGCUACUGGAACAACUGCUUUGUUGCUUGUGCAUGUCAGGGGAAAGGAGCGCUUCUUGUUAGCUUAGAUUAGCAUCUUUUGUCCUCCAGUCGAUGCUCCUUGGCCUGCUGUCGGUCGGCCUGUCAGACAGUGCGGUAAUAAGGUACUCACAGAAAGCAACUCAAGUGUAUGUACAGUCAGCUGCAUGUGAAGGCAACAGCUGAAGGGAAUUACAGAGACUGAGAUUACCAGAGACGAGAUAUUAGCAUGUUUCCACAGCGCACACUGGAACUGCACGUGAAGAGGAAGUGCAAGGCCUGCAGAUCAAAACUAAAGUGGCACGUUUCCAGAAAUACUUCAGGAGAAUUACAUCCUUACUCCGUCAGCCGAGUGUUGAUCAUAGUUCGUAAAUCUGAGAGUGUGUCUGUGUGUGUUUAAGACUACAAGAUGAUGUGUGGGAGCAGAAAACUUCACGGGGAGUCUGAGAAAUCCACUGUGAUAUAAUGACUAGCCUCAGCUUGGAGUACUCAUUGUAUAAUAAUAGUUGCGGUGUAGUGUUUUAGGCCGUUUUAAUGUAUUGUCUUGUCAUUGGCUGAAACACAAAGGCUGAGUCAGGAUGCACGGGCUUGUAAUAGAAAAUAAAAUAUGUACAUUUUAAAUUUGCUUUCCCUGCGCCCGCCUCGAUGCCUCUCUGUGUUUAUUCAUGGCAUUUCUCUGUAAUUUUAAAUUCAUGUCUCAGUUGAGGCUCUUAUGUAAGUGAAUUAGCCGGCGAUGUAGCGUUUCAUUUUUUAUGUGCUGUGUUGGCAAUCAGAGACAAGCUGGCUUAUGUCAUCCUUCCUCCAGCAGAGGAGAAAGAUUAAAGUUAAACUUACAUCGAGCCGUCCUUUCCAUCACACUUUUUUGCUCUGCUCUAUUUUUUAAAGGACUACAGAUAAAACUAUUUUCAAAUAUAUUGCAAAUGCAUCCAUCAGCUGUAACUUUAUAAAUGCUCUGAGGUCAAACAGAAUGUAAUAGAGUCUGCAUCCAGGUUAAACAGCGUUAUCCUAUUCAGGUAGAAGGAUUGAUAUUGACUCUGGGCCACUUUCUGUUGCCGUUUUAGUCUCAAGGCCAGACCUCUGGAGGAAGAAGAGAGGUCUGCCAGUAAAAAGCCAUUAUCUUCCUUCCCCUUUGUAAAAUAGAAAGUGCAGUCUCACCCAGUUGGCUUAUUUUUAACAUAGUUUACGGUGGAAGAAGGAGAGGAUUUAAGAGGGGAUAAUAAGAUGAAUUUUGACUUUGGUUAGAGAGGAUUUAUGUGAGGGUAAACUUAUUUAGAAAGGAAUGUGCUUCAUGUUUUUAAAAGCUGACAGAGAUGCACAAAGUUUGUCAUUUCAACCCUGCAGUAGUUGGUGGAAGCCGAAACAGUGUAAACACUAGGGGUGGGAGAAAAAUCGAUACAGCGUAGUAUCAUGACAUUUUGUCUGGUUAUAUAUCAUAUCGUCUCAUUCUCAGAGGUGACAUUAUAGAGCAGGAGAAAGUUAGUACAACAAAUUAUGUACAAGGUUUGCAAGAUGUGCUACAUGAAAAUAUAAUACUGUGUAAAUAAGACAAACAUAAAGGAAAGACAAAUGCUAAAUUAGCUAAACAGUUGAAAAAAUUGUAUAAAUCGCAAUAUAUUGUAUCGCAAUACUCACUGUAUUUCAAAAUGUUAUAAGUUGCAAUAAUAUCAUAUCGUGGCCCAAGUAUCGUGAUAAUAUCGUAUCGUGGGUAAACACAACUAUUGCAUACCUAUUAACUGUGGUAGCUAAAAUGCAGCAGCAGCACUCGCAGCAUACGAUUAUUUCUGAAAGUUGAACCUGCUGCAGUUUUUUCAAGGACUCUGCACAUGAGGCAUGUCCACAGUAGACAUAUCCAGCAAACAGCUCCCUCAGUCCUGGUUUUGUGUCUCCACUUGCCCCCGAACUUCUUCAAAUGAUGUGCAGCAGGGAUGUGCAAACUGUGCAAAUAAACACUGUCACCCGAGCUACCCAUGGUUUAGCGAGUUAUUGACACUUUUACUGCUGUAGAACCUAAAUGCUGAUCACGUUGUGUUUCUUAGUGUUUCUUAUUUUCAAACUAGCUGGUUAGAUAAUAGAUAUUCUGAUGACUAGGAAUUUAACCUCUUUGGGACAUCCUGAGUGUGUUAUGCUUCUACAGUAAAGUUCUCAUGUUUUAUAGAUGAGCUGUAUUCUGCUUGACUAACCACACAGACUGCUUAUAGUUAGGUUCCGUCACUACUGCAGUGAGCUGCUUUUCUGUGUUUGAACUCAGACAAAAUUUGAUGAAAUGUUUUAUUUAAGAUUUUAAAUGGGUUUUUUUAAAGGCCCAAACUUUGCCCAAGAUAUAUUUUAAGCUGAGUCAGGUUUACCGAAUGUUUACAACAGAGCCGGCUAAUUCAAAGUUAGCACAUGUGGUUAAAACCCUGUUUUAAAUACCAGGUUUCCUCCUGUACGUCUCAUUUACACUACAUGACUGUAUGUUUGAAAAACUUGAGGUUAAAUAAGGUCACUCUGACUAGUUUGUGGAUUGACUUGAAAUAAGGACUGAUGCAGAAAACUCAAAGCAUGACUGAAAUGUUUUUCCAGUUUGCUUUGUUUCAUUUCAGUCAGUUUUCAAGAGUGUCAGCUGGUAAACGGCAUCAGAAGUGCCUCUUUUUUAAAUGUAGGCAGGGUUGCUGUGUUUUGACUGAUUCAUUACGUUGAUUCAUAAGGAACAUAUGAGUGAAGGGACGACCUGGGUUAGACACUCAUGUUGGGUGUAUGUCCAUCUUUGUCUUUGCCUACUUGAAGGAGACCGAGCCUAUAUAACUAAGCUGUUAGGGUCAUUUUUAGGCGUGGAACAACAACUAACAGAGGAAAAAUAAAGUCACAGGAUGAGUAAUGAAGAAGCAAUAAAGCUAUUAAAGUCAAAAGAGCAGCAGACAUGGCUGUGAGGUAUUUUCGGACAGAGUUAAUUUUGCUCUAGAGGCAGAAAGCCUUCUUAAACAUAUUUAAGAUGUGCUGUCCGGUGACUCAGAAACAAAAACAAGCCUGGGUCCCAUAUGGCUGUUACAGAAAUAACCUGGGUCAUGCAGGUACUAAUGUGGAGUACUGUGGUAGAAGUCUGAGAGUUUUCAAACAGCUAAAUAAUACUACAUGUUUUCAAUCUAAACUCACAAAACACGAAAGCUUUAAUAAAUUAUUUAACUACUUUAAAAAGGUGUGAAUCUAGAGGAUAUUUUGACUUAAUGUGGAGAAAAUAAUGAGUCAUCCUGAGGCUGUCAAUUAGUCCUCUGUGAGUCAUUUUUAGCUGGUUUUGAAAUGGACUUCACUCAAGACUAUAAUAGAGAAUAUUAGUGUGGUUUAAUGUCUGCAACUGCAGGUGGGAUCUCAACCUAUUCUCAAACUUUAAAUGUGUAAGAAGCCAUGGUUUCUGGCUUGGAGCUGGACGUCGAAUGCGACCUGCCCAUUGGGACAUUUUUGGUAAGCAGAAUUGGCACAGCGGUAUAAACCAAACGCCGGGUUGAGGUGCUCGAUGCUAACGCUAAUCAGACCCCGCAAAGGUGUUGGUCAAUAUAUAAAGUGAUUAGCAUGCCACAGAAACAGACUUUGUUGUCAUUUUCCACAGUAAAAUUCCUUCAGAGGUGGAACUAUUGACUGUCAGAAUGAACAUGCGUGCAGUAGGGAUGGGUGAUGUGGGCUAAAAAAUGUAUCACAAUAAGUCUGAUGUCAGGCAAACCUGGUUGCACUCAUCUAAACCCCAAUCUUGAAGGAAAUCCCGUAUGUGGAGUCUUGAGCUGCUCAGAAACAUCUUCUUCAUUACCUUCAUUACGGCCAUGUUUGUUUGUUAUUCUGCUCUGUGUGGACUUUGGCUGAGAGUUCGUCGCUCAUGCUUAUGUCCUCAACUUGUAUUUAUCGUAUUUAUUAUGAGAUGGCAAAUAUUUAUCAUGGAGGAUUUUUCUGACGACAUAUCGUGAACGAUAAUUUAUCGCCCAUUCCUAGCGUGCAAUUUCUCAUCAAGAAAUAAUGUGUGCCGGUUUAUCUAUAGGGGGCGCCGACAUUUGCACAAACACCAAACUCCUCCAGGAUCCUUUUUAGCCUGUGUUGAUAAAUUAGGAUAAUAACCCACGUGCUUCUUUUAUUAUGGCUAUCUGAACUGGACCCAGUGAGGACCAAAUGGAUCUGAAAAUAGAUGUCUGAUGUCAACAAGGUUAUCAACGGUUGACAAAGUUGUACAUUUAACAGGCCUGCAGAGAGACUGUGUGUGUGUGUGAUAAAAGUGAGCUGUAUCACACACACACACACACACACACAUCUGGUGACAUAUAGCCGUAUUAUUGAUGGCUACAAUUACAGACUGAAUCCCCCCUCUCACACACAGCCUUACCUGUUUAUUAGUUCUCCACACCUUUUUCUCUCCUGGGUGAUGGAGUUCUGAGGUUAUACUCUGAGUGCUGAGCAGACAAGAAAUUAACAGGACUGGAUUUAGCUGCCUGUAUUAUAAUGUUCGGUUCUUUGUUUGGAUAUUUCCCGUCCUUUUGAUCAUACGCACCGCCCUUUUCUUCUGAAUGCAAUAUCUGUAGGUCAUGAAACAGAGCACAGAUUUAUCUGAGCGGGGUUAUCAGAUAAAAUGAACUGGAGCUGAAGCUGUGGUGUUAAAGAGAGCAGAGAAAUAUAAAAGGGGAGAGAGCACGGCAGAGUGAAAUCCAGAGAGCGGAAGAGAGGUGAGGAUGAGCUGAAGCACAUGCAGCUUUCCCACGCCCCUCCCUAUCUGUACGCCGACACACAUCCUUCGCUCCUCUCUCUCUCUCUUUUUUCGCACUAACGCACACACCUUCAGCCUCACACAGCUCUGGGUGACUGGCUGAUCAUUGGAGUUGGAGUAUCAGUGGUGCGCUAACGUUGAAAAAGUGGGUCACUCAAGGGUCUUGUCCCAUUUUUUGGGGGAAGCUAUUAUGUAUUGUCACUCGAGUGUGGCGAGGCCCCCGCUGUGCUUUGUGUCACUUGUCAAUGGAUAAAGGUUUUCCCUCCUCUCUCUCUCUCUCUCUCUCUCUCUCUUUUCCUCUCUCUCCUCCUCCUCUCUCUCUUUCUCUAUGUUUGUCCUUGACCACUGGUUGACUCAGUAUUGCCUCAGGCUCAUUGCCAAGAGCUCACGACUCUGUGCUAAAAGGUUACUCCUACCUUAUUGCCACUUCUUCUGCAGAGGGUGUGAGAUUGUUGGAACGGUUUGCUGAGUGCACUGACGACAGUGUGCGGGUUUCUUUGUGUUGACUUACACGUGUUUCCUCUCCAAUUUCAACACCCUUUAAAGGUCGUGAAAGAACUGGAAGUUUCCAUUAUAUAGAUUAAAACUUAUUCAUGGUACUUUUUUCACCAAUAAAACAAAAAAGAAAAAAGAUACAUGUUUUUUUCCAAAUAAGACUAAAGGCACUGUUCAGGUGUUUUGAGUAUGACAAACUUAGCAGUAGUAUACACAAAAUUUUACACUCAUCAUGGAACCUGCUUGCAAGGGUAUGACAAGUGCACAAAAACACAAGCUGUAGUGACUAAAAAAAGUCCAGUGAUAUAAUACAACAUCUAAAAGCAGUAAUUUUAGUGUACAAUAUAAUUUUUUGGAUGUCUCCCCGCCACAUUUUUCCUUAAACUUUUCAGUUUCCCACAAGUCUGUAGUGUCAGGGCGUAGUUUUGAGGAAUUUUGAUGGACCAAAAUUAAGGAUAAUCUUAAACUGUGAUUGUAAAUAUAGUGCGAUGUUUCAAAUCUGAGUUCUCAGGUUUAAGUACACUAAAAAAUGUAAAUGAUUAGCUCCAGCUCAGCAUUAUUCAAAUGGUAAAUAUUGCAUCUGCGACAGUUAUUGAAGUAUGUUGUGCACAUAUUAGACUCUACGAGAAGCUACUCGACCCUUUUAUCCAUAAUUGAAAUCUGGUGCUUGUCUUUUCAAAAUAAAUACAACAAUAUAUCUGGAAUGGAGGUUUUUUAAAUUUUGGAGAAACUUUCUGAGAAAUUUCAAUGUUUUUUCUGCCUCGAGGUCUUAGACCAUCUGUCUAAUACCAAAGCAGUAAAUACUCUGUAUGUGGCAGUAGCUCAGGAGGUAGAGCGGUCAUCCAACAACCGGGUGGUUGGUGGUUCGAUUCCCCCCCUAUCCUGAGUCAGUCUGUUGUGACCUCGGGCAAGACACUUAACCCACCUUGCUUCCAGUGUGUGUCCUCCACUGGUGUAUGAUUGUGAGUGUUGUGUGGUUGUGGUCAGAGAGGCUGUAGUUGCAAACCGGCAGCCAUGUUUAUGUCAGUCUGCCCCAGGGCAGCUGUGACUACUAAGGUAGUUUACCACCACUAGGGUGUGACUGUGUGAGCGAGUGAAUGAUGUAUCCGAUGUAAAGCGCUUUGAGGGUCUCUGAUAAAGCGCUAAUAUGAAAUCUGAUGCAUUAUUAUGCAAUUGACUGCAUACCACAGCGUUAGUGAGACACUGAUGUUGCUGCUUAGUUUGCACUAAGGCUGUUAGAAUACUCUGGAAAAUACAGAAAUACAACUCUGCAACAGUUCCUGCAAUGCAAAUCCAGUUUACAUCAGUAUGACUUUUAUGGCUGCGCAUCACUGAAUUACAAUACAUAUAAAAUUAUAUAUUAUUUACUGUUCGGCUGUAAGUGCUAAAAUAAAACUGUAGUCUGCUGCAGAGACUAAUGGAGGCCAUUACGCGGCCUGGUGAUGAUUUGUUACAUUUUUAACUUUAUUUUCCUGCUGUGUAGCUGCGCUGUAGUGGAAACUGUUGUGUUAUGUCUCUUUGUGGCGCUCUGGAGCAGACAUGUGGCUCACAAAACCACAAGGUAUAAAUACUGCAUGUCCUUACACUCCUGUCACUAAUUUGGGUUAAUUGUUUCCAUCCACACACUUGAACUGGUGCUUCCCUGCAUUUAUCCUGAGACAGCCCGCCUGACACUAAUGACACACACACACAUACAAACACACACACACAUACUUAGUUUUUAACCCUCCUAGAGCAGGAUUUGGGUCAGACGCCUCCUCUCACACUGACUUAUGUGUGUAAAUGUGUGUGUGAGAGGAGGGUUUAGAGGCUCUGGCCUGUGUAUCCCACUGAUAUCCCCUCAGUAGCUUACUGCUAUCUGUUUCUGCUUAUUGUCAGUGAGACAGCUCUCCUGUAGUGCUCCGCAGAGGGCGCUUUAGUAGGGAGAUAGGGGUUAAUAGGAGCACAUGCACAGAUAGCAUGCUGAGUUAUCUGCCUUUUAGCAGAUUUAGGCACACGGGCUGAAAAAAAGAAAAAAAACUUUGCAGACUUACAAUGCUUGGCAGUAGUUUCUGUAUGGUUUACACUGACUGAUGUUUGAGACUGAUACUAAUAAGUGUAUCUGAAUUAUAUAGUAGGUGCUCAGUCAGAGAUUUACAUGCAGGCAGUGAAGAGAACAGGCCUGUGUACCCGAUGAUAACAUAAAUUAGGGCUGGGCGAUAUGGCCUCAAAUCAAUAUCAGGAUAUAUUGAUCAGUUCACCCCGAUAACGAUAAAUGGACGAUAACUACUCCACAAGCUUCUGACACAGGCAAAAUAACAUCGGUUAUUAUUGUAAAUUUCGCUAUCGGUAAAUUUUGGGUUUAUCGCCCAGCCCUAACUUAAACGAUCGCAUCAGUUAGGCUCUAUUAUCCUCGGUCAUAUGAUCAUGUAGUCCGUAUAGAUAUUUGCAUUUGUAGAGCAUACCGGUGUCAGAGAAAUCUCUUCUCACACUCAAAUUCAUUUACAGGAGAAAAUGUUUAUACUCUUCAGUAAUAACAGAGACUUCUUCAGUUCUUUAUCACUAUACCAGACAAAGACAGAAAGUCAGUGAGAGCUUUACGAAACAUGAAAAUAAUCCUCCCCAACUAAACAUCUCAACACGCAGAGAGUGAGCAGACAGUAUCAACUCGAGUCUGUUUCUGUGUUGUUGUAAUUGUGGUUCUUGUUUUCUUUUCUGUGCGUGUGUGUGUAGGAGUAAUAUUAGCUCAGACACUGUACAUCUUAUGACUCAUUAUAUCAGCCGGCUGAAGGUUUAUUUUUUUCACUCCGGCAGAGAUUAGCAGCAUGGGUGGAAGCGUGGGGCUUCUUUAUGUCUCGGUUAUUUCAAAGGCAAAGUCCUCUCUCUCUUUCUCUCUCUCUCUCUCUUUCUUUCUCUCUCUCUCUCUCUCUCUCUCUCUCUCUCUCUCUCUCUCUCUCUCUCUCUCUCUCUCUAUCUCUGCCUCAUAUUUCUUUUCUGAAUGAUUGAUGAGAUGAGUAGAUUAUUGCGCUAAAACGGAUCAGUUCAUUCUACUUAACUUUAUUUAUCGAGGUAUCUUUUCGUGCUUCAUAGAGGAAUAGACAUAAAAUAACCACAGAAGUUAAAUUAAUAAAGCCUGAAGAAAAAUAGGUUUUAAAAGUUUAAAAACACAGUAAAAGCAAAAAGAAAUUUAAGAGUAAAAAACAAAAUUAAAUUCAAAAUAUGUUUUAAAAAAAAAGUUCAAAAGCAACAAUCUUAAAAAGCAACAACUAGCGGUAGUUUUUUAAUAGACUUUUUGGUAAAAGCCAGUGAGUUAUGACUGCUGAUGAAAGCCUGGAUUAAAGUUUCAGCAUGUCUGGGCCAAAAAGGUCUCACUUGUGCAUUUUUCUGAGAUGAUAAGAUGAAACACUCAUGACCUUGUUAAAAUAAGAAUCAAAAUUUUGAUCGGAAUUCAGAAUCACUCCCAGAUUUGUGAAACUUCAUUUAAUUUUCCAGUUAAAGUCGUGACUGACGUGGAUGAAGCAUGAAUGAAACUGAUUUAUACUUCUAUAUGACAUCUCCUGUAAUCCAAACCACACAAGGUUUUAAUGUGUCACCUGUCCAAGUACACCCUCGUAUUACCAGCUGAUGUCUGGCCUACUUCAUCAUUUCAAACACGAUAAGCAGUCAGCUGUUCAGUUUGACACCGAUAAAGAUCAUAAAUGUGAUUUAUGAGGAAGGAUUUUCUGCGCCAUGUUUUCUCCACUUGCACGUGUUUCAAUGUUGGCAUUUCUAUGUUCCUUGACAAAGUUCAUAAUGUGGUUUAUUACAUCAGGCGCUCUGCACGGCAUAGAGACACUCUGCUGCUCUGCUUACCACCCACCGAGCCUCAUCUGAGCGUGUGUGCAUGUAUGCUGAGUGUGCGUGCUGACAGGGUUUUUUCCAGCAGCGUGCUGAUGUGAACAUUCAUAUGAAAACAACAACAAGGCCGAGAACAGGCCUAUUAAAUCCAAAGGACGGAUUUGUAUAAACAAACACAUGCACACAGAAUAAUCCGAACAGACAGGAGGUAGUUUUAAUAUACAUAGAAAAAUAUUUAAACAUGCACUCAUGAUGUCUUGUCAUCUACCUUCCUUUCCUAUUUGUCUCCUUUUUCUUAGUUACACACACAGUGCAGACGCAGAUUAGAGGAGCGCAUAACACAACACCCACAAGUGCAGCGCUGCAUUUGUGGCUCUGCAGAGUGAGAACCUUGUGGGAGACCCACACUUUAAUUUGAUUUUUGCUCUAGAGGUCACAGCUCUAUUUCAAGCCACUGCACAAUUCAUUUUUAUUGACUACACCCUCCCUCUCCAGUUUCUGGAUAUACUUUUCAGCCUUUUGUCUGCCUUACAGCCCCGGCCCAAAACCAAUUACAACAACUUAAAAAAAAAAAAUGACGACAUGGCUGCAAGCGUGUCAGUUUUUUAGUUUAUGAUGCACUUUCCUGUUUUUAAGGUUGUUCAGCCUGUGUGACCCUCUCCGUCUCUCUCUGAGUGAGCUCAAAAGGCCAAAAAAACACUGAUGAUGAGCAACAACACAAGGACUCUUAUUUGUGAUCAUUCUCUGUUUUAAGAUAAGCUAAGAAAAACUUUAUUCAUCCCUGAGGGGAAAUCCGAUCUUAUUAGAUUUUACGUCUGAAUUUACUUGAAUGAAACAGCGGAUAUUAUGGAAUUUUCAUUCAUUCAUACUUCCUUAAGCCAAGCUAACUCACAAACUGUGAUGGUUGACCACAGUGUCAAAAUGUUUCUCCUUUCUUUACGUCAAAUCUAUUUUCCUGUAGAGACGACGUUGUGUCCUCGAUCCUCUCCUGACGCUCUGCUCUGUUCCUGAGUGAGUUUUUGAAUCUAGUUUGUUUACAUCUGUGCAUCAGUGCGUGCUGAUGUGUGACUGCUGUAUGUUCACCUCCAUGUUCAUGUUUGCUUUAGGCUCAGAUGUGGGCCUCUGGGUUUAGGUCACAUCAUGCCCUGAGUGACGGGUCAUGUGAAAUGUCCUGUGCGCAGAAAUGUGUGAAAGUCUAAUCCUGUUAGCAGCGGCUUGAUAAUGGGGCUAUUUUUUCUCACAUUCAGUAAAUCUUGAUUGAAUGAAUUUGAUGUACAACCUAAAAAAAAAAGGAGGUGAGUGAACGCCCAACAUAGAGAGAGAGGGGGGGUUAAUAUCAGCAUGUUUAAAGCUUGUUAACAGAGGAGCACAGAACUAAGCUCGGUGGAUAACAUAGACUAUGUUCACACUGCAGGUCAAUUUCCGAUUUUUAACCAUAUGUGACACAUAUCUGAUUUUUUAUGUAAGUGUGAACAAUGCAGUUCUGAUUUUAUCUAAUCUGACCCAGGCCUCCAUUGUUCGACAACACAAACAGGCGCAGAAAGCAAUUUGUGCUUUUAGCGCAUGUGGGUCACUUCACGGACGCAUUCCAUUCACAUUAGAUGCCGCAUUUUUUGUUGUAAUGUGAACAAAAAGAUCGGAUUUAACAAAAAAUCCAAAUUGUGCGUCAUAACCUGCAGUGUGAACGUAGCCACUGACUGUGCACUUUUGUUGUGACCAGGGAUGUUUGUGCAUGCAGGAAGUUUGCCAAUCUAAAAUAACCUCAACUAUAAAACAGUUAAGUAGGGCUGCAGCUAUUGAAUAUUUUAGUAAUCGAGUAUUGUAUCGAAUAUUCCAUCGAUUAAUCGAGUGAUUGGAUAAAACAUCUUCUUUUUUUAGUGAUUUUUUAUGAUAUUAAUUUUUAUCAUGUCCCUAAAGACAUUAGUGUCCAAGAGCUAAGUAGCUCACAUGUUACCUGCUACUUCUACUACACUGGCAAUGUUAGGCUACAAGCUAGUGUGAAGAGGAGUGUGAAGAGGAGUGUGCAGAGCAGCGCUGUCUCUGCAUAAGACUCAGAGGUGAAGUGCUAAUGAGCUACUGGAGCUCUGCAGAAGUAAAGCCCGUCUCGUCAUUCAUUUUUUCCACGCCGCAUAACCAAAACUGCGUUUAAUCCUCCCUCUACCAUGGUGACAUAAGCGCGUUGUGUCGCCUUGAAAAUAAUCCGUGUGAAACAGUGACGAUUAGAAGUUACAAACUUGAGGCAGAGAAAAUUCCUCGAUCAAAAUUUGUAAUCGAGGUACUCAAGGAAUUUCAGCCCUGCAGUUAAAUUACCAGCUAAAGAUUUAAAGCGCUGAUUUAUGUGAGCGCUGCUUUCUUCUGUGACCAGGCUGACUGGAAAAAAACGAAACACCCCCAUCACUUAGGCUGGCAUUGUUUUAUUCCUAAAUUGUAUACAAGGCCAACUUCAUCACCAUCCAUCCGUCCAUCCAUCCAUCUGUCCAUCCAAGCAUAUGGUAAUCUGUCCAUUCAUCCAUCCCCCCAUCUGUAAACCAGUAAUUUUCCUCUCUGUGCUCUCUCGCUCCACUGCUGCUGAAACUGAACUGAGUCCAGUUUCUCUUUCAUUAACAGCUGGCUGGUCUAAUCAUAGUGAUGUGUUUCUGUGAUUCGGUUGCAUAAUCAUUUUCCCAUCAUCAACCUCAUUAUCAUUCACUGUCAUCUGAGUCCUCACACGCUCAGAAAACUUGCAGGUCUGUCAGAAAAUUCUGUACGAGGAAGACGUCUUCUGCUUUUCCCAUCUUCGUCUUUGUCCUACCUCUCUUUCUCUCUCAUUUCCUCUGUUACCCUAAUUCUGUCAUUUUCCGAGGCAGCUCUUUUUGAUGCUCAUGGGAACAGAUGGUUCAGCUAUGAUCAAGAGGUUUUGCUAGAAAUUAAGUGUUUACCUACUUUCAGGAACUGACAGAAAGGAAACAGUGUUCUUGUGAGACAAAAACAAACUGAUGUGAUAACUAAAAGGGAUUUUUGCCUAGAAAGACAGAAGCUGGUGUUAAAAUAUGUCGAACUAGAGAGGGAGAAUAAGGUGUGUCUGUUAGAGCGGGAACUUUUUAGGUAUUAUACUGGUAAAAAUGACCAAAUAAUUCAGUGUGAGGGACACAGAGAUGGAUGCAGAGAAGAGGGGAAUCACAAAAGAAGAUAUUUUUCCUGUAGGCUGAUGUCAGUGGAUAAAAACAUGGCUUACUCGCUGCCAACAUGGUUUAAUAUAGUUUUUUUCCCCCCAACAAAAUUACCACACGCUCAGUUAUAGAGCUGUGCAAGUAAAUCCUGGGCACACCUUCAAAAUAAAAGCAUUGUGUGAAAACAGGAGGAGUCACUCCACAGAAAGAAUAGAUUAGGCUUUUGUUUUGAAAAGUGCAGAAGAAGUGUUUGAUAAUAUAUAGAUAAGCCGUUUGUUUUAAGAUUUUCAGCUUUGAGACGAAUGUGAGACAGCAAAUACGCCUCCUGUGUGAAACACUGAGGUACAUUUGGCUGUGUAAGUCCAAGCAAUGUCAGGAAUCACCAUGUGAAAGCAUACCAAAGUGAAAGUGCACCAUCAAGUGAAGGCUAGAGUGCUUGGUUGCUUGAUUACAACCAAGCACUCUGAUUGGACAAGAGGAAUUGUGUCACUGUGUUUGCGUCAAAAUGAAAAACACAUAUUAGUACAUGCAGCGCACAGUUGCUGGUCUGAGUUGAUUAAUGAUAAGAAAUAAAUAUUUAAAAUGUUGUUCAUUUCUGUUUCCUACAGAUCUGCCUUACAGCUGCUCUACAAAGGUGAUAUCACAAUCUAAGUCGUGCUGUUGUGCUGAAUUUUAUCUUGGGUGUGAUUACUUCUAGGGGGCGGAGAUCACGAUUGGUCCUGCGAUACGAUAUUAUCACGACACUUCGGCCACAAUUCAGUAUUAUUGCAGUUUUAGACAUUUUGCAAUACAGGGAGUAUUGCGUUACCAUAUAUUGCGAUUUGUACACUUUUUUCAACUGCUUUGCUGAUUUAGCAUUUGCCUUUCCCUAACGUUUGUCUUAUUGAUGCAAUAUUCUAUUUUUAUGUUGCACGUCUUACAAACCUCAUAUGUCAGGUCCAUCUCAUUUGUGCCCUGCUUGUGUUCCUCAUGUCUUGUUGAUGUUGCUGGUAGAGUAAUGUUUGACUCUGAAUCAUAGGUUGUUUUACCUUAUGCUGUAGUUUGGGAGGGCUUUAAAGUUCAGUCAAAACUUAAUGGUAAAAAAAAUGUGUUUUGAUUGGACGGCAGCACUAGGACAUUGGUCUCCCAGUUGUCUCAGCUUUACUGCAUUACUCCUCUUAACAAAACGGGUAAAUAUUUGAACAUCACAUAUUUCACACAGACAUUUAGUGGUGAGACACGCCUGAUUCAUCGUCACACACUGGCCUCGCUGAGACGAUGACAAAAAUGACUUCUUUGUUCUUCCGCACGGUCUGAGCGUCUUUGUCUGUGUUCUUCAUUUGGUGACAUGGAGUCGAAUGUGUCUGUAUGUCUGUGUUUUAAUGAGGAAGUUGCCGUGUGAAAUCAGGCUGGUACCUCACAAGCACAUCUGGAAUAAGUGUGUGUUUGUGCGUGCCUCCAGGAGACAAAACACUCAUCAGUGUUGAUAGAUGGCAUUCAGGUGUCCUUGUGGUGCAUUCUGCUCCAUAUGAGGUCAUGUUUGCAUGCGUGUGCGCCUGUAUGUGUGCGUGGCCCCCCUGCCUUGUCCUUGGCGUGUAAUAAGCAUGUGGGACUGCGGCUCUUUGCACAUCUGUCUGGGAGUUCAGAAACGGUGCAGUGUCGCUGCGGCGGCUGUGCACCAUUUCUAACAGCAGCUGCCCCACCCCCCACCUGCUCGGCCCUCCCAGUGAGUUUGUACCAGCUCUUACAUAUGCUCAUGCACACACACACAGUCACAUACACACCAAAGGGAGAUGUUUUCAGAGUCUGAGGACAUCCACCUCCCACUGAGAAAUCUGCCUUUGUUUGGACGAGUUUAUGAACCUACUGAGCUUUCAUCAUGUUUCGUCUUAGUCGGUCAUACACUCCUCACAUAUGUUAAAGCUUAGUUCAGAUUCCAGUUCAGUCUAUCAGAAAUGUGUAUCCAAAGAUUCAGACACCGUCACUGCAUAGGAACGUAGCAUAUUAAGGAUAGGCUUAUACAAGUUCAUCAGGCAGAAAAACUGAAAAUGUUGUUCGGUUCGAUUGUCUUUUAAUUUCUUGCUUCCACAUUUAGCAGGUCAAUGAACAAUCAGAUUAACUAUUUGCAGCCUUGAAAGUUUUGUUUGACCUUCUCUUUUAUUUAGUCACAUAUGAUCAAAAACAUGAUUAUUUAGCUCAACAUAAAGUCAUGUUUUGAAUUUCCAUGCCUUCACUACAUGUUGCACUUUUGACACAUUUGAGAUGUCAAAACACUUCGUCACACUGAUGUUACUAGCAGCGGGUUGGCCAGGCAUGGGAAACAUCAGGGGUUUACCAUGAAUCAGGGAGGGUGAUAUACUUCAAUAAUCAAAUCUACAGUGGCUAAAUUUGCUGGGCUUAAUUCUUAAAGGGCUCAAAAAGAUGUUUGUCCAAAGUCACCUCGUAGAGCACCAACAAAAUAAAAUGAAAGGUCAAACACAGGCCAGAUAGUUGAUUUAAAUGGAAGUGUCAUCUCUGUUUGUCAACCCUUGAUGGAUCCAUCUUUCAGGGUUCAUCUCCACCAGCUCCACACUUCUAAAGACUUCAAUUUUUGUCCCUUCUUCAUGGUGAAAUAGUGCUAAGGCAGUCAGAUUGGACCAGGACUGUCUGGGAACAGUAAUUUUCAUGUCUCACCGCAGAUUCUUAAUUGGAUUGUGGUCUGAGAAUUGAACAGCCUGUUCCCAGACUUUGACGUUCUUGACCUUUAACCGCUCUGAUGUUGUUUUGGUUGUUUCCUUGAGGUCGUUGUCUUGCUUGAGUAAUCUCCAAACUUUUGCUGACUAAAAUGGGUUUUCUUGUUUUGCAUCCGGCUCCAUCUAUCUCGUGAUUUGCAGCACAUUUGCUGUGUCUCUUAAACUGUUUCUGUGACUAUCUUGAUAGUUAUUUUAUACUGUAAAUGUUCUCUAAUGUGGAUUUGAUAGCGCUCUGUCCAAAGCUUAUAAUAAUAUUUCAGAGUCCUCCUUUAUACUUUUCCAUAAGUCUAUCCAUCGCUGGUUUAUUUCAGGUUGUUGCCACUACUAAAUCAAGCCAAUGGCAGUUGAUUUCUGUGAAAAAUACUGUAUUUGAGUCGAAUCGAGACGGUCAGAGCAAGCAAAACAGAUAAUAGCUUUGUGACUGCCUGUAGGAAUUGAGGCUUUGAAAGUGCUUAUGUGCUCUGCUGCUCUCUCAUAGUGCUCCAUAGUUAAAUGACACCCGUGGGCGUACACCCAUGCAUACAUAUGAGCUGCACUACAACCCCGCUGUGCCAUGCACUCUCCUGCUUGUAGUAUCUCGUUGCAUAAGCAGGUUAAUGUUACCCUGGCAGGCCGUGUAACUGGCACCUCAAUAUCAGACCUCCAGAGAAACAGGGAGGGAGAUGUAAGUGGAGAAGAGGAAAAGAGCGAUGAAAUGAUUAGUAGAAAGUUUAGGAUGAGAGGGAAAGAAGUUCAAGAAAUAAAGGGAUGUGAUUGAAAACUGAAGCAGAAAAAGGGAAAGGUUUUUAAAGCUGCCCUCAUAACUCUAUUAUUAUGUCAGUGACCUCUUUGACCCUGUUCAGGAAAAGCUCCACACCUGAAUCUCUCAAUUACCAGCCAGCAGAGAAACACAGAGGAAGACUUAAUCCUCCAUCCAUGUCUUGCAUGAACUCAUGGAGCCCGUUGCAGUGUUUCAUUUCUAAACGCAUUCUUUUAACCCAAAUUGAAUAUAUCAUUCCUCCCCAGAGGCGCCAGAGAAGAAAGGCUCUAAUUCACACUGCCUCCUUCAUCGUCUCUCUCUAAGUAGUUAAUGUUUGUGAGAGGCUGCUAUCUCAUUUCAUCUCUCCCCUCUCUGUUUUUCUCCCUCUAGAUUUCUCUCAACCUCUGACACUUUUUUGUCUCCACUUGUGUACACAGCGUACAGCAUGAUGGAUUUUUCUUAGCGAAUAUUCAGCUGAUUUCUAGAGAGUUCAUUUGUGCUUUUCCUCAGUGAUGAAAAGCACUUCCAAAGUGGUCAUCAGGAGAAGGAUGCUGCAAAUGCAGAGACAAUGCACAUUCACAAAGACAUACAAAAUGAAAAUAGCUGCUUUAUUGGCCGUAGUAUUUUAAAUAUACUAACCUUACCUGGACACAUGUUCUCUUUCUCUGAUUAAACACACAUUUCCAGUGAUGUAGUGUGAAUUGAUAUUGUAAGGCAGCUACAAAUACUGCUAAAGAAAAACCCUCACGUCCAGUAUGUCCAAACACUUGUACUACAACAGUCUCCUUUCCACCUACAGAAGGGAUUAAUCUGCCUCAGGAAACUUCUUUAUCCCUAAAAAAAACAUGCAAAGGUCAUGAGAGUGAUUUCUCCAGCCCUAAGUAGAGGCAUCAUGUCCUCAUCUUGGGCUGUAUAUGACCCUAGAAACCUCUGUAUUGAGAUUGUACAGCCUGAAUACUUCACAGUAUAUAUUUCACUGAAUAUACAGUAUGUUGACCUUUAUUCUCUGGAACAUUAAGUACUAAUACUAAGUGACAUGUGAGAUUUUUUUACUUUAAAUAUCUAACCUCUAUUUUAAAUGUUCUUGUUAAUUUAUUCAGUUAUCUCUUUGCAAAAUAACAUUUUUGGAUUUCUGUUUUCUUGCUUUUUUCCUGUUUUUUUAAACACUUUUCCAUCGUCAGCUUGUGUGUCUGUAUAGGUGCUAACAGUCAGUGUCACAUUGGGUUAUUAUGAGUCGUGUCCUUGCGGCAGAGCUGUAGAGGACAGUGUGUGUUUCCAGAGGAAGGCACAUACAUAACACACACACACACACACACACAUUUGAGCACACACUUACACAGGUCUACCUAGAGCUUCCAGUGUCUCUUGCUAGGUCCUGUUGCCACGGAGACCAGGUCCUGGGUUGAACAUAUUGAAUAAAUACCUGUGAGGGUUUAGGGAGUGGGAGUGAAGGGUGAGGGCUUUGCUGUUUCUCAUAUCACAUUGUUGACGUAAAGGGACCACAAAUUGCGUGCAGCUGGCCGCUCAGUGCUGCUAGUAUCUACUUGACAUCACACGCUUGGAAUCAGUCUAAAAAAAAUGCCCAUUAGAAUUAAUUUGUACAGUGCAAACUGUUCUGCAGAGUCCCAAAAGCUUGCAGGAAAGUGAUCGCACCUAUCAUGGGAGAAGAAUCAAUACAAAGUGGCUCCUCAUGACUAAAUCCCAGCAGACUGUGGUGAGCUGAGCCCAUCACCUUCAAGAGACAGCAGCCAGACAGCCAGAGGAAUCAAGAUAAUUGAAAUGACUGUCUGUGUAGGCAUUGACUCCUUUUUUUUUUCAUGCCACUAAUUAUUCAGUGUCCUCAUUUUGUGAAAACGUGCAUGUGUGCACACAUGAGAGGAGAGUAUAGGAUUUUCAUUCAUUUCUAGUGUUUUCCUGUGUGAGUGUGUGUUUGAUCAGGAGUUGUGUGGGGGCGAUGGAUGUAGGUUGUAAGUGUGGGUGUGCAGGUUUUAGAGCUGUUAUGGGAAUAUGUGAGUGCUGCUGCGUUUAGGUAAUUGAUGCUGGGACGAUGAAACUGGCAGACAGUCAGAGUGUCUCUGCGCCAGUGAAAAGAGGGGGAGGAGGAGAAGAUUAGAGAAGGAGAGAUGGAGGCUGCAUAAAUUCCAUGGCAGCUAUAGGAUCAAGUGAAACAUGCAUUUCAUGGAUGUUAAAGCGACAGUGAUGUGAUGGAAGGUAAUCUGUAUUUACGGAGUCAAAAAAGGGUUGAAUCUGUAAUGGAGGUUUCAGAUUUUGUAUGGGGAGCAUUUUGGUGAUUAUAGUGUUUGUAGACUAAUGUAGACCACUAUGUGGACUAGUCAUAGACCAGCAGACUUUGGUCAGUGCAGCAGAAACAAUCUGCAUGAUGAGCAAAGCUCUUGUGGGCUAUAAGUUGUAUAUGUACAGUAUACUGUUGUUACUAUGUAAUUACCUAGUAACAACAUGAAAUUAUCUGGUAAUUACAUGAUAACUACUAAGUCAAUACUGUCCAGCUACCAGGUAGGUAACCUUCCAUCAUCAUACAAAUUUGAAGCCGAGUUGCUCUAGUAUUUCCAGGAUUUUUUCCACUUCCUGGAACCACCUCUUAUCAUGUAAUUACCAGAUAAUUUCAUGUUGUUACUAGGUAAUUACCUGUUAAUUACCUGGUAAUAAGUGUACCUGGUGUAACUCAUCAUUUACUGUAAAACUGAGACCUGCCACAAACAGAUGCAUGGGUGCUAUUCGGGAUAUAAUCAAAAAGAUAAGACAGAUAUAUAGGACAAAUUUCACUUCACUUUACUGUAAAUAAUACUCACUGAUAACAUUAUCAAGAAAGUCUGUAAGCUGCAUGUCAUUUAUUAUUUAUACAAAUUGCCAGUUCAACUACACGGUUUGUAGUUCUAUACUAUCCCAUAAACUGCUUAGGUAUUUUGCACCAGUGUGCUUUUGAAGUGCAAGGAACCAAACAUCUGCUAAGUCAGUACACCUGUGCCCAGAAGAGUAAUUUGAAACAGAACCAAAUAAUCUUAAGAUAUUCACCUGGGAUCCUUCUGGUUAUUUUUCCUAAGUACCAUGAAUAAAAGCCUCUUCUGCAUCCUGACAGGUUACCUAAUUAGAACUGAAAUGCUCUUCCUGUUGGCUGUGGUAACCCAGGCAACAGUUCCCCUGGAGACAGGCUUCGGCAAAUCUCUCUGGUCUGUUGAGCAAAGUCGUAACGCGUGUCCCCUGAACAGCUCCGGCAUAAAGCAGCAGUUUAUUGCCCUGAGCAGCGAUGAUGCUGCGACUUGUGUUUGACCAGAGAUUAGGCAGAUUGGGGCCUUUUGUGUCCGUUCUGCUGUUUGCUGAUGAUAAGCAGUGCUGCAGGCCCUGGUGUCUGAGCUGGCAGUUGUGGGAGAGGGGAGAGAGUGGAGGUAAAGUGAGUGGGUUUUUUUUUCAGUGUGUUGCCUCAAAGUAUUAUAGUAUUGCAUUUUCCAAAGAGGGCGGUUAUUGCAUACAGAUAUUUUUGAGGAAAACAAAUUACUUUUUAUAGCAUGCUAGCUAACUACAUGUUGGACACAGGGCUCCCACACACGUUAAUAGAUUUUUUUUUUGUAUUAUUUUACUUUUAGUCUUGGCAAGUAUUGGAAAAAAAGAAUAUGAAUAUUUACCUAUUUAUUGUUGGCCCAAUUUUUCCAUGGAAAAUACAUGGAAGGGUUUGAUGGCUUAAGCCCAAAUUAUAACUUCUGUUUUUGUCAUAUUUGUUAUGUUUGUUGAUAUAUUGAUUUCAUUCAAAAGUCAUAAAGAGAUACUCAUUGUAACAGACAAACAUAUGUGGCAAGUUUUCUUAGGUGCAAGUUUUUCAUCCUGCGUGUUUAUUUGAUCAAAGUAAAAGCGAGGAAGACUGAAAUAGUCACUUAAUAUUCCUUUCAGCCUGUGUCCGUGCCUUAUGUCUACCUAGCUAGAAUGCUAAAAAACUCAGAGUUAGUUAAAUAUUAAACAUAAACAUUUUACGCAAUUUAUGAAAGUUACCACCAAUAAUUUUAUGGUUUUAGAUGGUCCCUAAUCCCCCCUUCAUACUGCCCAACAGGUUUGAAUAAUCUAACCAUCAUGACCCAGCUAAACAGGAAAUCCAUCAACCCAAAACACCUUCUUAUCCAGACUGUGUAAGCAUCACUUAUGUCAGAUUCUCCAUGUUUACUCUCCCUGCCAUUCUCACAGUGACAGUGACCUAAUGUCCUAAUAAAUUAAAUAUAACAACUGCGUUAUCAGGCUGUAAACCAGUUGUGUUUUAUAUGAAGCUAACUAUUGCAGUGUAUUAUAAAGAGGUAAAUCUACGGUUGUGUGUCAGUCAGGGCUCUUCAUUGUUUGAUUUGGUUUCUUGGAGACAAUCUGAGCAGCUUCAGCAGUGGGAGUGCAACAUUACCUGUGUUAGAGGACCCUCGGGAGAGCAAUGGCGGUGAUGUGAUGCGCCCUUGAGACGCUAUAAUGCCGAGAACGCUCACUCAUUGGAUUUCAGCCUAACUGCAUGAAGUACAUCAAAAGAUUGGAUGCAGUUUCAAGCAGCAUGGUUGGAAGAACAUGUGAGCCAUUUACUUCAUUACAUCUUUGCCACAGAUUUUAUAGCUGGAGAGAAAGAAGCUGCUCUUUAUUUGUGCUUAUCUACCACUGAAGUUACUAUGACAGCCCACUCCUUCAUACAUUUACAUGGUUUUAGAUUCAAACAAUCGCCUCUCAUGGUGCUUGGAUGUUGCCACAGCCUCCGUCUGGUUGAUGGUAGUUUGGUGUCUAAUGUGCUGCCAGACUGUAUUUUUCAUUAUGCAGGACUCUUACAGAAGCUAAAAAGUAAAAAUAAUCCCAUAAUCAUAAAACUCACAACCACAGCACUUUAAAGGAGGUGUAACUGUGAGCAUGAGCACACAAAAACCAACACAUCUUUUGUAGAAAAGCUUCUCCUGGGGAGCUAACAAAGCGCUUUAAUUACUCGGUGCCUCGUAUGUUGUUUCUCAGGGAAACCGUUUUCCAGUCCUGGAAAAACAACACGUACUCAUACGAAAGUUAAGUAGUUAAAGUCUUUUAUUAUAAUGAUGAAAAUAUCAGUAAAAGUGUUAAAGUAUGUGGAUUAAACUGCUGAUUUUAUGGUCCAUUUAAGUCCGGAGUUUUUUAAAUGAUGUACUAGUAUGAUGGGAUACUAAUAAAGCUAAUCAAUAAUUGAUCCUUAAAGGCAUGUCACCACAUUUGACUGAAAAAUAUCACAGCCUUUCAUGGAUUCUUUUUCAAUCAUCUGUCUUUGCUAACUCAGCAUGGUUUCUUAAAUCUGGUCCAGACACAGAAGGGAAUCCUGCGCUCAUCACACUCUUUGUCGUGUACACAGAUCACUCUUCGAUAGGGAAUGAUUGUUUGGUUCUGUCUGAUUGGAUUAAACAGGAGCAGGAACAAAACCUCUCUGUCAGUCCUCGCUGUGCGGGGCUAAAACAAAAGCCGAAUGAAAUGUGGGUAAGAUUCAUCCUAAUGUCUGGAAGCACUUAUGGAAAACAAAUAAAAAGCCAGCCCACAGACCCACCCUCUUCAUUUCAUGUUGUGUAUUAUAAUACCUUCGCAGCAGCCUGACCUACAUUUGACUGCUCUUUCCUGAUUUCAGAACUGAAACAGACAGAUUAAGCCUUUUGUUUCUCUUCUUUAUCAUUUUGGGGAUGAUUUUGAUCCUCGAGCCUCUGACGCUUCCUGAUAUCCAGUCUUGUCAGUAUUUUAGGAGGUCGCAUGUGUCUGUUCUAUCUGAUAGGAGCUGGUGUGCAUUUCCCAGGUAGUGAUUUUAUUGAUUAUGGUUGUAAUUCUGUUUGUUAAGUGGAUUUUAGCCGAGGCAAACAGACACACAAACACACACAUAAAGAGACACAUGGUAACUCAAAACCUUUAUGACCUCUGUCCUCACUCUACCAAUACGUUAACCUCUUACCCUCUGACCUUUGCUCGGUUUGUGGUCUUGAGUGCUUCCACCCUCCAGCAACAGACAUAUGAAAACACUUAACACCUGUGAUUGGGAGAUAAUAAUUAUCACUCUUUGUAUCCUACUGCUAUCUAAACGUGAAGAGCUAACAGGCUAAACCAAGAUUGUCUCCAUGAGUAACACAAUCUUUGUCCAACUGUACAGACAGUAUAACAGACAGACGGGUGGACUCCAAUCAUUGUUCACUUUUUAGUGUUUAUGAGAGAGGGGGAAAUUAUGAAGCAUCUAGACUAAUGCGCACACUGCUCUUAAUAGCUCAAGCUCUUUGUAACACAUGUCCAUAAAGCAAAGUCAUCAAAAUGUGGAAUAAACUCAAGAACGAAUACUCAAGAAACAGCAAAUCAAACUCAAUAAACAAUAAAACAAUUAAGGAUUAAGAUCAUGUAACAAAAAUAAAGCUUUGAGUUUAUGUUAAUGAGUGUUUUACAAAUGGGUUAUUAUAAUAAGAAGAAGCUGCUAUUAUGGCUGUAAUCAACCAAAGAAGUUGUUGGUCAACUAAAACCUUGAAAUUUUCGACCAAAAAUCGACUAAUCAGGGUGGGGGAUUUUUCCGACAACGCGGCUUGGCGGGGUGCGGGGUGAAAAUAUUCUGAUAUUAGCACAAGAAGUUAAAUUAAACACAAAUAUCAAAUUCAGCAAACCACCAGACACUGAUUAACGUGGACGCUAUUCGAUCUUCCUGUCUCCAGCCGGUCACCAGUGGGUUGGGUGAAUCCAAAAUGGUGAAAACAAGGGGGGGUGUUCUGAGACAGGCUCUAAAAAAAACACCCACAUUAGCACUUGGUACAUUCCUCCUGAUGAAAUUAACCAUAGACUGUAAACUGACACAGAGAAAAAUUAAGUCGACCUAUCAGAAUUUUGGUUGACUCAGCACGUACGUAUGACAGCCCUACAACAAACCUUAAUGUGCUCAUAGUUUAGCAGCUGUGGUAACUCCCUUUACAGCUGUCUUUUAUUCUAUCCUCCAAUAUCAAUGUGUAACUAAGGUGUUAAAUCCCCAUCAAAACUACAAAUAUUGAGCUAUUUAGCAUCACGCUCUUUUAAGACUUUUUCCUAAGAACACAUGCACUCAGCUUUGGAGUGAAAUCUAUGAAAUAUGUCACCAACUAUUCAAAUCUGAACUCAUCUUGCGAAAUAUGUUGCAAACACAACAAAAUAACAGGCCUCUGAUUCUAUUUUUACCGAGGACAUGAGAGCGUUUCAGUCCCACACAUUACUUACGGGGGCAGCAGAGUGUUUUGCAGAUAGCCAUGGAGAUCUAAGUGCCAGCUCCAGAGUAGAUAAAUUAAUGAAGCCGCUCUCCGCCCACACAGAAACACACGCCAUUGCUGCGGUGCUCAGGAUGCAUUAAAGAGAGUGUCAGAAGGCCGAGGUCUGCCCUCAAGAUUUACCACCGCGGUGAGAUCGCAGACUCGCUCCCACAGAGGCCGGCGUGGACAGGAAAUGAGGAGAAGGGAUGCAAAGAAGGGCGAAUAAACGCCCCCAGAGAGGAGAAGGACAGAGGAAGAAAUAUGGUUCAGUUUUUUAUGAAUGAAAACAAAAGGAAAAGAAAUACAAUGCAUUACUUUACAGCCAUUAUCACCCCUUCACCGUAAAAGCUCACAGUCUAGCAUUUGCUGACCUAACCAAAAGCCAAGCGUCUUCUAUUUUUCAUCAAACAUAACCAUCUCUCCCCAUAGAAAGCCCAAGUCUAAUGAGCGUCCUCCAUGUUCCAGAGCGGAGCUGAUAAUUUAGCAUGCUGUAUUAUUAAUCAGAGUCUCUGUGUGAUUUUGCAGCAAUUUGAACGCUUAUUUCCCCCAUAAUGCUUCGGGGGUCUGGGUAAUGAGUCUCUUUCCUAAUGACUUUAGCAGUUGACGAAGAAGACACGACAGACGCUUCUGGAAUCAAAGGUUUGUGCGGCGGGAUGAUGGUAGUAGAGCAGGGUGUGUGUUCAUGUGAGUGUGUGUGUGUUCGGUGAGUGUGUGUCCACAGAGACAGAAGAGCAAUCAGCUUGAAAGUCUGGUGUGAUCAAAGGAGGCGGCGUCAGGACGAAGAGAGAAGAAGUACAAAAGAUGUAGACUGAAACAGAGAGAGCGAGCGAAGGAUGUAAAACACACAGCAUGGAAAGAAGUUGACAAAACACACAAGAUCUGACAACCGCCUGGUUUUCAUUCACGUCAAUCUGCAUGACUGUAAUAGUCUUUGUGUCCGCGGUUCUGCUGUAAUCAUGUUUAUUUUUGUGUCUGGGUCAUUUCUCCUCAGUGUCUCUGCCAACUUUUUUUCUUCGCUUCUGUUUUCAUUUGGCCGACUCUUCAUCAUUUCUAUUGCUCUACUUUUUGUCUGUUUUCAAACUUAUUGUGGCAGUAAAGCAGCAAACUGAUAUUCUGUUUAUCCUGUCGCAAACCUUUGCUGUAAUUCAGCUGAUGAAAUACAAGAUUCAACUCAAACUGUUAUCCCAACUGUCACAUAUUUUUCCCUGUAUCCCGUCAUUGUGAAUGAACUUUAGUUUUGGACUGAGGGACAAACUCAUGUUGUCGAAUAGUGAGUUCACUUUAAAAAAAAAGUUGAAUUUAAUGAGAGAAAGUCACCUUUUCUGGUAAAACUCAACUUGUACUGCAUUUUCUAGUUGAUUUAAAGUUACCGUGGCACUUUAUCUGCACUCAUUCUGGCAGUUGUCAUUUUUCUGAUGCUCCCCUGAGGAUAAACGGCCAUAAGAGACUAAUGAUGCAUCAUGCUCUGCACUGCUGUUGAGAUAACAUAAUGUCAGCAUUCUGCAGAGUUUCUCAAUGUGAAGCGUAGCAAUGAUAUAACCGUGCCGAACUCACAGCUGAAGAUCUCUGCAUUCGCUUUUGACUGUGGCGCAAUAUCUCUUUAUCUUUUCGCUGAAAUUCUCCUGUACGUGUGUCAGCCGAGUUUACUUACCAAAAUAAUCUCAUCCUGUUUCCUUUUAAAGGUCAAAUGUGUCACUCGAUGUAAAUGCUUGCUGUGGAGAAAGGUGAAAACUCAUCUAACAUUUAUCUCCUUGUAGCAGUUAAAGAAAUUACAUUAUCGAAAUGGUCUUGUUUGCUUAAGUAGGUCGGACAUAGACUUUAUUGUUAAUUUCAGAACUGCACACAGACUCCUCACAGGAGUUUGUGUAGGUUCACGUGCGUUCCGGGUUCUGAAUUAAGGGGGUUAAGUUGCUCUCCCUAACAUCAAGUAUUUUCAGCAGUUGUCUCUUAAGUUUAAGAUUAUGGUGGCCAACAAAGCUAACCUGUGUGCAGUUACUCCGACAGUCUCAUCUAGGGAAACAUGUUAGAGAUUAAGGGGGCAGUGCAAAGUUAUAUUUCCACCAAGCAUCCAAAGAGACGUAUUUCUGUUGUCAUGUCUCAGUUUGUAGCUUUUCUUUGCAGCAUUCUUGGUGUUAUUACAAUUUUCAUUUGUUUUGCAUUAUUAUUUGACAAAGCAGAUUCUAAUUUUAAAGUUCUGCCCUCCUUCACUAAGGUUUUGAUCUGUGAAAGCCUUGCAUUAUGGUGUCUUUAAUCCAAAAUAAACUGUUUUUUCUGACUUAAUUCGACUUCUGUGCCACCUGCAGGCAAGUUGUUCAUUACCCUCAGACAGACAGAGAGCAUUCUAGACGAAACUGAUCUGUCGGUAUGAUAGGAAAACCCAACUGCUGUAGAUUUUAAUUCUGAAGGAGUCGUUCUUUUAGAUCACAGCGAGCGGCGAAUCAAGCAGCCACAGGCGAUGCUUCAGGUGGAACUAACUCAUCUGUAAGGCUGUCAAAUCUGACAGUUUCCCCCUCUCUGCAGCAGGAAUUUACCACCUGAAGAGUCAGAGUAAAAUUGUUUGAAUUCCUCCCCCCGUUUACAAAAUCACACCAAAUUUCAGGCGUAUGAGAACGUCUCACUUAUCUGCCAGUAUGAUAUGCUCGUGUAGCCUUCUGUCACAUCCCUCCAUCCUGAGACGAAGAGGAUAUUGCGUCACUGCAGGGGGCGCUGUUUUAAUUUAAAGGGGUAGCGUCCCUGACUUGAUGAUCUUCCCGGCUUGAUAACUGAAACUGGCUGCUGCUGCUACUGAGUUGUUUCCACAGAGAUUAUCAACGCAGAGAUUACCUCCAGGAAACAAACUGGUUUAUUGUCAUCUCUCGACUGGAAUCAAUUUUAUAAGAUCAGGAAGCAGAAACGAGGAGUUCUCCAUCAAGGAGACAUCAGGCAGCAUGAUUUAAUAAAUUGACUUCUGUUGGAAAAAAACCUGCAGAUUUGAUGCCUUAAUAUUGAGAUUAUGUCGUCCUCUGUGGUCUGAGAGGUUAUAAAAAUACAAAACUAAAUUGAUAAAUGAAACACACUGCCUCUGCAGACCCAAAACAGACUCUUCUCGUUUCAAUGACUCAAAGGUGGCUGUGUGUUUCGUUAUCUUGGGAUAGUCAUUUUCCUUUCCAAUCUUGUUACUCUGAAUUGUUUCUGUGUGCAGAAUGAAAGGCCACCAAUGAUUCAGAUUGAAAGCCAACAAUUCUCCCACAGACCAUCGCCUCUGUCCGGUUUUUGAGCAGAUGAAAGCAGUGCCAUCUUUACAUUUCCAUGCUUUAAAUGCAUACACUGAGCCCGUAUAUUUAAUUUACAGCACCACGUCUGCCCUUUAAUGACAAGAUAGCGACAUUUAUCAAAUUAACUGCUGUCAAGUGCCUGUGCAGUCGCCGGAGGAUUACUGAAGAAGUUCAUUUGACGGCACGUCUGUCCCCUCCGGCGUUUCUCUAGCCGGGGUUUCACUUUAAUUUCCACAGCUUUCUCUUUCUCCACACCCGCACGCCCCCUCUCUUCUGUGUCACUUUGUCUUUAGAUUGAAUAUUUGGAGGAAGGACUAACUCCAGGGAAGGGGUGCCCUUGUCUUCCUGUUCCAUCACAGUGCACAUACACGGCUCUGUGGUUAUAUUUGAUGCCACUUUUGAUUUGUAGUAAUGAAAAUUUCAGUGUUAUUGAGAGGCAGCCGUCCCUUCAUUUAUCUUAACUUUCCAGACCUGUCCUCUUAAUUCCACUGUGGCCCGCUGGCACACUGAACAUGAGCCUGAUUUAGCAGAAGGAAUAGGAGGAGGCCAUUAAAACGCCGUUUUUGAUCUCUGAUUACACCGGCUGGAUUAGGGGCGAGAGCUGGAGCGCUGAGUGUUGUGGUGCAACAUUAGCAUCCUCUGGGUCUGGGUGGGGUCGCGUGGGGCUGUAAGGUAAAUGUGCAGCAUUAGUUUGUGUGUGUGUGUGAGGACGAAAACGAGGCAGACGUGGGGUUGUAUAGGCAGUGUUAGUAUGACAGGCCUCCUCCUCCCAGAGUCCAAUAAAUGCAGGGCAGAUUUAUGACAGCCGGGCCGAGUGAAAAGCAUGAUGGGGGAUGGAGAGGCAGCUCUCACUAUCGAGGAUAUCUUGUGCCUCCUCUGAGAGUCCCUCUCUCUCUCUCUCUGUGGUGUCCUGCCUCUCAGAGCGUGGCUUUGUCCUUGUCUGCUCUCAUGAUUUUUCUGUCUUUCCUUUUAUUUUAGUUUCUAAAAUAAUUUCCACCUUAACAGUGGCUUCACACACUCACCCCCUUUUUUAGGUUCACCUCUGCCUUAGAGCAGCACCACACACACACAGCAUUGCAGGUGUUUGGGCAACAAAGGUUUCUCUUCUCAAUCGGCGACAACCCUCUCUACUCCAGUCUAACUGGGACGGGUCUUUGGACACCUGCAGACAUCCUUUAAACCUUUGAGAUACUGUCAAAGAAAACAGCAGAGAGGAGCAAGCACAGAUCACUGAUAACAUGCAACAGCAGUUUGGCAGUAUUGUGAUCUAUAAAAAAAGAGAGAGAAGAGAAGUUGUAUUAAAUCUGUGUGUGGUUAAUUUGGCCUAUAACUGUUCAUAUGGAGUGACACUUUUAUUAUCGAAUUCCCCUUCAGGGAUUGAUAAAGUUCUUCUUCUUCUUCUUCCACAUAUAAUAUUCACAUUAAAUGAUGCAUUUGACUGCAAAAACCAGCCAAAUUAGAUUUGUUGUAAUAAAUUACUACUCAAACAUGUAGUGGAUAGGAUAAGCAAAGACUGCCUUGUCCACAGGGGGCGCCAAAAUUUAAACAAACCUAAAGUUCCUCACAGGAGCUUUAAACUUAAAGGCCUGCAUUUCUAAUCAGUAUAAAAACAGAGGUAUAAAAAUUACAAGCUGCAGUUUAUUGUUUUAUUCUGGAGUAAGCUCUGAGUUGCAAGUAAGUCCAGUUCUGGCCAGGUUAGCUGUCUCCUCCCAAACUUACAAAAUGUGGUAAACCACCUCUAAAAGAAAAAAAAGACUGAAAUGAUUCAAUGAAUGUCGGGUCUUUAUGAUCACGUUCAUUUAGGUUCUAGUGAAGAGAACGUGAAGUCCAAUUCUUUAACUAUAUAGGAUAUCCAAUUUACAGACUUAAGUCACAUGACACCCCGAUACCCUGAUACCCCUGCCCUACCUGCUGCAUCGUUUUGGAAAAACCCACAUGUCGCCAUGGCAACAGAGCAAAAGCUAUUCCCUGUGUGACCGUAGUUUUCCACCUGCAGCAGGAAAAAGACCUGUUCUCCUCCCAAACACUGUUUCCAUGUAAACAUGUUACAGCUGUGUGUGUGUGUGUGUGUGUGUGUGUGUGUGUGUGUUAUCUGUGGUUCGAGGCAGUUUGGAUGUUUCAUGUUGCCAAUAGCUGCAGGAAGGAAUCAAUAGGUGGGCUGUUUUCUGGAGAAUAAUGUAAGGCAAAUAUCUAUCGUCUGAAUGUGUGCUUGUUUGUUUAUUUUCCCCCGCUAUACGGACACAUGCGCUGAGUUUUUAUGUCAGAUUUGCUUCUUAUUCUUCUCUUGAGGGGGAUCACGUGGAACACAAGCUCAGAGAGGAAUGCAAGGCAGCUUAGGGCAGGAAGAAGAGGAAGAUGCUGAUCUGUGAGCAGCAUGAGGAUGAAGAGGCCAGCUGUGGAGGCCACAUAUCAGCGGGAACACAGAUGAUCUGUUCACAAGAAAAGAGAGAAAGAAGGGACAGCCUAUAAAGAUAAAGAAAGAGGCAGUUAACUAUGCAGAGAGACAAAGAGCGUGAGAGACAGAUGGAGAGAAAGUGACUCAAGGCAGCGUUUGAAGCGGCGUCUGAGCCCAGAUGAGGUCAGACGUGGAGAGACUGAAGCCUGGUGUUUGAUGACCACAGGCUGUAGUGACCCAUUAACCGACUUGUAAAGCUCGGCUCUUCACUCUGUGGAAACUGCUGCUCAUGCGUACACACAUUUCUACCACUAUACAAAGCAAAGACACAGGAAAUCUUGAGGAUUCCUAUGUUUCAUUUGUAAAAGCGGAUAAAUUGGAGCUAUUUACCUCAGAGUUUCUGUUUGCUUUUGCACCACAGAGACACAAAUUUCCCAGGAGACUUUGAGUUUAUUCAGAGAUGUGGUGGUUUAUUUGGCUUCUCAUUUUAUCUGCAGUUUGUCAUUAUUAUUCAUGAUUGUGGUUAUAUGUGUGUGGCUGUUCCCCCUUCCCUAAACCAAGAGGUGGUUAUGGACUAAAAAUGGUUGUUUGGGAACUCAAUAUGUUUGGCCUCAGGACUGUGUGGGCACUAGAGGGAUCUCACACCCACAAACACACACACACACACACACACACAGUUUCAGUUUGCUUCGAGGGAUAACUAAGGUGUUGGGGCGUAAGAAGAGAACAUGAGAUGUUGUGCUUUCCAGCCUGAAUACAUAAAGGUGUGGUUGGGAAACUGAAAGAUAGGAAAACAAUCCAGGAUGGCAUCACUUCCCACUGUGUAUUUUUCACAUGAAAUCUUUUUUUCUUCACACAAGCAGUAGAUCAGUCUUUAGAGUUACCUUUGUCACUUCAUUGACGUUUUGUUUGAGCUGCGUUUAUUUGAUCUCAGGUUUGUUUGUCUCUCAGGUUAUACGUCUAAAUUCCACAGGAUACAGAACGGCUGCACUUCACUUUGGAACGGCAGCCUGAUCAAAUAUGCAAGCAUUAUAAUCAAUGUGCAUGAUUGCACACAAUCCGUCCGGCUCUGGUGUGGAUCCACUCCAGCGGUCGGAUCAGAUACACAAGGCUUCUAUUUUUGCCGGAUGCAGCAGCACAAGCAGCAGCGGAGGUUGUAUGCGGCUACAAAGUAAAAUACCCGGUUAAUUUUCAAAAUAAAAUAAAGUCAAUACGUUGAACUGUUCUUCACGUGAUAAUGGGAGGAGCCAGGGUUGUGGGAUGUGGGUGUUUAUAUACACUGCAGAUCUCAUUCAGUGUCUCAUGGUGAAACAUGAGAGAUCUCAUGAGAUCACGUCCAGUCCCGCGUGAAAUAUCGGUAAUAGCACAAGCGCUUCUCCUCUGCUUGUGGUGGCGGAUCGGGUCCGGUGGGCGCGGUAUGCUUGCGUUUAUGGAUCUGCAUGCGGUGGAAUCCCGGCGUUAUCCACAAGCAGUACAAACCAUCAACUAUACAGAAAGAUAUAUGACACAAUAACUGCCCCAAAAUGAAGCCCAAACUAUUGGAGCUCCCCCUACUGGCUGGCUACAGUAAAGGCCAUGUAGUAAUGCUGUAAAUGAAAGCAGAAGUGUUGCAGGCUUUUUACUCUGGUUCGUUGUGAGGGUUGGCAUGCUGGAAGGAGGCUCUUUGCUCAUAAACAUAAACACAAACAAUCAUACACACACACAGACACACAGAGCCUCUAUGUUCCCUGGCUGGCAGGGUGCCGUUGAUCCAAACAGGCACAGUGGGCAGCACCCACCCACGCCCUGCAGCGAGUACAAGGAGCGAGCCGUGGGUGGGCUGAAGGUCAGACGAGCCCUGCACACUCUGGCAUUGUUUCUUCCCAUCUCUUCCUCUUCUUGUUUCUCACUCUGCUAACUGUUUCUUUAAGACCGUAUGUCCGUUCAUGCGCCUCGUAAGCCAAGAAAACAUAAAACACAAUGAAAGAAAGACUAUAGAUGCAACAGAGGCUCAGAGAAAGCAGUUAAGUAAAUGUUUAUAAUCGAUGUGGACUGUCGUCGUGUGUUUGUGUGGCGUGUUAUUGGUCUGAGUCAGCACGGCGGAGAAGUGUGGCCCUGUUGAAUGCUGGAGUGGGAGGAGGUGAGCAAAAGGUCUUCAGUGGCUUUCAGAGAUGCAUGAUGUCUUCCCCUCAGCCGUUACACACUCAGAUUCCCUGAAGCGCUGACUGUACUCUCUCCCACGGGAAUUUGUAACAGUUUUCAUGCACCAAAACAUGUUUGUAAAAGGCCAGAAUUUUAACCAAAAUGAAAUGCAACUAUUUGAGUGAGUCAUCAUAGUCAAACUUGAGUUUCAGACCUUUUAUUUUUCUACCCUUUCUUAUUGUAAAGGACAGCGCAGAAUCAUCACAGGCACGUCUGCUUUGUUUCAGCUGAGGUGCUAUUCUCUAUCAGAAACAGUCAUAUUGGCCCUCACAGAAGAAGCACAAAGGGAGGUUGAGGAGAAAUUUCCCCGGAGAUGCAGCAGAACUCAAAUUAUUUGAACCUUGACCCACUUUUUAUUUGGCCUUUUUUUUUAAGUACCUCCUCUCUCCGCUUUAUGUUUUUUUGUACGAAUGCAUGAACAAGGAUGCAAGAGGGAACUCAUUUCGUGUGCCCUACUUUCCGGAACUUGCAUUAAUUAGUGUUGAAAAUUAACUCUGCAGCACACAUGACAACCUUCUGUGAGCAUGAGGCUGGGUAAUACAAGACACCAAUCUACCCUCUGUGCAUGUUAAAGGCACAGGGAACAUGAAUUUAAACAGAUUGUUAUUAAUAUUUGUAAUUCACAUCAGUUGGCCGCACUGCUUUUAUUUUUUCAAUGCCUGUUUUCAUGAACUAAAAGAUUCUUACAAUAAGCUAACACAAGUGUAGCAGUAGCUAAGCGUGCAGCAUAGUGUGGAUUAUCUGUGUAUCAUUCAUUCAUUCAAUUUUCAAAAUAAAACCAAAACUGAAAUAACAAUUUUUUUCUAAAUAUUUGUCUCUAAAACGAAUGUAAAAAACGGAUAACGGCUCAUUUUCCAAUUUCCGUUUUCUUCAGCUCAAAUGAAAAUGGGAUAAAUGGAUAACGACAGUUUUAUCUGAUUUAGACUUUUUCGUCUGUAGAAAAUUUCAUGACCUGGAAGUGAACCCCAUCAGACGCCAUGAGAACAAGAAACAGACUUUGGCGUUAUGGACUCAAGAAUUAUUCAGGGCUCAUACGGCACCUAUCAGACCCUGUCGGAUACAUGUCCUUUUCUCUCCUGGUUGUUUUGGGGACAGAACCUUCUAAUGGACAUUUCAGAGCUCCUUGGUACUUCUGCAGGUACCUCCUGCACUACGAUGGAAAUCUCUGCAUGAGUUUUGCCAUCCUGAAAAGAAGUGCCGUAUGAGCACUGAAUAAUUCUCAAGUCCAGCACAAACGCCAUUUUAGAGACGAAUGAAUGAGUUAGAUGAAGUAGACGGAUUAGAAAACAAUUAGUUUCCUCAUUUUUUCAUUGUUGGUUUUGUUUUGAAAAUUGAAUGAAUGAGCGAUACACGGAUUCUGUAUGUCUGCAUUUAUUUGUUUAUCAUUUUUGAGUUUUAGGCAGACAGGUGCAACAAAGACAGAUGAAUAUUAAGAGGUAGAAAUGUGACUGCUAAUGAGCAGCAUAAGCUCAGGGUAGAAGAUCCUCAAUGUUUAAAAAAGUCAAGAAUUUGAAUUUGGUGGUUUCCAGAUCAAAAAUGGGCAGAAAUUCAGCACGAUAUGUUUGAUUUCCUUGACACCAUUUUGACAACAGCAUCAGAUCCAGACACCUUUUCACAUGCAAAUCAGAGCUGGUCUCUAAACUAGUGCACAUGUUUGUUCGGUGCUCUUACUCUCAGCCACAAAAUGUCUGUAAAAACUCCUAAAAAAGUGAAAGAAGUUGAACUGACUGAAGCUUUUGUUUUCUCUUGUCACAGAUGGUCAUUACACAAGUACUCCUCCCUCAUAUCAUUACGAUGCAGACCGCGCAGAGGAGCAGCGGAGGCAUCACGACAUCCUGCCGUACAUUGAUGACUCCCCGUCGUCUUCACCACACCUCAGCUCCAAGAGCCGCAGCAGCAGGGACACCCUCUCCUCUGGAUCUUUGGAGUCCUCCAAGUCGGUCAGUACACUACCAGACCUGCUGUUCUACAGUUUUUAAUCAAAACCUCAUACCAUAUAAAUGUAAACGAUUGGACCGUAAUACAAUACAGAUGUGGGCUAGUUCAGUCUUCAAGCAGUCCCACCCUGUCAAAAAUCUGUCAGUGGAUUUGAAAUCAGAUCAGUCGUUUGAGAGGAUUGAUUGAGGACGAUAUCACUUGCCCCCGUAACCCCAGCAGCUGUGAUCCAGGGGAGAAACUCAUCCCCUUUAAGAGCCCGGCUUUUUUCUCAUCCCGGGGUAUUAGACAGAAUUACCUUUCGCCCCCAUCGCUGCCUUCAUCCUCUUUCACUCCCUCUUUUGCUUUUACUUCUCUGCUGGGGAAAAACCAGUGAUCUAUGACGUCUAGAGCUCUUCAAAGGUUACCAUGGGGAGGACACACACACACACACACACACACAUACUCACACACACACAAUCUCAGUGUCGGCAGAGAUGAAAACAUGGGGUCUCUAUCCAAAACGUAUUUUCUAAUUUUCUUGUGCUUCAAAAUAUUCCCAGGUAGAAGACAGGUAUGAUACAAUCAUGUGUUGCCUUUGACUGAAAGGCAUUGUGGGUGAUAAAAUAGCAUAAUUCUGCCCCUCUUUCUACUCCACCCUUGAAGGAAAUGAUCGCAUCAGUGGUCAUGAAGCCAUAUCAGUUACUCCACCCCCUCACUCCUCACUCACUCACUCUCUCUCUCUCUCUCUGUAUGUAUCUGAGCUGGUGAGCGAGCGACUGUUAAUCUGAUUGAUGGCUUGAAUCUGCCAAUAAAUGACGAGUCCUGUGACUCAAUGUGACCUUUGACCCAUGACCUUGAAAGUCUAACUGAUUUAAUUAAAACACAUGCACACACAUUAAGUGUUUUCUGUUCUGUAGGCGACACCAACCAAUGCCUUUUUGCUUGUUUCGCACACAGACUGGGGCUUUUAUUGUGGAAGAAAUUGAGGAAAAGUUGCUGAGUAAACUCCUGUAUUGAGGGAGAGUUGUGUGUGUCUGUGUGUGUGUGUGUAGCAGAGGCGGCAAAAAUGGAUUAUGGAUCAUAAAAAGAGACAAACAGGCGUUCAGUUACUGAACUCAAGUUACAAUAGUCCCCCAUUCGCCCUUGGACAGCCUCCCUUUAAACAUUAUCCCAGACUGCAUCCUCGCUAAUUGAUGAGUCAGAGCUUUGGAGAGCUCUCAUUGGCUCAGUGGGAGCUGAUGGUAUGAUGAUGUCACAUUGAUGAGUCAUCACUGUCAGAAAUACCGCUGAUUUGAUUAUAACAGCGGCGGCUCUUUUUUUCCCAUAAUCCAGCUGUGUCCCGCACUGCAGAGGGGGGGUCACUGAUCAGAAGUCAGCCAGCAUGAGGACGUCUCUGCAGAGUUUGAACAUUUCUGCUAAAAUACUGUCCAAGAAGGUUUUAUCUUUCAAUCUGAGUAGACAGUGAAAACCAGGGUCUGCUUUGUUUUCUAAGACAAGGUCAUCAAAACGUCUGGGUUUUCCACAGAGAGAUGAGAGGAAAUGAUGGAGAGACAAACUGAGGGACAUGAAAGCUUAGAUGUUGUAGGUUUGUGAUGAUCCCUCUGACUCUCAGCUCUCGAGUCUUUUGACUCAGUGAGCGCAGACUAAAAGCCAGUGAGAAGAUGAGUUUAUGCCUGUUUGGUACGCUUCCUGGAGAUUUAUGAAAAUGUGAAAGUGAAACAUUUUAUCAAUGAGAAUACCAACUUAUUAUGUCCAAAAAUCACAGUAUUCUCAGAUAAUUGGUAAACAAAUGAUACAGAAACCCAUCCAGACAUAGGCAAACACGUAAGCUUUGUUUAGUCUGGGCCUGUACCCUCAUGAACUCCUGAUAUUUUCAGGAAACACAUAAUCCGUGUAGGAUGCUCAGAGCUUAAUGUACUCUGUUUUUGAAGGAGCGAAAGGUGAAGGAGGAGGCGUGUUCAGUUAUGUUUACUGCAUUAUAACAAGAUCACUGCGACAUGAAUACAAAUAUUUCACAGCUGAAAACACAACACAUACAGCUGAGGUGAGAAAUAAAGAGUGACUCUGCUGAAUUUAAAUCUACUCAGCAAAGUUUAUCAUCUUCUCAAAGCUCAUGUGCAGCUUUUCUAGCUAUAAUACUUCUGGUGUGAUGCAAAAUUGUGAUGAUUUUUAACAGACACCGUCUCCUUUAACAUUUCUCACAUCUGGCCGCCAUGCAGUCUAUAAAAUCGGGCACUUAGCUGUAUUUCUCCUGCAACUCUGAAUAAUAUCUCAGCUCUAGUAUAUUGCAGACAUACAGUUUGAAGUAGGGAGCGAUCACAUCAGGCAUUUCAGAAAACAAGGUCUGUCAGAAAAGAUUAGAUAAGGACUGAAAAGGACUCUGUUUCAAUAAGACGUAGAGGAAAAUGUUAUUACAGUCGGUUCUGCUUCAUUUCUGCGUCUCUUAAGUUACAAACAUCGACUUGUCAAGUAAACAGUGUUUAUGAUGAAGCUUGUGUAUCUCUUACAAGCGCAUGAAGGAAUCAGAAAUCAAUCAGAAUGGGUCAACAGUGUUAGCUAAGGGGCGAGCUGAAGGUUCUGUUUCAUCUGAAGGGGUGCGAGUUUUUGGUUUGUGUGUUAAAAAUUAACUUUUAUCGACUCAUGCAGAAAAAAAAACACACAGCCAAACUUACUCCAGGCAGGGAGACUGAGUCUUAUUUUUAGUUCUUUGAUUACUUGAAAAAAUUCAGUGAGACCCCCUUUUAGUCUGAACUGAAAGAUGGUCUCAUUAGUUGCCAUGGUGAUGAAUAAAAGAUGAUACGUCUGGAGAUGAGGGUACAUCCUCGGGAGUCUUCUGGGGUCUGAAACUAUGAAUAAACACUUUACAGCUCCUGUCUUCUCCGUUCACGAACAUGUGGCUGAAUUUUUGAGGUUUUCUUUUUUAUUAAAUGUUCUUCAUGCUGUAAAUGAAGCCUCAUGUUUCUUAAGUUCUUUCAGCAGCAGACAUAUCUUAUGAUUGUAAAGUCAUAAAGCUAAUGCUGAUACUUGUAGCCCAGCUAGGAUUCAUUCAUAUUUCAUCAAUUUUAGGAACUUUGCGGGGCUCCGUUUCUGCCUGAGGCAAACCUCUGUAAUCCAGAGGAGACAGACAGAUUUAAAGCCACUUGAAGGAAAUGUAAUCCAUUCGAGAGCAUCAUAACUCAUAGUUACAUUACUUAUUUAUCUUCAGGACCCUUUUAUUUGCGCUCUAAAUCUGAUAGGGCUCUAACUUUUUUGUCUGAGUUUGAAUAAAAUGCACAAUUAAAGUGUUUUUUUUUUUUGUGAAACUGAUAUUAUUGUACUCUGCACAGAUCCUAGACAGCUCUGUGUCAUGCAUAAUACAUGUCUGUCAGAAUCAUUUCCUUCAACCUUCGCACAAGAAGGAGACACAAAGAGAGAGAAUAAAGAGAGAGAGAGAGAAAACAUACAGGAGACACAGUAACAAUUGAAGAUGGGAAAAUAGUCUGACGAGGGGAGAACGCAAAGUCAACAGAAUAUCCCAAAAUGCUCUUUUUCUUUCAAGCAAACAUAAAAAUAAAGAACAAUUGAAAGAUCAUGACAAAAAAGUUUGAAUAAUCCAAGUUUACAGGCAAAAACUCCUGUAUCAUUCUUUGGUGUGUAUUUCUGCUCUUUAUCUUUGGGCAUUUUAUGUCACCAACACAUUUUGUCAGUACAGAGGCGUAUUUUGGAUUCACCUUUUUACAAAAGAGGAGACAAAAGCACAUUGCCCACAUGAGUAUAUUCGCUCAUAAGUUAACUGCCAGAAUACCAAGAAGAGAGCCUCUGUCUAUUUAAAGCUGGGUGUUACAGGAUGAAUGAUUAUUGAUUUUAGAUCGCACUAUAACUGGAAACACUGAUGUGAAAGUCUUAAGUACAAUCCUGUCUUCAUUAUAUUAUGUUUAUUUGUAAUACCUUCAGCUGUACUGAUAAAAUUGGAUUUCAUCAUGUGCAGGAUGUGUUAGCUGAUUUUAGCUCAGGCUCAUUUAGCUAACAGUCUAAUCAAUUGUCCAGUCUGGCAGCAAAAAUGCUGAUUACUGACUCCUGCAAUGUAGUGGAGUCUAAAAUAAUCCUGAUUUGUUCUAAAAUGGUCUGAGCUUUUUAUUUUACCGCAGGGAUGUGCAAACAUCUGCAGCCAUGGAAACAGCAGGUUUACCUUCUCGUCUAAAUAAAUGCAUGUACACCCACAGACAUCCAGGUACUCAAAGUGCACACUCAAAAACACCUCAGGAAUAUUUUUUAAAGCUUUUCUUCACACAUCAUUUUGAAUUGGCUUAAUAUGGCGACAAAAUGACGUGUAUAUUUUAUCUGUCUUCUGUCAACAUUAAGAAAGAAACUGUGCGUUAAAUAUAAUAGCGAUAAAGUCUCUGUAUUGUCAUCUAUUCGUUUAAGUUUGGAAGUUUAUAAGUCCAACAAAGGCAGGUGGUGUUUUAAAAUAUUGACUCAACCUAACCUUCCAUCAGGUAAAAGUGGAGUUGAAACUAGCUUUAAUGGCUUCAACCUUAUAACUUGUUCUUUAACUUCGUUCUGCCCCUAGUUAUGCAAAGUUAUGUCUUACUUUUGGCCUCAUUUAAAACAUUGCAAAACAUUAUGGCAGAAUUCAACCCUUGUUAGUUUAGUAAAAUGAGCUACACACCAGAAGCUGUUGUCAUGUCAUGUUAUCUUAUAACACAUUUCCCUUUGGGGAUCAAUAAAGUUCUUGUAUUGUUAUCAUGCUAUGUCAUAACAUGUAAUGAAAUGUUAUGAUGUGUCAUGCUUCACAAUAUCAUAUUAUAUCAUGCUAUGAAAUGUUAUGUCAUAUAGUUUUGACAUCUCACGUCACAUCAGGUCGUCUCAUCUUAUUGUAUUACGUUGUCAUGACGUGCGUAAAUGGGGAUUAUUUGGCUUUUGCAGCCAUCCCCCAAAGAGUCACUUGGAAACUGGAGGUUUUUUUGUUCUUUUGAAGUUGAUUCAUCUUAAUUUUACAUUAUUGAAGGUUGCAGCUUGAAGAGAGUUCACUCCAAAGUAAACACAGUUUCUUUCACCAGUUUUUGUAACUGUGGGCACAGGCACGUACCUGUUGGAAUACCAUUUUCUUGAAAUGUGAACUUUCAUCUUUACUAGGGAGAAAAAAAUAAACACAAGAUAUUCAUAUUAACAAAGUUGUCUGUAAAACUCUUUUCACUUAACCUAUCUAAAUCUAACAAAGAUUUUUCUGCUCCCUCCCUAUGUAACUAUCCAGUGCUCUAACACACACAUUUAUCCCCACACUCCGAUUGUAUCUAAAUGAGCCAGUUGAAAACACAGUGUUGAUAUCUCUAUGCCCAUCUUAGUCUGACCUCCAGCUGCUUCCUGAUGCAGAGCCAUGUGAUGUGAUUUCUGCGUAAACACAUGGCAGCUUUAAGGUGUUAUGUAUAUAGGAUGUUCAUGUUUACUUCACAACACAGCUCCUGAUGGGCAGGGAGAGGACAGACCCCGUUAACUCAGUUAUUUUUUUACUUUUUACUUUUACUUUUACCUCUGUCAUCCUCUUUGUUAUUGCUCCUCCCUUCAUCUGUUUAUUUUCAUCUUUUUUACUGCAUCCCUUUUUAUCACUCAAAGCUCAAGAGGCAAAGAAAUAGAUGUGUGCUUGCUAUUUCUCUUUGUGCCCCAUACUACCACAAGCUACAGCUCAUUUUUAAGUCUUACUGUCUUUCCUCUUUGUAAAUUUUCAGAUAUAUUGUGUACAGAAAAACAUGUAGCUACCAUUACCUUUUACUUUCAUCAUGUCAGACGUUUCGCCCUCUUUCCCCUUUCUCUCUGCUCUUCUAAUUAAUCUGAAUCUGCACUGUCUCUCCAUCCCUUCUUCUCAUCUUCUUCCCUUUUCAUUCCCUCCUACUCUUCCUCACUGUAGCCUCGGGGACAGGAUGCUUCCAUACCCCAACCUGGGCUCUUUCUAUGUGUGUGUGUGUGUGUAUGAGUGUGCCCUUGCAUUCUCUCAUAGACACGUAUUUAUACGCCAACCUCGCUCCCAUGGGAGACUCUGCCUGUUUGAGUUAUUUCAGAGUUCACGGUUAAACAAGACAGCCCGAGGAAUCUGUCUGUCUCUCUGUUUUCUUUCAUGUCCGUGCAGCUCGGUGAGCUCUGACUGGGCUGAGGGGAACACAGAGGCAGCCAGGGAGGAUUUGUAGACUGAGCAGUUGUUGCUGUUUGAUUUUCUAGACUUUGGCUCUCACAGAAAUAAGAUCCUGCAGGAGUCCCAAACUCAAACCGAGAUCAUUCAAUUUCCCAUUUCCAACAAGCUGUAUUAGAAGGGCUUUUGCCAGCAGAUGAAGAACUUUAUGAUGCUUUGAAUGUGUGACACAUCAAUUUGAUAAAUUUGUGUGUAAAGUGUUUUAUUAUCAGACUUUGUUUCAACAUUAAUUUUGUGCAUGUAUGUGUUUGUUGCAGACUGAAUGUGACCUGGAAAAAGGUUUGGAGAUGAGAAAGUGGGUCCUGUCGGGGAUCUUAGCCACAGAGGAAACAUACCUCAGUCACCUGGAGGCCCUGUUGCUGGUGAGAAAACACACACAUGUACACAAACACACAAACACACUCUUAACUUGACUGAAAUUUCCAGGGUGAAAGUGGUUACUGGUUACAUUUUGUGAAAAGUAAGAUCUUCUGUUUGUUCCUCCCAGCCCAUGAAGCCGCUGAAGGCUGCAGCCACAACGUCACAGCCUGUGCUCACUGUGGCCCAGAUAGAAACCAUCUUCUUCAAAGUGCCUGAGCUCUACGAGAUCCACAGAGAGUUUUAUGAUGGACUUUUACCCCGUGUUCAACAGUGGAGCCACCAUCAGAGAGUCGGGGACCUCUUCCAGAAACUGGUAAGGAUGAAAUCAAGAAACUAGUCAUGAGUUCUGUAGCUGCAUGAAAUGACUCCUUAUAAAACCCACAGCAGCACAGACAGAACCAGAACACGUGGACCUAUUUUCUGACCUUUUGUUUGCAGACCUGCAGAAAACGUUGUGCUAGAGUGACUUCACUCGCAGAAAUGUUAUUAUUUGGAUUUGGAGGCUUUCAGAGUCAGAGUCUGUUCCUCCUAAUGAAAUAAAGCAGUAAAAAGAAAACACAGACUUGAUUUAUGUAGCGAUGCUCUUCCUUAUCAUUCUAAUUUUAAACUAAUCCAAUCUGAUUUGUCCUUUUCUUCCCGUUUCCUCCUCAACAGCUGCUCGCUCUUCCUCUCUGCUCUCUAGUAGUUUCUGCCAAGGAUGUCGGGGCCGAAUAUACACUGGCUCUUUUUAAUCAUUUUCACAAUGGGUCAAUUAACCCACAAUGAAUCAUUUGUUAAUUCUCUGCCAAAUACUGCUCGAGUGUCUCCCCCAACCUCCCUGUCUCUCUCCCUCUAUCUGUCUGUCUUUCUCUCUCCCUCCCUCAAACUCACUCACACUCUAACACACUGUGCACACACUCACUCACACACAGAGGGAGGUGCAGCCACAUUUCACAAUGCAGUCUUUCUGCCUGAGGCAGCUGAGGCCAUCACUGCACCGUGUGCUUUGUGUCUCCAAGAAGCUGCUAUAAAUAGGAGCCUCUUUCUCCCCUUUUUUUCCCCUCACUCUUUCACACAAACACUCUCAGAUACACACAUUCCCACACUCUUAUUAACUUGAUCCAGGAGGCUCCCCUCAGGACCCAGCCAAGAAAUUAGGAUUUAAUAUGUAUCUUUUGGCACACCAAAUUGAUUUUUUCUAAACUUCUUUCUUUAAAAGCUUGUCUGCAUUUUUUUUCUUUUCUGAAAGCUGCUUCACAUUUGGUCUUUGAUUCAUUCAAACGGAUCUCAUCUUGGCCUUGAGAAAAGAUGUAAUGUAAAGAUUUUUGUGUGGGUGGAAAACUGAUAAUUGGGCGGCGUGAUUUUAAGGCUGUUUACAGUGUUAGAGAGAAAUACGCCAGCUAUUGACGAAAGUUUCUCUGUCGUAUUUUCUUCAACUGUAAAAUGAAGCAGGUAAUAAAACCGUAGCGUGGUUGUCGAGGUGUGACCGUCACUUUACCUGUUUUCUUUGUCUUACUUUAGUGAUUACGUCAACCUGCCAUGGAGAGUUUUUUCACGUUGUUUUUAUCAACUUUAAUAUCCCAGAGUUGUCUUCAGAGUCUGCCUGUCUUUGUUGUACUCACACACACACUGUUAUACUAAUAAAUACAAGCUGACGCCCUCACACACACAAGCGCACACACUCCUCUCACUCAUCACAGACAGUAGUUCAUAGAAGGAGAAGACGCUGAGACUACAAGAAGAGGAAAGAAGGAAAAAUGCUUCAUGACAGCCGUUCUGUUAGGAGCUGGAAAAGGAGGGAGGAAGAGAUUAGAUGAAAGAAGAAAAAGGGUGAUACAGGCGAGGUAAAGGAGGAUAAAGAUGAGAUUCGGCAAGGCGGGUAGGUUUAGGAUGCUGUGACUCUGAUAGAGCUGUCUCACCGUGCCUGUGAAACCUGUGAGGGGAGCAGACGGGCUUAGGAAUCAUAAAACAUCAGAACAAGGAAGAGCAGAAAGAGAGAGGAGAGAGGGAGAGGCAAAGCGUCACUGACAGCUUAUGAGUAUGAGUGUCAGGAAGAAGUGUUUGAAGGCUGAGAAGAAGGCUAAAUCAUACCGAUACACCGCUGUAAAGCGAAAGAUUUACACCGUAUAGACAGGUACACGAGCUCUCAGCGUUGCUCCUCUGAAACAGCCCGAUUCAGGCAACGUACAAAAGAACAAGAGCAACUCUUGAUCCUUCAUUUGGCCUCACACAUCCACCCAACAAAAUGUGCUUCACCCUGCGGAGGAUUUCUUUAGCAAAGUCUCACUGAAGUGGCAGCUGUAAGACUAUUCAGUGUGAUUUGAAAAAUAGUUAUGCCCUGUGUUUGGAUAGAAAAGAGAUGAAGACUGUAACAGACCGGUGUGUGGUUCAAAAGAAUCGUAGGAUCUUUGAGAGUAUCAACAAAAACGCAAAAUACAUCAAAAAAAGGCAGAGUAGAAGAAGAAUUUCAUGCAAUUUUACUUCUUAAAUUCCUGAUUUGAGAGUGAAAUUAUGAACCGUGCCCUUCAGUGUUGCUUCAGUUAUUGAUGUCACUAACCAUGUUUAGCUUAAAUGCUAUCGUUAUCCCACUGUGUUCAUAGUCUAAGUUGAGAUUUUUUACAGGUUAGUGCACUGAAAAGAGAAAAAUAGUCAGAAUCUAGAAAAAAAUAAAAUUUAAAAUCAUCUUUUGCCAUAAACUGUUAGCUGAUGUUAGCAUUCAAGAAAGUCCUAGCUAACAUUAAGCUUUGUCAUCAGGCUUAAGCAUUGGCAAAACCCACCGGUUUAAGAGGCUAAAUGCUAACAUUAGCAGUCAUUUAAUAGCUAAUUAGUCAUGUGGGUUAUGUUUAAAGUGCUGCUUUGAUUAUGACCAGUAGCGUCACUUAUCAGACUAAAUUAUAUGUUGAUGUUACGGAUAUUCUAAGUUAAAAAAAAUGUUUUAGCCUUGCUAGCUGCCUAGCUAAUGAGCCGUUACAACUUCUUUUACUGAAUAUUUAGUUAAAGAAGAAGUUGCAAGAGACAAACGUUCCAAAUUACAUGAGUAAAUUUGUAAAUGAGCUCCAUUAAUCAGUAAGUCUUCUGCCUGUGAUCCUGAGUGUGGAUCAUCAUAACUUUUUUCUUGUGAUGUAAUGACUUAACUCUCAUAAAUGUGUGACUUUUUCCCAUAUACUUAGAUUUUUCGGUGUAAAUUUGUGGCUUUGGUCCUAAAGUUUAGAUUCCUCAUCACAUUCAGAUUAUCUGACACUGAAUAAGUCCUUUAGCUUUAGUUAAUUAAUGCUCUGAAAUGAUUAAUACAAAGCUUUUACAUAGAAACAUGUUAAACUGGCUAGUUUGCAGACUUUGCCUGUUAAAGUUUAGUAUGUUGUUGAUAUUGUUUGAACAUGUUUGUUUCAGCACUGAGCUCAAAGCCCUGUAGUACAACUCCAAGCAUGGCAUGACUCUGAUGGCAGAUAAAGGAUUACUCCUUUCUAGCUUUGCUUAUCCCAAUCUUAAUAUCAUCACAGACUGAGCAUGUAUCUUCCCUCCUCGUGAAGAAAUUUCUCAGCCUGUAAGAACUCCCAAGUGGCUAAAUCCAGCGCUCUUGAAUAAUGGCCGUAGACUGUCAUGAGGCUGUUUUCCUAAUGUUGUUUUCCGCUGUGGAUUACACACAGACUCUCACGCAGGACAAAUCCUGAACUGAGAAAUCCAAACACCCCAGCAGUUUCUUUCAUCACCAAAAGCCAUUUUCUGCUCUGAUACUGUAGCAGACGAACACUCGGUAAGCCUUCGCGACAGCCUUGUGGAUGUGUCUGGCAGACAUCCGGGCUCUCUGUUCUCUGCACAGUCAAACUGUCACGCUCUGAAUGGCCUACGCUGUAGUGGAGAUUGUGUGGCCCAGGGCAGGACACAGGAUUUUAGGAUUGUGAAAAUUGCUUUACUUCUUGCCUUCCUCCAUUUUCCUUCUUUACAAGUGUGCAGAUGUAGCUGAAUGUGUUCAGCAGCAAAGGUCUAACACCUGAAAUGCAGCAGUUGUCGUUCAACCUCUGGUGAACAAGAGAGGCAGAGUUCAGUCAUUUGAGGAAGAUUUCAAGCAGCUUUUUUUGACCCUGUCGAGGAUCUACACAUAAUUAGUGCAAACAAUUUUGAAAAAAACUCAUGACUUCACAUUCCUGCCUAAAUUAAAUCUCACACCCUCCUUUGACCACAGAGAUCAGGGCUUGUGAGGGAGGUCAGGGUCAUGCUAAAAAUAGGAUGUUGGUGAAAAACAGCUUUUCAUCACAGAAAGCCCAUUUUGAGAAAAAGUGUUUAAAACAGCCAAAAAAUCAGUUAUCUGUUAAAAAACAUGUUCCUGACUCCAAUUUAUGUUAUGCAUGUUUUGCAUCAAAGCAUGCAGCCCAAAAUACAGAUGAGAAGUAAAGCAAAAAUCGACAUAAGCAGCAAUUGAUGAAAUAAUAAUCAGUCCAAUCCCUCUCUUCAACUAUGACCUACUUCUUAAUGUAGUUACACAUGCAGAGUUUGCUUUGAGGGGUUGUUUAGGACACACUUCCUUGGGAUUUAAAGACCAAAUCAGUUCUUUAUGUUUUUUUAAUGCCUGAUUGAUUCUGUAUCAUGUUAAAUCUUAGUGUAACAUCACUGCCAUUUGCUGGUGUAUUCAUUCCAUUUGUGUUGGUUUGCUAACCAGAACAACACAAAGUCAAACUCAGGGUUUUGAUUGGUUUCUUAAGUUCUCUGAAAUCUGACUGCCCAUCUCGACUGUGGUACAACUACACACCAACAAAAACGAUACGUUAAGAUUACUACACUAACAUAAACAAUAAUGUGCCAAACUUUAUCUUUAGUUACAUUACACAGGAAAGUGCAUCCUGGUAAACUCCUUUCCAAAUUGUGAGACUGCGUACAUUGCAAAUGUUACUUAUCAAUAAAUGAGGUUUUGCAACGAUUGAGUCAAACAAAAUAAAACUUUGAACCUACCAAACUUUGUAUAAAAUGAUUUUAAAAAUGGGUCCCAUCAUACAACCAUCAAGCAACCUUAUAAGAGUGGAAACAUACAAUGGCCAAUGCUACAAAAGUCCCGUGUACAGGGUGAUGAUCCUGAAUGUCUGGUUUUCAGAAGGGGCACAAUGGCGCUUAGAGGUCUUAAAUGAAAUAAUGGACUUGGUCCUGAAGAGCUAUAACUUCAGACUUCAGAUAUUCCUGUUCUCGAUACACUCAGGUGAGAUAUUUCUGAGUUAGUUGGUUUUCCUUUAGACUGUGUGAGAGUGUGUGCAGGCCUUUGUGUGUGUUGCGUCAGACAAAGCCCGUCUCCACUGUACUCUGUCUUAUCCCCUGGCUUUUGUUCAGGAGAAUUGAUUGUCCCUUUUGUUCGCCAUCGAGAUGGAUCGCAGCGCUGGCAGGCAGCAUUUGCUGGAGUUUUAUUCAGCCAUCCAGCUUCCUAAAUGUGCUUUCAUAGCCUCUGUUACACCAAUCAUUAGUUACUCAACCCUGGUACAGUGUAGGGCUUGCUGGUUCCCAUGACAACCAGGCCUGGCUGCAUGGAGCAGCGUGGUUUCAUGCUGUUGUGACCGGGGUUGUGUUUCCCUUUUAUGGCUGAUCUAUUCAGAUGUCUGUAAGUCAGUAACAUCUGAUGGCAGGACAGUAGGACCUGUUGUUGUAGAGGGUUGAAUGUCACUGUUUCAGGUUCUGUUUCUUCUGUUUCCAAAACUUGAAGAAAAAAGAGUAAAUCAACUUUGCUCUGUUGGAGUUUUUGCAGCCGUAUUCAUUUUGUAUCGGUCAGACUAUAGGCUGUGUAAAACUUGGAUGUCAUCUUCGUAUCUUCACAUUCAGGUUUGCCAAAAAUUUUAACUGUGGUAGGGGUGUCCCUAUACAACUUUUUUACUUCCGAUACAAUACUAAUUUUGUAGCCUUCAAUAUUGGCCGAUACCGAUAUUGAUCCGAUAUUGGCAGAAAAUUGUGCAUGACAAGUUUUUCACUCAGCUGCAAUAUCUUUUUCAGACUUGAACAAAAAAUACUGCCACAAGGCCAACAUCACUCCUACUCCUUGCUACUUUGUUAGUACCUUAGUACACACUGUUGUUGUGAUUAUGUGGGCCCUGAAUGCUGGACCUGGGUGCUGGAACAGAGUCUGGAAUAGACUGCUUGUAUCGUAGUGCUGAUAUUGGAGAUUUUCGAUGCAGGCCGAUAUAAUCAGAUAUUAAUUUUUUUUGCUGAUAUCGGACCGAUACCCGAUAUCAAUAUCUUAUCGGGACACCCCUAAACUGAAGUAUAUCUUUUGCAGUCAGCAUAUCGAUGCCACUUAACAGGCCUGUUAUAAUAAAUAAUUCUUAGUCUUUAUGCUAGCUAAAGCUGCCAUAUAAAUACUCUUCUUGCCUUUAAUUUCAACUUUAAUCGCCACUUUUUUCAUCAAAUUUAUUUCAAACUUUCAUUGACUUUUCUGUCAUUUCUGAGCUGAACUAAAAUGGCACCGUUACAGUUUGCAGAAAGUGAUGAGAAGUCGUGAAGAGGACUGAAGUGUGUUCAGAUGUUCAUGAGCUUCUCCCUAAAAGACCAUUUUUUGAUUUUCAUUUACAGUUUCCACAAUAAGCGGUUCUGUCUGAGAGCAAACAGAUGCUCUUCAUCAGCGAUGCACCACCACCUAACAGAAACACUCUUUGUUUUGACAGGUUUUCUUUUACAGGCAGAGCAUUUACAUGUCACGUCCAAUCUUAACUCGAUCCCUUUUCUUUUUUGAUAAUCUUCCAUCAGGCCAGUCAGCUGGGAGUUUACCGGGCAUUUGUGGACAACUACGAGCUGGCUGUGGAGACGGCGGAGAAGUGCUGCCAAGCGAACACGCAGUUUGCUGAAAUCUCUGAGGUAAGAAGGACAAGAGGAGAUCAGUGACAAAAAAACAUCAAAUUUACUUAAGAUGGGGAAAACUUACACUUGUACUAAAAAGAAACCCUGAUAGUAACAGGUUUAGAUUGAAGAUGUCUCAGUCUGGGCUGUAGCUGUGAUCUCUCUGAGUUAUGGGAUCAUUUUACCACCGUGUAAAAUCAGUCAGUCAGACACUUAACCCCCUGCAUACCAACAAAUUAUCCAAUUUGGUUUCACGGGCCCUUCUCUUUUCCCUGUUCUAUUUUCUUAAGAUAAGAGUAAGUACACGUUCAGUUUAACAUCUAACACCAGAGUGAUUUUUAAGUUUUACACCUCACUGCUGAGUGUCCGGUCAGCUUUUUUUCCCUCCCACAUAUUCUUUUGUUUUUGUGAGAACUGAUGAAGUAUCCGGUUAUUUCUGACUGUUUAUUAUUCCAAGGUAACACGCUGGUCUCAGUUUUUUUAGAGUGUCCCUCCUGCUUGUACUGGAGCUGAACAGUUUGUUACAGAGAGGUGGCAUCACCCACUCAAACAGAUGAUAAGUGACUUUCAACAGAGAGAUAAAUUAUGUGUUCACAGAGAAAGGGACAGUUUCUAAGAUUUCUGAUUAUGCAGCUGCAUUACAGAUUUGUUCUCAGUGCACUCUACAUGCAAAACACUCUCCCAUUAUUCACCCACGCAGCUUUCACCAUUGACUACAUUUAAAUCUGAGUGCACUGUACCAGCGGAUAUUUCUGGGCAGCGCAGCCAGAGGCGAAUAUUUGUGUGUGUCUGCACCCAGUUUUUGGAGUUUGUUGUCAGUUGCAUGUUUGUGCAAACGGAACAAAGCAGACAGGAAAGACUCCAGGGUGGUUUUAAUACUUUCUGUAUGUGUAGCUCAGUUGUUUUCACCAUGAAAGUAUAAAGAUUGUAGACAGUGAUUGUUGAUUUAUCUUUUCCUCGUACACGUUUUUGUUCUUUUUUUAGGCAACACAGAUAUAUAGAAAUGAUCUCAAACAGCAUGCAAACUCACUUUUCACAUUUUUGGAUAAUAAGUUUGUCGAUCAGUCACGAAAAUAAAGAAUUCAUAACAUCUGUAGGUUUGCAGAGCAAGAUGAAGUCAAGUGUAGAAGAGUAAAUUCAGCAGUCUGAUGCUUUUGUCAAAGCAUUUGGCGGUUUCUUUACAUCAUCAGUCUUGGUCCAUAUUUUAUGAGAUCUCCCUGUUAGUGUUGAAGCUGGUGUCUACACACAGGAUGGGGAAUUCAUCAUCCAGGGUUGUUAAUGGUCUAAGUAAUGAUGCAUGACUCUCAGCCAUCUGAGGAAGCUGGUGGGGGGAAAAGCUGCUGAGGUUGGCAUAAUUAAUUUGGGAGUGGAUGACCUCAGUGCUGGUGCAAGGAUAAUAACCUCACCACGAUUUGAUAUGAUUUACAGGUGUGAAGGGGUUUAGCGCCUUUUUUAAAAAGGGGGUCUUCUUUCUUUUUGUGUCCUGAUAGAACCUGAAGGUGAGGAGCCCCAAGGACUCGAAGGACCAGACGGCCAAGAACUCUCUAGAGGGUCAGUCACAGCUGCUGGUCUUUACUUAUUAAUAUGAAAAUAAUGAGAGAAAAAAAAACAUAAAUUGUAAUGUGUUUCCCCAUCAUACAAAUCUAAUUUUUUUGUGGCGUCUCUGCUUUUUCUCAUGCAGCUCUGCUUUACAAACCUGUGGACAGAGUGACUCGCAGCACGUUGGUACUUCAUGUAAGUAAAAGUGAGAAGUAAAGGAGCAAGACAUGUAAAAGCUUAAUAACUGGAGAUGAAAUAGGCUAAAACCGAUAGUGAUGCCUUUUAAUGAGCUACACAAAAGCACAAACAAACCAUUUUUAAUGCCUACAACCGCUGUGGAGGGGUAGAUGUCAGAGGAAGUGAUGAACACCUCCUGCAGAAACAUUCCUGUUUACAUUGUAAAUGGAAAGAUCUGAUCUUCAAAGAAAGCAAGUUGACUUUUUUCUGAAAGUACUACUGGCACACGUACAGAACAAAAUUACAAUAGUGCCCACAGGGGACGCCAGAAUCAACACAAGCUAAAGGUUCUUCACAUGAGCUUUGAUAUUGUCACAUAAAGACGAUUGUGGUUAAGGGUAACUUAUGUAUGAAACUGCAUUUUCAAAAUCUCUCUGAAAUGUCUGUAAAAUAAACUGUGACUCUCAAAAAAUAAAAUAAACUGUACGUAUAAUUGAUACAUCUAGAAAAGUUUUGAGUUAAAAGGUGGCAUAAAAUAUAAAAUACAAAAAAGGCAUAGUUGAAUAGCAAAAAUUAACCGUUAUUUCGCAGACAACUUUUUGUUAGUACAUAAUCUUUCAGAUGCACAUUUUUGUAUCAGUCCCCUAAUAAUGUUUGUCAAUAUAUCACUGUAUCCCAGGAUUUACUCAAACACACACCAACCAGCCACCCGGACCACCCGCUUCUGCAGGAUGCUUUGCGGAUCUCACAGAACUUCCUGUCCAGCAUCAAUGAGGAGUCGACACCGAGGCGACAGUCUAUGACCGUCAAGAAGGGAGAGGUGAGCGUCUAGAGAUUUGGUAAUAGUUAACUUCUGAAAUGAGAGGUCAGGUUUUUGAUGCUUUUUUACCAGGAGGAAAACAGUAAAAUAAAAUAAAUUAUAAUACAAAUAUACAAAGAUAAAUUUUACUUCAAAAAUCUUAUCAAACAUUUGUUUCUUAGCUUCUUCUUUGAAUUUGUGACUUUCAACCUCACUUAAAAAAGAUCAAUUAUUACAUUCGGUUUUCAAUCAUCUUCUGAGCUGAUAGUAAUGUCGUCUUUGUCCCUCAGUUUAACUCUUUCUACCUCUGAUGUUGAGCAUUAUGAUGCCGUGACCCCACCCUUUCUAAAUGCUUUUGAAGUCAGUGCCAAAUGAGUGUACGGGGGGCGUCAGUCUGCAGCCUAAAGCAGAGCCUCAUGCCCAUAUAUGGUCAUACCAGGGCUGCCUCACUGAGGGUGAUUCUCUGUUUGUUCUGUAUCCCUCCUUCUCCCCUGACGCAAACACACACACACACACACACACACACACACACACACAUUCACACACUACCCCCCACUGUCUCUCCGUCCCCUGGAGAUGACUUGACGCACAUGAAUGGCUGCCUCUUGAUUGAUAGCUUGCGUGACACUGCCGUACAUAAUGCCUUGUAAUGAGCCACCGGUCCACUCUGACUGGCAGAUUCCAAGUUAAUUAUUCAUAAACGCAGGGUGGGAGUGAAGGAGUGAAAAGGCCGAACCGGCUCCUCCCUCUGCUCACAGGGGGGUCAUUACUGCACCCUUUCUAUACGCACACACAUACACACACAAAACACACACUUUCCACUCUCUGCUUUAUUCUCGCUUCUCUUUCUCUCCCUCUCGUUUGCCUUUCAACAUAAACACAGUCCAAGAAAGGCACACACACACACACGUAUACACAUGCACAUUUGUCCUCCUCUAUCCCCACAGGCCCAGCUUCACUCCAGUCAGUCCAGACCUCCACACCAGCCAUCAAAUAUUUAUCGUAGAUACAUGAAAGCAGCACAUGGAAAUCAAUGGGGCUCAUUAUGUCGUACCUUGGAGUGUAUUAUAUACCCAAGGUUUUUGUUUGUAAUUCAAUAACUGUGCAGCAACGAAUUUAAUGAUUCAGUCAUCCAAAGGCUGUAGUUACUCACAAAGUUCAGAGGCAGAUGUGUUUUUAUUUAGUGAAAAGCUAAAGUGCACAGCUAAACUUGAUAAAACGUAUAUUACGUCUAUUAGCCGUUCAUUUAUAUAUGUGCUUAUAUUGCAUUGUAAAAGAUGGGUUUCCUGCUUUCCCUCCAAUAGUGCAUGUUUUAAGAUGAUAUUUGUUCAUUUUGAAGUUGUUUUGUACUUCUUAUUCCAAAUAGAAGACGACAAAGCAAUCAUGUAACAAGUAAGCAAGAAAAACACAGCAGUUGAUGUUUGAUUGUUGAUGUUUUUCCAGUUCUGUAGAAAAUGAAGCGAACACUGAAGCGUCAAUACCGUGUGUACACAGUAGUAAGUAACCUGUGGUUUAUUCAGUGUAGGCAUGCAGGAGCAGAGCAGCACAAGUGGACCCCAGAGGCCCUCACCCAACCAUACGAGGGGAGGGAACAAACAGAAGCUGCUUAAUUAAAAUGCAAAUGAUGGCACUGCCUAAAUCUCAAUUCACCUCCUCGCCCUGCUUUGUUUGCCUGUGGGGAAGAUACGCUCUUGGUGUGACUGCGUGUGUGUGUGUAUUUCGAGGAAGAAAUGCACACAUUGAUUUACGCUACUUUCAUCCGUCUGUAGGUUUUCUUUUCUUUAUCAUCACAUGAAAACAUCCCAGUUCAGUCACAAAUCUGCAGGAAGUUCAGGCACAAGCGCAGACAAGCCCCUUCAAGCGUGUGUUCUAAAUAUAAAUAUGGAUCUUUUGUAAAUUCAUGCCAUUACUCGGGUACACGCUCUCUGUGAGGCUCCUCCAGGAGAUGGUCAAUAUUUAAUCUGUGUUCUGUGCCGUCAGCGUGCUCCUUGCUUCCUCCUAACACAGAGCUGUUUGCUGAUGUUCUGGUCAGCUAUUAUGAGAAAUAGAGAAAGUCACAUUUCUCCUACUGGCAGUGCAAUAUUGAGAAGAUGUCAUCUGAUGCGCUGAGACAGCUGGUUUGUUAAGGAUUUUGUUUCCCCAAUAGCAGCGAAAAAGCCACAGCACAAGCAGAUUUCCGAAAUCAUCAGAUUAGUGAUGUAGGAAUAAGCAUUAACUGGAAUAUGAGUCUGCGUCAUCAUAUAAAACAAUGAGCUUUAAUUAAAAGUAUCUCCAGGCAGGAAACACUUCAUUCAAGAUAUUAAAAAUCAUUAUAACAGCAUUGUUUAGGCCAUAAUUAUCAUUUUUUGUCGAGUUUCUCGCCCCCAAAAAUUCAUUUUGAUUCAAUAGUUUUGUAUUAAGCAGUGUAAAUAAUGGAUCUGACUGUGCGCUGUUUGAGUUUUUUGGUCCACUGUCUUGCUUUGUCUUGUCACAUGAUUCCCUUUUACUCCCACACAGUUAGAGUCCUGUAAAUCCCUAAUCUAGUAUUUAUCCCUUUUCCGAUUUGAUCCCUUUAUCAUGAGAUCAAUGGAGGAGAGGAUUAUGGCUGAAGCCCUAUGGGAUGGGAAGUUUAUCGAAGGUCAUUUUCGGUCAAAUGAGUGGACUUGGUAGCUUCUGAUGAAACCAUUUGAAGGAAGAUUGAGAAGUCCACAUUCGACUUUUUAAAGGAGGAAAAACACAGCUGUCUGUACUGGUCUGUGUGGGUUCAAAGGUCCUCUUAAAGUCUUCUGAAUCCACGACCACACCCAACUUCAUAAUUGGGUGUGGUCUGUCAUAAUAGUCACCACUACCAGCUGCGGUUUAGUGUGGUACUAAAGUGCUACCAUUACAUCACUGCUGCUCAGGGUGAAGAAAAUGAGUGUGGUCACCCCUAUGAGACUGGAUACAGUUACUAUUAUUAAAACUCUUUACAGGAAAAUAACAACAGAGCAGAAACGUCUAAAACUACAGUCCAAAGUGUGACAGUAUUCUGAAAUCAUACCAGCUGUACUGGUAAUAACUUCAGAACUUCUGUUUCUAUUGUUUAGUCAUAUAUCAAUACUAGCAUCUGAUAUACUCCAAGAGGUAGUUUGUUUGGAAGUGUAGUUUGUCAGGAACAAAUGGGCUUUCUGAUAGUAAAGGGCUAAUUCGAGCUAAUGCAAACUCUAGCGCUGAAUGUAAAUGUUUGCAUUAAACAUCAAAAUUUUCAGAUCACAUCCCCAUCAUCUGUUAAUUAUUCUGUGUUUAGUUUAUUAACCUGCUAAUUUAUCAAUAGGAUCCAUGAUUCAACGACUUUUCCAAACACCAACAUUUCAAUGUCAUGAGGAGCUGUUAGCUUAGCUUUGGACCCUUUUGUCUUUCCAUUUUCAGAUGACUGUGAUAUUUGACCAAAUAUCUUCAAAAACCAGCAACAUUUUCUCCAGCUGUGCUGUAUGUGCCGUGCAUCACAGUCAAUGUUAGCAUGCUAUUCUGGAGAGUAUGGCAAAUGUUACUAAUGCUAACAAUGAUUAGCAUUAGCAUUGGGCAGAUUCAGUACAUUCAGGUAGUUGUCUGCCUGGUUGUGGACUGUGAGUCGUUUCUCUUUCUUUAUUGUAACGCGGCUCUCUCUCGUAACAGAGCUGUUAGGAUGGCUUUAGGUUCUUCGUCUUGUUUGCUUUGUUAUUUUAUCCCCAAAUGUUUUACACUAAAACUAGCAAUGGCUAAAAUAGCUUAAACCUUAAAUUUGCAACAUAAAUUUAACCCACUGGAGGCUGAGAUCAGUUUGAUAGUGUGCUAAAUAUUAAUAAUCCGUUGGUAUUUGUAAUUAUCUAUAAUAAACUCGUCUUCCGUUCUCUGUCAGUUGUUUCAGUUGUUUUGUAAUGAGCACCUUUGCCGAUAUCUCUGUCUCACUGCUGUACAUGUCCUAAAUAUAGCCUGACAUGACAGCAUGUAGAUUGACAGGAGUAAGGCAGGAUGGAGGCUUGUUUUGUACUCGUGUGAGAAAAUAUCCUCAGGGGGAUCAUGUUACAUGUGGAAUGACUUCAGAGAUGUGCCUUUCUCGUAACAUCAAAAGUCCAAAAGCAGAUGAUGGAGACUGAAUGGUGAACAUUUACAGAACAAACUCAACAGGGAUCAGUUACAAUGAGUAAAAUUCAACAAAAACCAACACAAAGGAACCAGAACCGCAGGAGAAAGACGGGGAUAUGUUAGUGUCUGUGGGCUGACAGGUGUUGCAUGUCAUCCAGCACAGCAAUAAAAAAAGAUGACAUGAUGGAAAGCUUCCCAUCUGGAAGUUAUCUGUAAUAGGCUGUCAUCUUUGCAGGGCUUCAUUAUCUUACUGAUAAUGAAUAAUUACAUCCACCAGUGGGAAUAAGAAUACAUUUAGGAACUUCAUUUGUUGGUGUUUUUGGUCGUGAGAGGCUUCAAUGAUGCGUCAAGAGUCAGCAAAAACUGCAGCAUGAUCUCAGAUCUUUGGGUGACUGCUAUUUCACUUGUGCCCAUCUCCUUCUCCCCUUCUUGUGCUACUUACUGCCUUUCGUUUUCAUGUAGUGUUUGACCCUGUCUCUCUGCUUCUCUUUCUGUUGGUGUCCUCGACCCUGUCCUUUUCUACCUUGACAUCAUGAGCUAAGUGUAGCAGCACAAUCCUCCUCUUCUUCACCAGCAGAUGUCCGGUCAGGUUUUUUAAAGCACACAUGUAGAGACUUCUCUUCAAUGUGGUCUGUUGGUGACAGCAACUGUGUGGUCAUGAUGGAGAGGGGAGGAGGAGGGGGAGGGCACAAAGAAGAAAAUAGGGAUGUGAUUGGCUCUUAACAGGUGUGAUGUCAUGUUUUAUGGUUUUGCUGCAAGGUUUUUGUAAGGUUAGUGAGGAUAGGAUUGGGAAAAAAUGUAAAACUCUGGGGGUUAACUUUGUGGACUCCAGUGAUUCAUCGAAGUGAGUGUUUAAAAGAGUUUGCAAAUGACCACUUAAAGGAAAAAUACACACAAAUGUGCUGUUGGAUUUGAAAUUCAUAUAAAAUCAACACCCUGUUUAAAGCGUGCCUUUUCUAUUAAUUCCUCCCUGCCUGCUGAACGUCUCAAUUUAUUCUCUUUUUUGACAGUUUUCUGUCUCACACCUCUUACAAAACCAAACUUGAGCGUGUGAAAGUGAAGCGUUUACUACCGAGUUGUGGUUUAUCUGGUUUGUCUGCUCCCUGUUUUAUUCCAAGUCCAUUCUUGUAAAUGUCGGUUCUUGGUUUGGAAAAUGACAUCACUGCCCCCUUUUGUCAAACAAAGGUAUUACACACCUCAUUACAUAGUCUGACAUCAGUGAUAUGUCCCGAGCUCCUUAUCACUCCAUUCACUCUCUCCAUCGUUACGUCAUUGGUUCUUCUGUGUGCUGGAAGUCGAUGAUUAAUGCAGACAAAGGAAUUUAACAGGAACAAUUUGUAAAGAUGAAACUCAGUGAAAACUCCUCCUGCUGUGUGAAAACCCUGUUGAGUCGCAAUGUGGUCAUCUUUCCUGUUUUCUUUGCCCUUUGCCCCGUCUCCUUAUCCAUCCUCAAAUGUAGAAUCCAGUAUGAGACCCUUGUGAUCAUGUCAACAAUGUGAUAUGAAUGGACAAUCUCCUGCUCACUUUGAAAAGCUGCUGAAGUGGUUAAACUAAAAGCAACUGUGUUUGAAAGGUUGGAGGAAGCAUCUGAAGACUAUGAAGAAGCAGUCAUCUCGGCCUGUUUAUUUAGAGACUUACCAGAGAGCCAAGGCUACGAACUGGGAUCACUUUAACUCUUUACUUUAGGGACAAUCAGACGGAGAAACUCACAUGUGUUGUGUCGUUAAAUAGUGCUAAACUACAGUGACUCCUUGACACCUAAAUAGAGCCAAACCAUAUUUGUGUUAAAGUCAAAAUUCCUGUAAUAUCUCAAAACGGACUUCACUGCAGCAGUUAAUUAUGAAGCACAGACUAAUAUUUAUGUCCACCACCAUCUAAAUAGACUCAUCUCUAUUACAGUGUUCCUGAUCUGUCACUGUUGUGUGUUGUUACCACAGAACCGGCAGCUUCUUAAGGACAGUUUCAUGGUGGAGCUGGUGGAGGGAGCGAGAAAGCUGCGGCAUGUCUUCCUCUUCAGCGAUCUGCUGCUCUGCGCCAAGCUGAAGAAGCAGAUUGGAGGGUGAGAAAAGGACUAUUUUUGCAUCUUAUCCUCAGAGAGUUCGAAACAGGGAUUAACUUCAUUUAAUUGUUGCCUUAAUGUUAUAUUGUUUGUUCUCCUUUUAUAUUCUCCUCACUGUGUCCUGUGACCCAUCUUUAUUAUCCUUCUCCUCUGUCUCGUCUACUGCAGCAAAAACCAGCAGUAUGACAGUAAGUGGUACAUCCCCCUGACUGAGCUGACUUUCCAAGGCCCCGAGGAGAGCGAGCCUCUCACCAUCCCCCAGGUCCCUGAUGAAGAGCUUGACGCCAUGAAGGUCAAGAUCUCACACCUCCGCAGUGAGCUCCAGAGAGAGAAGGUAGAUGUCUAUAGUAGAUAGACACAGCUACUUAAAGACGUGGCGCGUUUAUCAGUUAGUCCUCUGGCUUUGGGGAGAAACAAUAACAUUUUCCUGUUUGUGAUUUCAGAGAGCCAACAAGGGUUCAAAGGUCAUUGACCGUCUCAGGAAGAAGCUGUCGGAACAAGAGUCUCUGCUCCUGUUAAUGUCUCCUAGCAUGCCGCUCAGAGUCUACAACAAGAACGGCAAGGUGAUGACAAAACCCAGCUCUUCUUCUCUGUUUUUAUCUUCAUUUCAACCUCCUUUUCUCACAUUCGUCUGCACAAACUCCAUCCCCAUAAUUCAUCUGUUUCUCUCAUUAUCCCCCUCCUCUCUGACAUGAAUCCACCUAAAUCACCCCUGAACUAUGUUCUUGUAAAAUCACUGUCUGACUUUUCUGCACUGACUGAUUCCCCAGUUUGAUUUGUGAUGAUGAGUAACAGCCUGUUCCUGUGUUUUGUAUUCAGAGUUACAGUUUCUUGAUUUCCUCCGACUAUGAGCGUGCAGAGUGGAGGGAGAUAAUAAAGGAGCAGCAGAAGAAAUGUAAGUGUCCCAGAAACACCUGCAGACUUUAUCUGAUCCAGAUCACAACAGUUACACGAGAGCUCUCAAACAGCUCCGUACUGCUAAUUCAAGAAGUUUGUUUUGCCAGAAAUGACUUGACAGUAUAUCUUGUCUUUUUUGUAGGUGUAAAAACUUCUUCGCUGACCUCCAUGGAGCUGCAAAUGUUGACAAGCUCCUGUCUCAAACUACAAACUGUCCACCACAUCCCACUGAGCAUCAACAAAGAAGGUUAGCUUCUCAUUUCUGUGUUCAAAACUUGGUUUUAACCCUCAAACUCUGCUGUUCUAAUCACACUCAUGUUCUUAUAGAGCACAUUUGAAACUGUAUUUAUACACGGCUGGCUACACAUUACAGAUAUGGUAAAUAUUUUUGAUUUAAACAAGGUACACAGAGGUUGAAACUACAUGUUUCAAACUUUACAGGGCUGUUCUGUCCCCUUUUUUCCAUAUCAGGUUCUGCUCCAACACAAACAGAGAUGUUCAUGUUUUUCUAACCCCUCCUCACUGGGUUUUUUUUCUCUUCUCUCUGACUGUUUUUCCAGAGGAUGAAUCCCCCGGUCUCUGCGGGUUCCUGAAUGUAAUCGUCCACUCUGCCUCCGGCCUCAAACAGAGCUUGAGUGAGUCACUCGACUUCAGCCUCCAUGCAGACAACAGAGAAUAGAGAUAAUUAGACCAAAUGAGCUUGAUGCGAGCGUGGAGCAGCGGGAAACAGUGUGGAGUAGUUUUCCACUUUAGUAGGAGGACUUUUGGAUCAGUAAAAAGAAAAUAUCAAGUUUCAAAACUCUGGUUGGAGUGUGUAAUGGUUUACUGACUGAUUUAAACACACCGAGGUGACAAAAUAUUUAUUAGGCACCAUAAACAGAGCUCAUUUCUACCUUUCUUUCUGGUAAUAACAUUUAACAUUCAGUCACAGAGGACUCAAAACAUCUUUGUAUCGUGUCUUGUCUCUGUCAGAUCUCUACUGCACAUUGGAGGUGGAUUCCUUUGGCUUCUUCUCAAAUAAAGCGAAGACGAGAGUCUAUCGAUACACUACUGAACCCAAAUGGAACGAGGUGAGGAAAUUAUUCCUAUUUAUAUGUUUUUAUUAGACCAGGUGAGGGAAACAAAACUGAGAUUUGAAGUAUAAUGUUGUGAAAUAAGAAAUUAGGUGUAAGUUAUUAGAAUAUAGUCUCAGAGUUAUUUAAUAAAUGCAUGACAUUAAAAGAAUGAAGCAAUAAUUUUGGAGGAGUUUGCAUUUUUUGUUCAUCUCACACCUCUUCUAUCAUACCUGAAGUGCAGGUUCAUUUGUGCAGGUUAUUUUGUACUGCAAGAAUGAAACUGUCAAGUUAAAAGAUAAAAUUACAAAAACUAGAUUAAAUAUUACGAGAAUAAAGUUCCUUUUUCGUGAGAAUAAAGUGUUAAUAUUACAAGAAUGGAGCUGCAGUGCGGUUGAGAAGAAGCUGGAGCAGACUGCCGUUAAGACAACGGUUCCUCUGAGUAGAUCUGAUGAUUUAUUCUGCAGAACCUCUCAGAUAUAACUUCACAAGAUGCUUUAAUUUCCUCAUUUUGCAGGCGCCUGGCUUAUUUUUAAUGAACCCCUUAAAAAUUACAUGUUGGCCUUAAAUUAUUACUUCAUUCCCAUAAAGUUUUGACUUUAUUCUUGCAAUUCUAAGAUGUUAUCCUCCUUUUUUACAACUUUAUUCCUGCUAUUUUAAGUUGGUUUUCUUUUAUUGAGGCCCUAAUUCUCAAUCAUAAUAAAGAAAUCAGUUUUGACAUUGCAUUGAGCGACACAUGAACCCAUUUUUAAACUCAUUUAACCUCGAAAUUGUUAACUGCAAGGAUCAAAAACGUUGCAUCUCCAUAUUUCAUUAUUCAACUCUGUAUUCUGUGAAGUUUGAAAGUCAAAGAAUGUCGUGAUUUGAGGGAUAAGAAAUUACCACAGCAGUGAUAUCUAGAAUUUCCAAUAAUAUUUUAUUAAAUACACUGAACACCCCUUAUUUCUCAUUUUAACUGAAAAAGACACAUAAACAUUCUCGGCCUUCUGCUUCUGACAUCUGCUACUGUAGUUAUUAAGCUUUCCAUCUUUGAAUAGCAUAAAGCAUCUGCAGCCCCUGCAAAGAUAAAGAAAUGCACACAUGCAUGCGGUUCACUGAAGCAGCCUUACAUCGCUGUGUAACUAACACAGCUGUACGUUGGAAGAAGAGGAGCUUUAAGACACAAUCAGUGGUUUAUUUCCUUGGACUCAAAGACUCUUUGAGGAUUUUUGUCAAGCUAAGUGGAAAUAAUAUCAGUUAAUGAGGGGCUGCUGGUGAUGACUCACAUCUGUCCAAAUGCGAAGUGAACCAACACAGUGUGGGACUCAGAACGAUGUGCAAACCAUAUGCAGAGUGCUCCGGCACUGCACAUAAUUACAGGGAACGCCGGUCAGCUGUGGAGGGAUUUAUGGAUUUAAAAGUUGGUGGUAGAUGGAUUCUGAUUUUCCUGGAACUCCUACUCUCAGUGUUUUUCUUUACAUUUUACAAUUUCACCGUCCUUAAAGAUGUUGCUGUCCUCAAAUCCUAAAUAUUUCAGCACAGACUACUACAAAAACCUCACCUGCAAACACCUCUUCUUCUGUUCUCUCUCAGGAGUUCGAGAUCGAGCUGGAGGGCUCUCAGACCCUGAGGCUGCUCUGCUAUGAGAAGUGUUACAACAAGACCAAGCAGAACAAAGAGGAUGGAGAGAGCACGGACCGCAUCAUGGGGAAAGGACAGAUCCCGGUAUGACAUGACGUCACCUCCCUCUUUUCUGCAGACCCUCCAUGAGUCAUUACCGAUGGAUGGUUAUGUCACUGCGACUGCUGCAAAGCGUGAAAUGCAAAUUAUUGCUCAAUGAAUGAAUGAAACUGGGCAUGAUGUAACAAAAGAAAAACGGCUGAUUGGAUUAAUUAGCUGAUUAUGAAAUGGAUGGACAAGGAUGAGUUAAUGGAGAGUGUCAGUUCAAUAUUUUAAAGUGGUGAUAUGUCACUUUGUUCAAUUAACAUUUAACUGAGUGAGGAUGAUACAGACCAUUGAAAACAGACUCAAAGCAUCAUUUAAUGUCAUUUUUUCUAUCAUUGUGCAUCGCAGUUAAGCCGAGCACAACAUAAGUCACAGUCACAGCAGUGCCGUACUGCGCACAAGGAAAUUACGUCAACACUGUAAGCAGGAGAAUCUUAGAAAAUGCCAAAAUCUGGUGUUAAUCCAAAAUAAACCAACUCAGACUCUGUCCUGAGCACUCUGUCUGUGACUGACUGAUAAUAAAUAGCAGGUGAUUAGGUUGCCAGGACGACAGCAGCCUGCAGGAUAAUGCCAAGUGUCACUCAAGUGAUGAACAGAGAGAAAGCAAAGAGAUGAAGGCAGAGAGAGAAACAGUUUGUUGUCUCCUCAGUGCACACCAGAGUAGGUCAGAUUUAUCACUGCUGGCUGCCCUAAUAAAAACACCAAAAACGAUCCUCUCUGGUUUCUGAAAUAUGCGCAAAAUAUUUUAAAAAACCUAAAUGACUGUCCCUGUAUUGUUUGGCACAUAUUUAUAUUAGCCAAUCAUGUGCAACAAUGAUGUUAUAUUAGCUUUUACAUGAUCUUCAACAGCAGCGUUCAUCCUCAGCGUCCUAUCUCGUACAAAUUGUUCAAAAAGCACCCAGACUACUCUGAGUAUCCUUACUGCUCUUUCUCUGCCAAACUGUGAUUUACAGUCACAUGCUCCAUCUAGUGGCUCCUCCAGUAAUCCAGCCACAUGAUCAUUUCUAUACAGAUGAUGUCAUUCAAAACAAACCACCCAGAGUGCUGAGAAAGUUGCUGAGCAGGAUUUUCAUAAAUCCAGGGCAAGAAACCGCUCUUCAUUCGAAGCCACAGCGGCUGAUAAAUCCUCCGGAUUACUGUUCAGUCGUUCUGUUUAACUAAUCAGACGAAUCUCUUUGACAGAGUGGCCUACUUGUGUUUCUAACCCGGGUCAAUAUAGCUUCAUCAGUAUCUCUCUGUCUCUUUAUUUCGUCCUGCUUAUUCACACCUUCCUAUGGUGACAUCUUGUGGUGUUCAUUCUUAUCAGAAGCUUCUGAUGUUAAUCAGUUAAAAUAGUUUUCUGUUUAAUUGUGUUAGCAUACUAAAAUUGAAUUGGGUCUUGGUUCAAGGUGAGCAGUUACACUAAAAAUUAAGAGGAUCUAAAAUAUAAAAAGCUAUAAAACUAAACUGUUUCUUAAUCAUCAUCAUAUAAUCCAAAAACACGCUGACCAAUCAGCUAUUUGGUUUUUGGUAUUCAACCACCUUAAUGUGUCUUUUCUUUAUUGGCACUUAAUUGCUGAAAUGUUCUUUUUAAACUCAUAAUCAUCUCACAACUUUGUAUGAUUGUCUCUGCUCAUGUUAUUUAACUGUUAUGUUUAAUAGCCCGUUCAUUUAACAGAACAUUAAAUGCUGUAAAGAAAGCACAGGGAUUUUUUUCCAUUUCACAGGCUGUAGUAGAUAAAUUUAUAUAUGGUGGUCUUUAAACAUUUUUAUCAUGAAGAUAAAGAAGCUCCUGUGGCUUUGCUGCUUUCAGUGGAACAUAAUUCUCCGUAGAUAAACGGUUCAAACUCAAGAGCAUUCCCAGCAGUGAAAGAUUCAGUUAUGAGGAACAUGAUCCAGCUUUGCACGCAACCAGAUGGGCCUUAGCCUAGGUAAACAUACGAGAUACAGUAUACAGAGUGUGUGUUUGUUACAGUGUGUGUGUGUGUGUGUGUGUGUGCCAGGCUUUUAUUGACCCAGAUGGCAUGUCUCUUCAGAUUUGAGUGUUUGCGCAUGUGUGAGUGUGAAUGUUGGCUCUGAAAACAAAGAAGAUUGUUUAUCGAAUACACACAUAAGAUACAGUAGAAGGAUGCAACAACAAAACAAAACCACAUUUUUAAAAUGCCCCCGCAGUGGUGGGAGGAAGUAAUUCAGAUUUAAGGUGGAAUUCGAAAUAUUGUCGGCUCAUCUCUGAAAGAGCUACAGAGAAAGUAAUAAAGGCGGUAAAAGUCAUCUGGAAAUGACAUAAGAAAUAAAAAGUGGUAUUUUUAGUUUUAUUGUUACAUGAUUGCAUAUGCAGCACUUAUGCUUGAUUUGACCUUUUUAUAUAGUGUGUAUUUUAACAUAAAAGUUCAGAGGUCUUUGAAGGAUUUAUACUGUUUUCCAAAUCUUCUCUGUUUUUGUUUUUCUUUCAUAAGUUAUUUAAACAUUUGAUCAAAUUUGAGAAGGGAGAGAAUUUGCCACACUAAGUUUGAGUUUACUGAUGACAAACCUGGACAAUAAUCUGUUCAGAUAUAGUGAAAUGUUAUAUAUGUAUGAAAGACUAUCCUACAGAGUCUUAAAUGUAAUGCUAACGUAUGUUUAUUCUGCUUCCCCCCUACUCAGCUGGACCCUCAGGCUCUCGAAGGCAAAGACUGGCAGAGGACAGUUAUUCCCAUGAAUGGGGUGAGUAAAUCACAAGCAUUCUUCCUCUAUAAGUUUGACAAGUUUCAGAGUUGUUGUUUCCAUUAUGAAGCUCCAGGACAGUCUUAGGUUAUAUACCCCAACUGUUCCUCCAGGAAGUGGUUCUGUCGCUGAUUUCAGCUCUAAAGCCCACAUCUGGCUUAAAAAUGUCAGGAUAUCCUUGAGAUCACAGAGAGCUAUUUCAGAUGGAUUUCAGGGUUGUAGAUUGGCUCCUCGCUCUGUAAACCUGCUUUAACUACAAGCCCUUGUUUCCUGUGUCAGAUUGAGGUGAAACUUUCCAUAAAGUUCACCACCCGGGAGUUCAGUCUGAAGAGGAUGCCCUCACGGAAACCCAUGGGUGUGUUUGGAGUCAAGAUCUCAACAGUGACCAAGUGAGUUGACCUUUUAAAGAAAUUAUAGUCAUCCUUGCAUUCAUCACUCUAUAAGGACACAAUUACUGGUACUGGUGUUCCUCAGGGCUCUAUUCAAGGUCUAGUUUCUUUUAUGCAUAGACCCAUUUUGACACCUCAUCCACAAUUUGGCAUGCUACUCCAACAUUUACGAGGAAAGUAAUGAUUUUUCAGGAAUUUUUAUGGCACAUUUAUUUUCAUACUAAAACUCAUGGUUAAAGGGCUGGACUGAAGCAUUUUUGUGCACCAAAUGACGACAUGAUGAAAACCUUUGAGACCUAUUUCUAAACUUUAGCGGUGCAUGUAUGCCAUAUUCAUUUUAGUCAUGGGAUUAAUCUUCAAAACUCCAACCAUAUUCGAUACUGAAUUUCAUGGCAACACAUUUGUGAAGCAGUUUCACCAAAAUCAGGAGAAAAUGUUACUUUUUGCCUUAGGAUUCAACAACUGAGCUGAGGAAACCUCACUCUUCGAUAUUUGUGAAGUGUGAAGACUUUGUUGUCUUCUCUUCUUUGAGUCAGGAGAGUUAAAACAAAAACGGAGAGACAGUUUUGAGAGAAAGGGAUAAAAAACAUGUAGUAGAAGCUCUGGUGUGCUCUGUCUUUGUUGUUGUGCAUAUUUGAGUGACAUUAAUGAUGAUUACAGAUAACAAGUGGGUUAACCAGAUUUACCAGCAACAAUCAAUCAGCAUUUGUAAUAGAAACACAAGCCAGAGGCAUUAUUAGCUCUUCCAUUAAUUACAACCAGUCAAAACAGCUCUUAUUUUUUUAAAAGGUCUGUGUAAAUAAAAAAACACUUUGUGUCCUGUUUGUUUUGUAUUUCCACUGGCAAGUGUUGACUCAACAUAAACUACUGGUCAAUGUUUUUGUUUGUCCAGGCGAGAGCGCUCCAAGGUGCCCUACAUUGUCCGGCAGUGCCUGGAGGAAAUUGAGAGGAGGGGCAUGGAGGAAGUGGGCAUCUACAGAGUAUCAGGGGUGGCAACAGACAUUCAGGCCUUGAAGACCGCCUUUGACACCAGUGAGUAGAGUGGAUAUAUUCAUGCAUAGAUUUAAUAUGUGCUGCUGUCACUUGUAAAUAUUAGAAAAGAUUAGUUUUUUCAUGAUAUCUGAACUUAUUAGCUCCUUGUGGCUUUAAUUUGUGAAGUGUGUGUGCAUUUUACUGUAACUUUGAUAAGACGCUGAAAAUAAGAUGCACUGACUGUGAUGGCUGAGGUGUUUCCCAGUCGUAUCAUCCUCCUCUAUCUCUGCACAAACCCCGUCUUCAUGCUGUAAUCGUGUCUCUCCUGCAGACCACAAAGACGUGUCAGUGAUGAUGAGUGAGAUGGACGUGAAUGCCAUCGCCGGGACCUUGAAGCUGUACUUCAGAGAGCUGCCAGAACCGCUCUUCACUGAUGAGCUGUACCCUAAUUUUGCAGGCGGCAUCAGUAAGUCACUGUCCAGCACAGCUAAUCCGAUCAGAAGUUGCAGUUAUUAACUGUUUGCAUGUAUAAGAGAAAGCUCUUGAAAUGCACAGUAUGUAAAAUCCCUCCUCUUUUCUUCGAUGCAGCUCUGUCUGAUAGUGUUGCCAAAGAGAGCUGUAUGCUGAACCUACUGCUGUCGCUGCCUGAACCCAACCUGGUCACAUUCCUUUUCCUUUUGGAUCACCUGAAGAGGUAGGAACAAGUAAAAACACACAUGCUCUGUCCCAGAGUUUUUUAAAGUGAAAUAACGGAGAGAAAAGUAAAUUAUAGGACUCAAAAAGCUUGAUAAUGAACAAACAUGUAAAUAUAACAAAUAUAAUUGUAAUACAGUGUCAUAUUGUCAUUAUAUAAUGGAAUAAUAUGGAAUUAAUGCAAUGUCAUCGUAUUCAUUCUAUAGAUACAGCUUAAAAGUCAUGAACCACUGCGGCAGUAAUGGAAAAAGUUCUUUAUAAAGCUGUGAGAUGAGGGAACCGCUGGGAAAAUGUUAUAAAAGAGUUAAUAAAAUAUUCACACCGCUCUGUCAGCUGACUAAAUAAUGAAUCUUUUCACCACAAAUAGAGUCUCAUAAAUGCCAGAAGUCCAUACACGACAUUCAGAUCCGCCACUGCACUUUAACAUCACUUCACAUGAUUGUUUCUUUCCUAACAGACUCGUUUGUCUCUCUUUCCUCAGGGUGGCAGAGAAGGAAAGUGUCAACAAGAUGUCUCUCCACAACCUGGCAACGGUGUUUGGGCCCACACUACUGAGACCGUCUGAGAAGGACAGCAAGAUCCCCGCCAACCCCACCCAACCUAUCAGCAUGGGAGACAGCUGGUCCCUGGAGGUCAUGGCACAGGUAAGAGACUCGUAGACGUCUGGAUUUAAAAGUUUGAGAAUUGUUUUUGAACUCGUUUUUGGAUUUCAUUUGUGGUCUGUUUGUAUUCUGGUCCGAAGUGACCAGUGGGUUAAGUGUAAUGUGCUCUCUCCAAGUAUAAUGAACCAUGAAAUAACAGUGUUAGGUUUGCAGACUUACCUUGGGUUGCUAGUUUCAGCUUGCUCUGGAUCUGAACAUGUCUGCUUCUGUAGUUGCAAAAUGAAGCAUCAACAAUGAAGUGCAUGGAGGAAGGCUAAGCUGGGAGUGUUUGAUGACCACACAUCAGUACAGUGGAGUUACUGGGAAGUUCAGUGAAGCCUUUAUUUUCAGUAUAAAUGAGCAAAACAAGAGCUGCUGGAUUACAUAUUGGAACUUAUUCUGAACUUAUUGCCAUUCUGUGAAGAACAAAAAGUGAGUUAUUAUUCUAUUAUCUAUUUAUCUAUUUUUUAUUUAUUUAUUUUUUAUUUAUUUACUAUUAUUAUUUUCUUUUUUUGCUCUUUUUUCUACUUCUUUGUUUUAUUAUAAUAAUAAUAAUUAUUGUUAUUUUAUUAUUGUAAUUAUUGUUUUGUCAUAAUGCUUACUUUUUCUUCUUUCAUUCUGUCCCCAACAAUUAUUACAAUUUAAAAGGGGGGAGAAAGAGGAACAAUCACACCCACACCCACUAACACAGACACUUCUUAACACCCACCCACCCACACUUAUUUAAACACACCUUUGCAACACCUUCAAACUUCUUUUUUUUCAACACCUUCAAACUUCUUUUUUUGCUCUUUUUUUCUACUUCUUUGUUUUAUUAUAAUAAUAAUAAUUAUUGUUAUUUUAUUAUUGUAAUUAUUGUUUUGUCAUAAUGCUUACUUUUUCUUCUUUCAUUCUGUCCCCAACAAUUAUUACAAUUUAAAAGGGGGGAGAAAGAGGGACAAUCACACCCACACCCACUAACACAGACACUUCUUAACACCCACCCACCCACACUUAUUUAAACACAGCUUUGCAACACCUUCAAACUUUAAAUAUCUAAACUUUAUGUGUUCCUGCUCUCCUUAUCACUUUGUUUUGUCUCUAUUGUCUGUUUGGACUGCAUAUGUUGUCAACCUCUUGUCAUAAUCUGUCUUGCAUCACUUAAAAAAAAGGGGAAUCUUUAUCACAACGUGAACCCCCCGUUAUAUUUAGUAAAUCCAUAUGCUUUCUGUUUUCCUCUUUACUCCAGGUCCAGGUGUUGCUGUAUUUCCUCCAGCUCGAGACGAUCCCCACCCCGGACAGUAAACGACAGAGCAUCCUCUUCUCCACCGAAGUAUAGAGCUAAACGCAGACUCUGCAGACCUGUGACUUUGACCGUGAAGGAGUGAAAAGGAGAUGAAACUGUGGCUCAAAGUGAGCCUGUAUUAGUACGUUUUUGAAUUGACUCGUCAGAUUCGGUUAGGCUCAUGCAGCUGAAAAGGAUCAUCUCUAGAGAUGCCUGCUCACCUUGAACACAGGAGGGCGCCAUUGGACCUCUGAGGCUGAGACAGUGAGGUCUGUGUCACUCAGUCCCUGAUAGCUUUGCUCCUCAGAAAGGGUUUGGAUACAUCUUCCAUCUACAUUUCUCCUUCUUGUUCUUUGUUGGUCUUAACAUUGAACUUCUAACCAAGAAAAUGUUCAAGUCAGUUUGUAAAAGAACGAACUUCUGCCAACAAAUCAAAGCUCCAUCUUCCUUUUUUGGGAUAUUGUUCACUUUUUUUAAUUUGGACAAUCAUCAUGAUCUUCAUGUCCUGCUGAGGAAACUUCUGUGUUUAACAUCAUCUCUUUCGUAGAUGACUAAAGGAGACAUUUUGGACAUUAAUGGGAGUUAAAGAAGAACAUUCAGAGCUGCCAUGACACUGUUUUUUUUCGUUGUGUCAGGAAGCCAACACCUGUAUGUUAAAGUGUUUACAACGUAAACAAACCUGGGUUAGAGUCAGUGACAAAGCUUGAAGAGUAACCGUCGGGAAAAAAAAGGAACCUGACCAUGAAAGUCAAAUUCCCCUUUUUGUGUUGUUUGUGUCUCAAGUUAGUCUUCAGCUUAAAUAUCCAGGAAGCAAUAUAUUUUCUAACAUAGGAGUCGUCUGUGUCCAUAUCUCUGCUGAUGAAAUGUCCUUCGUAUUGUAACAUGGGACAUCUUGCCAAAAUUACGUUAUUUGUUUGUUUCUAGGAGCAAAGGAAGCAGUUGUAUUUACAAACACAGUAUGUACAUAAUCUUAAAGUUGUAUUUUUUUUCUUUAAGUUUAACAGUAUAAUCAUUAAUGCUAUUAUUGUAAUUUAUUUCGGGGGCCUUUGGGGGGAGAAAUCUGUUUGUUUUUCUCUGUGUUUGAUUAAGAAAGUGGUAGGUCUUAGCCUUGACUUCAAGUCUUGCAGUAAAUAAGCAGGAUUUAGCCUUGUUCUUACACAAACUACUCAGCUGUACUGUCCAGCCUCUCAGUCAUACAUUUACUUAUUAUUACGAUGAAUACACAUUGUAGUUACAGACUCUAUGCUGCUGUGGGAAAAGGCACAAGCUCUUUAAUCUGCUGGGUGUUCCUCAGCGGGACAUCUCACAUCCACAGACCACCGCCUGUCUAGUGUAGACAUUAUGCAAUGUCACAAUACAGCAAACAGACACACACACACACACACAUACGUAUAACAUACUGUAGUCUUCUUAUACCAUUUAAUAUCUGGCUGCAGAAUCAUGCAAUGUUAGAACUACUGUAUUAAGAUUAAAGUGACCUGAGCACUCUGCGUUAAUGUCAAAAGCAUAUCUGUUUGACAGGUUUAAUGAAGGAAUCUUAUUUGUGUCAUGUUCUCCUGAUUUCAUGUCUUAGUUGUCUAAUCCCUGUAGAAAUGUCCCAGUAAUUCUGUGUCUCUUAACCUUUUUUAUUUCCCUGUCUAACCUGAAGAUGUCCAACUCAACGGCUAAUUCAAAAAAAGCUCUUAAGGCAAUUUAUCGAAGUUUCUCUGUGUCUUUGGUUUAACAUGCAGGCAUGUUUUCUUGAUUUUUUCUUCUUAUAGUGUUUUACUUUUAUUGCUGUCUUGACUCAUAAAUUCGUCACCUUGAACUUUAGGGUUUUGGUUACACGAGAGACUCUGCUUUACAUCAACAGGAUGUUUGGCAAUUUGAAGGAUAUGUGCACAGCUUGCGAAAUCUGUCCCAUAACAACAAUCAGGUGCUUUUCUUUAAAUUUUCAGUCACUUCACAAAAUUGCAAUUGCAGGAUUUAUGGAGUAGAAACCAGAGAAACAAAUCUACAAAAACCUGUUUAAAGCUCCUGAAAGGAUUUUUUUGUUGUUGUUGGUUUUAAAACAUACUGUAAUUAAUACAGAUGCCUUUUUAUGACCUAAAAACAGACAAGCCCAUUAAGAAAAACAAUAAGCAUUUCAAUUUAGUUAGUGUCAGACCAAAGGAGUGACAGCACACUGCAGAAACAGCCUUAUUCUACACACACUCUCAAUGGGUGAACACUUUUAAAGUUCAAAGAAAGCACAGUUGGACAAUUUAGACAUACCACCUCCUCCACAGGGGGACCUGCAACCUACACAAACCAAAUAUCCUCUCAGGAGCUUGAAGUGAUCUUAUGGGCUUCUUGACUGCUGUUUAAAGAGAGAUUGAAAGAGUGUGUACAUGUCCUCCAAGUGCUAUAUCAUGGCUGGUUCUUCAUUUUACUCUUAGGCAUAAAACUGUACCAAUGACCAGACCGGUUAAGUGGAUCUAAUAAGGGCUUUUGAGUGGUUACAUUCAUGUUUAUCUGCAAGGGGCAUACACAUUAAAGUCAAAUCAUAUCAAAGGUGAACAUUUUCAUCAAAACUGGCAUUAGGCUUCAAAAGCAGGAGCGGGGCCUCUGUUUGGAUACAUAUCAAUGCAGUAAAUGUUCGGACAUCCACGGUAAAUUUAACGGUGAAGGAGAAUAAUUGUGUUGUUGUAUCAACCCUGGAAAUAUCAGUGUCAGUCUUUUCUUGUCAGUGUUUAAGCUUUUUAAUGUUUUCUAUGACUGCGUACUAUUGCUCAUUUUUACCAAUGGUAGCAUGCACAUAUUUUUUUCACCACACAACAAAUAGUUAAUUCAUUUGAACAUCUUAAAUUUGAAAUUCCUGACUGCCUACACUUCUCUACCCUAUUGUGCCUCAACACGAUUUGUUUUUGCGCUUGUGGUACUCUUGACGUUGUUCGGCCUUCUGUUGCCUUUUCUGGGGACAUCCACGCAUUUUUCGUCUCUAAAAGUCUAAGACAGGACCUUAAACUCAAGCAUGGUCUUAGCUCAUCCCUUCAUCUGACUGUGUUGCUGUCUUUCCAACCGUGUUCGAGUCAGUCUUAAAGAGGACGGUUUCUUACUUACUGUAUGUCCUCCAUGAAGCUCUUAAAGUUCCAUCUUCUUUAAUGCCUUUAAUGAUUAUUAUUUAUUUCGAUUUUCCCUGAUUGGUGUAAAACGGCUCACAGCGUUUGUUUAUUACAUUUCAGCUGAAUAUAUGUCCCAAAAACAGUCCCUUUAUGGUGGGAGAUGACACUUUAUCACUUUUUGUUCAUCCAGUCAAACUUACAGUUGUUUCUUUAUAUUUCCACACAACUGCAAAUCUCUUCAGCUUCAUCUCUGUAGUUGUGUCAUAUACAGACUGGCCACUGUGAUUGUUCAGCUAUCAAUAGGUUCAGGAACUGGUCCAUUUUUGGAUUUCACUGACUCAAACGUAUCGUUCUUUUCCAUGGAGUUGUACAAUAUGUAUUAUACUAGAGAGUACAUUAUUUGGUUCCUGUUUUAUUUAUUGUGGCGUUAAGGGUUGAGCCGGUACGCCUUUAGUCUCUUUGAAAAGCCGAGCUGUCAGUAUGUGGUAGAGGAGAACGGAGUCUUGUAUUGGCUCUAAAAUCUGUUUUGGUCUGUUGAUUGUCAGUGUAACUGCAUGUACCCUCCAUAUCACACUUGAACAAGUAACAUCAGUCCUUUCUGUUCUGUAAAGGGAAAGUAAAUACGAAAAAAGGUUUAGUUCUAUCUGGAUAGAUGUGAAACAUAUCUCUCUUUAUGACAGUGUCAGAUCUCAUCAGUUGUGUACAGGAAACUGCUCAGUCACACCACAUUUCCAUACUAUGACUGAUGCUUCUAAAAUGACUCUAUGCUGCCACUUCAGUGACAUCAGGCUGACAACUUUUGGAAAUACACUUGUUUUGUUUUACUUGUAACAUCAAGCUGAGGAUGAGACUUGAUGACCAACCACGAACACUUUCUCUUUAUACCUCCCUCAAAGUUUUGGACUCUAGUUCCUGUUCAAUAUUCAACGUUCUGCCUGUAGAACUGUAAAAAGGAAUACUGAGUACUGAGGGCAAACAUGUUUGGAAGGCAUUUGCAGCCUAUGUUUGUACACAAAAAUGUUAAAUAAAAUCUCCUUGUAUCUACAUAA
Molecule: messenger RNA, 90423 nt
Organism: Xyrichtys novacula (pearly razorfish)
Lineage: Eukaryota; Metazoa; Chordata; Actinopteri; Labriformes; Labridae
Source: the annotation of a GenBank genome assembly